AGGACCAGUGGUCAGGGAUUCUGGCGAAGAUAUCUACGCAGCUCGCUGACUUCUUCGUGGGUCCGAAUGAAAGGAUCGCGUUAGGCUUUUUUCUUUCGCCUCCCCCGCCCCGCCCCCAUUCUUCCUGGCUCCACCGGCAGCGACGGCGUCAAGCGGGCAAGCUGCCAUCCACCAGUAUCACCAGUUGCAGCGAUAUCCCAAAUCGGCCCCAGCUCUCUACCUGCUUGGCGGGUGCCUUGCAACUUAAACGCCACUGCUUAGCCCCCGCCUCUGCGAUCUGGAAGGGUUCAAAACAAGACGAAGCAAGAAGCCGUCGCUGGUGAUCACAGUCGUCUUCCUCCAAACAAGAGCUGCAACCCCGGAUCCCUUCCUCGCCUCUGGCGUCUCUAACCGCCACCUGUGCGCUCCGCCCGCUUGGCACCUGACGGGGCUCCUCCCUUUUCCCGGGGCGCCGCCCCCUGCCCUCCCCCACCUGCCGGACACGCCCCCACUCCAGUGGCUCCUCCCCCCUCCGGUUUCCCCGCCUCCCCCUCGCCCCAGCUCCCGGGCUCCGGCUCCUGCACCUGCUGCUGCUGCUUUCGCUUUUCUCCUCGCCGCGCGUCGGGCGCCUCCUCGGGGAACGGGCGCGAUGGAGCCUCUGCCGCUGGCGCUGGGAUUGGCUGCGUUGCUGGGUGAGUGAGAUGGUCCGGCGGGAGGGAUCGGACGGAGGGCGAGGAGAGCGCGGCUCUCCACCCGGGGCGACGGGGCCCGAGCCUUCGCCCAGCCCGUCGGCCGGGGUCUCCCCUGGGCGCCUCAGGUGCGCCUCCGGAGGCGCUUUCAUUCCUCCGCCUGGACGCGCCCCGGCUUGCCCCGCGUCCCCAUCUCCCUGGAGUUUCCGAAGUGGCCGCGAUCCUUCCCGGCGAGUAAGCUCCGUCUAGCGCAGCUGGGGACGCACUUUUUUGAGGGUGUUGAUGCGUUGGAUCGUGAAUAGGAUUGUGCUGCGCGACCCCCUGCGCCAAGGAGGUGAAGAGUGCGGGCGGCGCAGCUUUCGCUCCGCUGCAUUGAAAGGCGAAUUUUUGCUCUCUGUCUAACCCCGGAGAUGGCAGGGGGCUGCUCCGCUCGCUUACUGCGAAUUAGUUGCCCUCCCUAAGAACCUGGCUAAUCAGCGUGCAACUGGAGUAGGGUCUUUGGUCGGUUUAGUUUUUUCCUCUGCGAUUGAUGGAGGAAACUGGAGAUCGUCUAAUAAUCCUCGUUAAGGAUUGUCAGCAGCUGGGCAAGAACCCGGCGGUGUGAGUUCACUCCGGAUUAACGCAGUAAAAACAGCUAGGCUGUAAUCUUGGGCUUGGGUAGAGUUUGGAUCGGAGAGAGGGCUCGCUUUAGGUGAGAAUCUAGCAAGCUGACUCCUAUGCGUGUUUACUUGGAGAUAAAUCCCACCCGUGCUGGACUUGUGCCCAGGCGCAUGAUUGUGACCUGAGGUCUGUAUCUGCAUAGAUGCUUAUGCUGGCAUGUGGGUAGGUGGUACCAGAGUAUGGUCUGAUGGUACAUGAGGCCACCACCUUGCUGAAGCUAAAUGGGUCUGGCUCUGGUCAGUGCCUGGAUGGGAGACAACAUGUAUGCUGCCCUAUGGGCUGUGUGGUCGUAGUCAAUUGCUGGGUGGUUCUGGCUAAUUGCCAUGUAUGGGCAGUGAACGAAUAGCUCUGUAUGGUUCUAAAAACACCUGGAAGCCCCACUUCUUCCAUAGAUCCACUGCCAAUGGCGAGAGCCAGCGUGGUGUAGCAGUUGUGCUUAGACGCUGGAGAGCAGGGCUUCCAUUCCAUGAAGCUCUCUGGGUGAUUGUGGAUCAUGGCCACUCUCUCUGCCUAAGCUGCCCCUGCAGGGUUGUUGUGAGGACUCGGGGGGGGGGGGAAUUUUGAGUUCUUGGAGAGAGGGUGGGUGAGCAACAAAAUAAAAUAAAUAGGACACUUGUGUGUUUUGGUUCUGAUUCCCACCCCCACCCCCAAAGGAAAAUCUUAGAAAUGAUCUUCACAGGAUAGUGGUGAGAGGAGUCAGGAAAGAUGGUUAAAUGCUCUACAUGGGUCAGAGAAGACUGUUGCUGGACUCCAGCUGUUGUUAGACUACAACUCCCAUCACCAGUUGGCAUGUCGAUUGAUGAAAAUUGGGAGUCCGACAACAUCUGGAGAGAGCAUCAUAUUAAUCAUCUAGGGUGCCACAGAUGCCCUGUCUCUGCGCAGUGGGUGAGAGGUGCUUGAUAUCAUUUGGAUGUGAGCUGAGGUGCAAGUUAAACUCUCAUCUAGAAUGGAAGGUUUCUUUCCUCCCUCACCUCCCUCCCUUUCCUUUGCUGCCUGGUUACAAUAAGCCUCUGCAGCUAAUCUCUCCAGUCAAGUUCUGCUCCCCUACCGUUUUUCUUAAUCCAUCCCGAAGGAGAGGAACAUUUGUUUACUUUAAUCUCCCUACUGUAUUUGCCAACCACCUUUUCCAUAGUUCAAAGCGGCUCAGGCAUUCUGAAAUGCAUCCAUCGCAUUGCCGAAACAAUGUUAAGAUUAUACUCUUUAAUCAAACACAUGGAGAUGUGGAAUUACGCUCAACAGGCCAACGGAAACCUUAGUUAACAGAACCCGCUCUCUGGGAAAGGAGAGCCAUGAGAAAACAGCCAAUGCGAGUCACAUUCCAGGUUACUGAGGAGUUAACAAAUGUGUUGUAAACCAUGAUGCGCACUUGAAUCUGGAGACAGCUUGUGGUUGUGCACUCUAAGCAGUUUGGUAGGACCUGUGUAGAAUCUGUGAUUAUAAGUGACUUAUUGACCUACUCUUAGGGAGAGGGGAGAAAUUUGAUUCGGUUUGCAUUUAAAGGUGAAUCUACCUAAUUCACACUUUCUCUGGAGCAAUCUGUCAGCUGCGACACAGCUACCCUUCAACAUUUGCACUGCUCUGAAUUUUGCAGUGCAGUUUUUCAGCCAAGUAAUGGAUACGAAAAUGCAUAUACUAAAAGCGUGCAUGGUAAUGUCCAUAUUAGGGGAAAAUAACAUACAGAAUGCAUCAUAUUAGGGGAAAUGGCUUGCAAAAAAAUUUGUAUUUCAGGCAAAAUAGCAUAUGAAACGUGUAUGUUAGGAGAAAUUUGCACCAAAAUGCUGAUGAAUUUUCAUGAAAAUCAAUAGGUCAGUGUUUGUUGCAGUCAAAAACAAAAUGAUGAUGUAGAAAUGUGGAGAGUUAAAUAUAAGGUUGGGGAGAAAACAUGAGGAACUGAAACUGGCAGAUCCACACAUCCUGCCCCCCCCCCCCCAGUUCCUUAGCAGUUUAUUACCCAUGCAUCAGACUGUCUAUUAAUCAUUUAUGGAUCCAUCCUGAAUGAUACAUUGGGGACAAUUUAGGACAAAUGGUCUUCAGGUUGUGAGAUGUGCCUUCAGCUUGGGAAUCCUCCCAGCAUCAUUGACAUCUUUCAUUUGCUUGAGAGGAGGAGAAGAGGAAGGCCAAACAGAGGAACAAGAUGGGUGUAUAUGGAUAAACGCUCCUCAACGUAUAAAACCAGGAUCAAAAGACCAUCCAGCUUGGGAUUUAAGCUGAAAAAGCACUCAAUCACUUUUUCACCACUUGUUGCUUCCACACAGUCUGCACGUUUCCCUCAUAAUCCUGUUCUAGUAGCAGGCUGAGUGCGAUAUUCUACUUCUAAGAGCACUGAUAGUGUGCAGUUGUAGUUAUUUUGACUUGCUGUGCAGAUUUUUGUUAUUUCAUGGAGCAUCUUGGGGGUAGCUAUUGGAUGGUGUUGAGGUGGUAACUAGUGAUAACAUCUGUCUAAUGAUGGGAGGAAAGAGAAAUUGAACACAGGAAACCAACUUGAAUGCCCAAUUGGUUUAAGUGAGAGCAUUUGACUCAUGGUGGUCACCAGAACUAGAAACGAAAACUAUUGUUAGCGUGUCAGAUUUUUCCUGGAUAGUGAUUUGGGGUGUGUGUGUGUGUGUGUGUGUGUGUGUGUAAAUGACUAAUUUAGAUUCGUUAAUGUCAAUGGGCCUACUCAAGUAGAAUCAUGUUCUCUUAUAUGAAGACUGCAGCCACAGAGUUGAAUCCAGUUGAAAUUAGUGAACUUAAGUUAGUCAAGUCCAUUAACUUCAAUGGGUUGGCUCUGAGUACAACUAGCAUUAGAUACAAUCCACAGAUUUUUAUUUGUUAGUACUGAAAAUACAAGUAUAUAAAGCUGUCCUUUUUUCCUGUCUGUCUCUAGUGAUAGCAUAUUUCAGUUUAGAACCCUAUGCCAGUUUUUCUAGCUAACACAUGCAGAGAGGUGGGAUCACGUAUACACAUUGUAUACACUGUAUACACAUUGACACUCAGUGUUCCCACAGUGAUCUGUUCACAUAGACUCUCAAUGCUUCAGAUGACCUUCCCCUCCACGAUUUUGCCCAGUGCUCUCACCAAACUGCAGGAGGCAGUGGAAGACAGGAGUGCCUGGCAUGCUCUGGUCCAUGGGGUCACGAAGAGUCGGACACGACUAAACGACUAAACAACAACAACUUUUAAAGCCACCCAAAUUGGAGCCCACUGCAGCCUCCUGGGGGAGCAAGUCCCAUACAGUGGAACCUUGGGUUAAGAACUUAAUUUGUUCCGGAGGUCCGUUCUUAAUCUGAAACUGUUCUUAACCUGAAGCACCACUUUAGCUAAUGAGGCCUCCUGCUGCUGCCACACCCCACCGCUGCGCAGUUUCUGUUCUCAUCCUGAAGCAAAGUUCUUAACCCGAGACUAUUUCUGGGUUAGUGGAGUGUGUAACCUGAAGCGUCUGUAACCCGAGGUACCACUGUAGUUUAACUGUGCACUGCAUGAAGAAGAUCUAAGCCUUGCUUUGUCUUGAUACAGCUAGCUAGUUUCUAUACAUGCUCCGCUCUCUAUCCUUCAUCAAGACAAGCAGAAGACAUUAAUCAAACUGCAAGGGCACAUUCCAGCCAAGGGAAAACAGUCAUGGAGGGUACAAAUGGGCCAGUGUGGGAUGUGGGCUGAAGGGAGCUCCAAAGGUCCAAAAGAGAGGCUUGGAGGGUUGCUUUUUGCAUCCCAUGUGAUUUGAGCCUAUGCAUCUAGAUCACUGUGUAAACGUGGGUGUCAAACAUACGCCAGGAGUUGAAGGUGCACACAACACGAUCGCUCACUUUGCCUUCUAUGCAGAUAACAGAUUAAGAUGUCAGCACAGAGCUUUGAACGUUUGGGUCCUGGAGUCAGAAGAGGGCACACACUGUUAUCACUGUUGGCUUUCUGUUGUUCUUAUCCUCUGCCCUUUUCUGAACUACUCUCUUGUUUGUUUGUCUUGGUAGAACUUGGACCGGCAACUUCUCCUUCUUAGGGCAGCUGAUAAUCUGUCUGUAUAACGUUGUAUAAAUGUCGGGGGCCUCUAGCAAACACUUCCGCAAAUAAUUUCUGGAAAAGGCCGUGAGAGUACUAAUCCGUGGCGAUAUAUUCCAGGGUCUAGUUCAUGACUGCAAUUGCACCAGACCUGAGUAGCCAGGAAAGAGGGGCACGAAAUCACAGAGGCUUAAAAGAGAGCCGAGCGGACUGUAUUCUGGGCACGUACAUACACACAUGAUCUGUACCAGGGGAACUAAAAACUUUGCCAUCAAAAUAAAUUGGGGGGAGAUGAAAAUUUAUCAGUGUGUGAUUGAUCCAUUGUUGUUCUUUUACGUUUUCUGUAAAUUUUUAUUUGGAGCAGUUUAGUGGCUUUGCAGAGUUGGGCUACUGUAAGGAUAGCAGUGAAAAUAGUGUGGGGAGAUAUGGCCCCAGCCCCCCUAAAUCAUCCUGAAACUGCACAUUCCUCUCCCCAGAAAACGCCCCGUCACCACCCAUACUUUGCUCCCCCCUUGAGAGUUUUUGCCUAGCUGGAAUGUGUGUUUGAGUUCUGGCAAUACUCUUUGCUUGCCUGGAUGAGGGAUAGAGUGGGGAAUAUGGGUAAAAAAGGUAAAGGACCCCGGACAGUGAAGUCCAGUCAAAGGCGACUAUGAGGUUGUGGCGCUCAUCUUGCUUUCAGGCAGAGGGAGCCGACGUUUGUCCACAGACAGCUUUCUAGGCCAUGUGGCCAGCUUGACUUAACCGCUUCAGGUGUAACAAAACACCAUGACAGAAACCAGAGCACACAGAAACGCCUUUAACCUUCCCGCCGCAGUGGUACCUAUUUAACUACUUGCACUGGUGUGCUUUUGAACUGCUAGGUUGGCAGGACCUGGGACAGAGCAACAGGAGCUCACUCCAUUGCAUGGAUUCGAAACACCAACCUUCCAAUCAGCAAGCCCAAGAGGCUCAGUGGUUUAGACCACAGCUAGCCUAACGUAAAACUAAUAUUCAUUGCUCUGGUCACUUUCACCUCUGGCCCUGGCUGCCACUGGAAAGUGGCCCCUGGAAAGUUCUUCAGGAGGGAAUGUGGCCCACUGGCUGGAAAAAGGUUUCCCAUCCCUACUAUAUGGGAAUAUGCUGUUGCUGUUAAGAAUAGUAUUUAUUGGUGGCUUUAAAAAAGGGAAAGAAAUGGAACUCAAAAUGACCAUUAAAAACAAGGAUAAAACAACCUAAAAUACAAAAGCGGCCAGAUCCUAAGAAUGCCUUACCAUCUUAAGAUCUGCUCUGGGAUGAUUUUGUGGGUAGAUGGGAAUAGAUUGAAGUACCAGGCAGUUCACUGUAGAAAUUAAGCCCAGCCUCUAAUGUGUGGUGUGUAUGUGUGUGUGUCCCUAUUUGGAGAGGUUGACUUCCCAAGUCAUCUCCCCUGGGACCCUUGCCCUUGCAUGUUUCCUUUAAGUCUUAUUAUGCUUUCCUAACCCUCCCCCCACCCAGCCCUACGUGACAUAGGACAUUAGAAGCAUGAGUUCUGUGAGUUUGUGGAACUGCCUCUACGUAAAGGAAGUGGCAUUUGCCUGAUAGCUUUAAAAGGAGAUGGAAACGAUGACUCUAAAACACAACAUUGGGAACAUUUUAUUAUUAUUAUUUUUAAAAAAUGCAUUCUCCCCAGGGAAUGAGUUGGGUGGACCAUGGCUUUUAUUUCUGGCUCUGUUUUCCAGGAUCUUGUUGUAACAUUCUGAGCUGCACAGUGAUGCAGAGAAAAAUUACGUACUGACAAGGCAGGGAUACAGGGAUCCUGUUAAUUAGAUUCCCCUCUACCCUUCUUGAAUGUAACAGGAAGGGAGCAUUUUGCAUUGAGCCAUGUGAUUCCAAACCUCUUCUUGUGAUAAAUAAAUAAAUAAAUAAAUAAAUAAAUAAAUAAAUUUUAUUUGUAUCCCGCUCUCCCCAGCCAAAGCCAGGCUCAGAGCGGCUAACAUCAUAUAAAUAAGACAAUAUGCAUAAUACAAUAUACAAUAUGCAAAUAAAAUAACAUUCAACAUUCAUUAAAAUAUAGAAUAAUAUUAAAUAUCAGCAUUUCAAAAUUAAACAGAAAUCCACUCAACAGUUACAAUAAGUAAUUUCUAAACUCCAAUCAACAGCAAACCACAGUGCACAACAUAAUGUCGUAAAUCCAGGGUCCCCUCCAGACUUGUGUGAGGUUUUUUUUUGGUGGGUAUUGGACUGUGCAUACCUCAUUCUGCUUUAUUUCUGUGGUGCUUCCUCAAUUUUUUUUGCAUUAUUGCUGUCUGGAGGGUCUGUCUUGUGCUGUAGCACAGCAACGGAAGUAGAAAAACCCCUGGUACAUAUGUGGAUAUAAAACAUGACAGGUUUUCAAGAGGAAGCCCCAAUAAAUGCACUCAUAGGAAACAAAGCAGUGUUUCUCCCCCCCCCCAAAAAAAUUUCCAGGUUCUAACAGUACUGAAAGCAGGAUUGUGUAUAAUUUUCCUAAUAUCAUCCUGAACGCACAUUAUCAGGAAUGCACAAUAAAAAGGACAACAGGAGAGACUUAGGCUCUAUACUUGAUAGUGCAACUAACUUCAAUAUGAGUUCUGUUGCUUUAGGGAGACUUGUGUACACACCUAGCGUUGCAAAGUUAAAGGGUCCAUAGCGGGCAGUUUGCAAGAUGUGAUACGAUAAUCUUUAUUGUCAUUAUCCCAUACAGAACAACGAAACUGAAAAAUCUACAUAAGACAUUCAAAAACCAACAAGCCUGCUAUCCCAGCUAUCCCAACCUGGUUAGCCCCCUAAAAACUCUGAUACCCCAUUUUUAAAUACAAUAUACUCCCAUAGAGACUCCUUACACUGCGUUUAAAACCAAAAUCGCAUUUGGAUAGAAACUGUUUCUCAGGUGGCUAGUCCUAGUCUUUAUAACCCUGUACCUUCUUCCAGAAGGCAGAAGCUGAAAGAGAUCAUUUCUGGGGUGCGCACUAUCCUGCACUAUCUCUGCAGCUUUCUUAUGGCACCUGGAAGCAUAGAUUUGAUCCAAGGUGGGAAGAGUGCACCCAGUUAUUCUCUCCGCAGUCUUUACAACCCUGGACAGCAUUGUUGGCAUCACCUUGGCCAAGAUUGCAGAGGAAGCAGUAAUUCCAAUGCUCCCUUCCAUGUCUUGCAGACAGCUCCCAUAGCUACAGACAUCACUUGUGUGAAUUGGUCCCACUGAACUUGGUAGGCCUUACCUGUCUGUUCCCUCUGGGCUGUGUAAGCCCAGUGGCUUCUGGGCAAUGAACCAACAUUCACCUGCAGGCAACUGCUUCCACUUGGUGUGCAAUUGGUAGCUGGAAGUGAGGUCUUUUAGCCCUACCUGAUGCUAAGCUACCAAAUGAUAUGCUACUAGGACCUGGGAAAUAGCAAGACUGCUGCCAGGGGUGGACUACCUGUGGCCCUCCAGAUUUUGUUUGUCUCCCACCAGCCAGCAUGGCCAAUGGUCAGGGAUGAUGGAAGUUGUAGUUAGCAACCUCGGGCGGGCCACAGGUUCCUCUAGUUAUUUGCAGGAUUCUUUGGAAAUUUUCACCCCAAACUACUUCACUGCCACAAGUAAAAAAAGUUUCUCAUCCCAUAGAAGCAGCCUCCUGCCUACAGGAUUCUGGUCUUUCAGCUGUUUCUCCCAAAUUGUCUGUCUUGAAUCUUGCAGUGGGUCCUUAAGAAACAUCACUAAUCACUCUCCCUUUCACCUAGGGUGCAAACAGCUGUCUUAAGAUGCCCUGCAGUUCUUGCUGACAUUGCCCUUGAUGGAUUUCAUUUAAAUGUCUGAAUUCUGUAGCACCUCACAGAUCUUUCCUCUUGGUUUGCUUUGGAAUCUGUUGUCAUCGAUGGCUGCUGGCCACAAUGGCUAUGUCCCACCUCCAUGAGAGGUAUUGUGCAUUUGAAUACCAGUUUCUGGGAAUCGUAGGUGGGCAGAGUGCUGUUGUGUUCAUGUCCAGCUGAACCAGGUGGUCAUUGGCCUGAUCCAGCAGGCUGGUUUGCCUUACGCUUUUCAGUGUUCAUAACAUGCCCAUAGUUGGUUGAUUUGAUAAGCUUUUAGUUUCCCCUUUGUUUAAUCAACUUUGGCCAGCCUGAUGUCUGGGAAAAUUUCCAGUGUUGCUCACACAUAAAUUUUCACCGGAAGGAAGCGAGGUCAUAAUCAUCUUAGCCAUCUGUAAAAAGGGAGCAAAAAAAGAGGUUUGCUAUUGGGCUACUAGCAACUGCUUUGAAGGGAGGUGCCAGACAUCUGUGGCAGAGCAUUUCAUUUGCAUGCAGAAGGGCUUGGGUUCAAUCUCUGGCAUUUUCCAGUUACAGUGGUACCUCUGGUUAAGAACUUAAUUCGUUCUGGAGGUCCGUUCUUAACCUGAAACUGUUCUUAACCUAAAGCACCACUUUAGCUAAUGGGGCCUCCCACUGCCGCUGUGCCGCCACCACAUGAUUUCUGAUCUCCUCCUGAAGCAAAGUUCUUAACCCAAGGUACUAUUUCUGGGUUAGCGGAGUCUGUAACCUGAAGCGUAUGUAACCUGAAGCGAAUGUAACCCGAGGUACCACUGUACAGAGAUGAGGAAACUUUGGCCCUCCAAAUGUAUGGUGGUAUCUCUGGUUGCGAAUGGGAUCUGUUCUGGAGGCCCGUUCACAACCUGAAAGGAACGCAACCCGCGUCUGCGCGUCUGUGCAUGUUGCGAUUCACCACUUCUGCGCAUGCACGUGACGUCAUUUUGCGCGCCUGCGCAUGCAUGAGCAGCAAAAUCCGGAAGUAACCCUUUCUGGUACUUCUGGGUCACCGCGAGACGCAACCUGAAAACGCUCAACCUAAAGCAAACGUAACACGAGGUAUGACUGUAGUCCCUUCAGCCCCUGUCUGCGCUGCCAGUCAUAAGGCAUGAUGGGAGUUGUAGGCCAAGAAUAUCUGGAGGGAUGUAGGUUCUCCAUCUCUGAGGUAGCAGGUGAGAGGCAAAGCUGCUCUUCCUGCAUAGGGAAUACUGAGCCAGAUGGACAAAUAGUCUGAUUUGCUAUAAUGCUGCUUUCUAGACACAUGUGCCUGUCCAGUUAGUUUAUGUAUGUGAAAUGGGGGAUGGGGGAGCAUCUUCUUUUCUUCAAAAUGUCUUGCACUCACCUUGACCUUGGGGAUUUGUCUUGGAGCCCACCUAAGACCUUGGCUAUCAGUCCAGGCACCUGCUGCUCUUCAAGGGAUAUCAGCUGAGUUAAAAAAAAACCCAACCCUUUCAAACCUCUAAGUGUUUUGUGAUCUAAAUUACCUCUGAAAGACAACUCACUAUUGCUGAUUAAAUUGGUCCCCCCAUGAAACAAAAUCAGAACGGUAAGAGUUAAAAAGCAGUCAGCUAGCUGCUAAGCAUUACAGAGUAGCCAAUUCUCCCCCCUCCCGAAUUUUUAUUCUCUUGAGUCUUAAAGUUCCUCCUGCCCUGGGGUCGUGAGAAAUGCAACAAGGGACUUUCUCAACAAGCGUUGUGCUUAAGGCCAACUCAUAUCUGUUAAUUUUAUAAAUAGUUCCUGCUCGCAAACAAACUUUUUUCUCCCCCUUGCAACUUUGAAUUGGGAAUGAGAUACUCCCAUUCCUACUAGGAAAAGGUCCAAUUACGAGCACAUUUGCACCAUACAAUUAGAGCACAUGGUUUCUGCCAAAGCAUUCUGGGAACUGUAGUUUAGGAGUGCGGGGAACUGUAGCUCUGGGAGGAGUAAACUGCGGUACCCAGGAUUCUUUGAGGGAAGUCAUAUGCUUUAAAUAUGUGGUAUGUGGCCACAGAGAAACAAAGAACGGUAACCUUCAGUCUUCUGUUUUGGGGGGUUUCCCCCCUUCCCUCUGUCUACUCUUCCAUAGUGAAACUUGCCAUCUGGGCACCUUCACAAACCAGCAAGGGUCCAUCAAACUAAUACUGAGACAGAGGGAAGAGUGCUGGUCUCUUGGUUUAAUUUCUGUCUCGAUUUCACAUCGCGUAAUCAUCUUAAUCUUAUAGACCCAGGUCAUCAAAUGAAAUCCGCCUUCAUCCUUUAAUUCCCAAAUGUUUAAUAGCUUAUAGGGGAGGAAUCUCUGAUUGGAGGACUGUGGUCGGGAAUUAUGGAUGGGUCUCUGAAAUGCCCAAAGUCUCCCUUCUCUCUGAUUUGUGGUUCAGGUUUUCACUUGGCUCUUUUGAAAGCAAAUUUUGGAUUUAUUUAUUUUUUAAGAGACCCAGCAAUCAGGAACAGUGAUUUUUAAAGUCUGGAAUAGUGUGGCUCCCUGCUAAUUGGGCGUUUCUCAUCUUUCCCACCAGUUACCUUUUGUUCUCUUUUUUCAUCAUUCAGGAUUUGUUUUGAAAAACUAGAGGGGUGGUGAUGAACAGGUUUCUUCCCAUUCACGUAUACAGCAGAGUAUGGGCUCCUCCACACAACCCUGUUUAUUGAGUGUUCAUCUUGAUUUGCUUGCAGAAAGCUUACAUGGAGGCUAGAUUGUGUCUUUAUUGAGUGUUUGUUCUGAUUUGUUUGUGGGGAGGCUAUACAAUGAGCAUUCACCCCAGCUUACUUACGCAGUGGUUUUUCACCCCACGAUUUUCUAUGCAUUUCCCUGUCACUUUCCAAACAGCAAAAAGUCCAUUUUUGAAAUGUGGAUUUCUUUUGCUUUAUCUUUAAUCCACUUUAAUUGCGCAAACUUAAAUUUCCCAGUGAUGCGCUUGAAUCAUUCCCACAAAGUAGUGUCAUCCUGGUGACACCUUGAGAAAAUUAGAUCUUUUGAAGUCUGUCUUAUAUUGCACUCCACUUCCCCUGUUUUCCUGUUCCCUUACUUUUGUUGUUGUUUAGUCGUUCAGUCGUGUCCGACUCUUCGUGACCCCAUGGGCCAGAGCACACCAGGCGCUUCUGUCUUCCCCUAAACAAGGGAGCAUCCUACUGUAGAUCAAAAUGAUGCAAGGAAAUCGGAUCCUGCCAAAUGUUGCAAUGGAUCGUACUGGAAGACACAAGAACUGCCCACCCGAGAAGAAUGGCAGAUGAAAGUGAUGGACUAUAUGGAACUGGCUGAGAUGACCGGCAGAAUUCGAGACCAGGGAGAAGGGUCGAUGGAAGAAGAUUGGAAAAAAUUCAAAAUAUACCUUCAAAAAUAUUGUAAUAUAAAAGACUGUUAGAAAGAGGUUGGAAAAUGAAAAUUAGGUCGUUUUGGUAGAUAUGAUAUAAAGGAUUAAGUAAAAUGAGUUGAUGAAAUUGACGAAACAGAGGAGGUUUAAUUACAUUAUUUUAAAUUAAAAUACGUAAAUGAAAAUAAGGUUAGAAGGACUUGCUGGAAAUACGAUCUGAACUAGAAUACAAAACUGGGAGGUGAGAGGAGGUCAUGGACAUAAGUAAAGGGAAAAGGCUAUGUAAAGGUUUAAUUUGUUUUUGUUUCAUUUUAACUUAAUGCAUUUUUAUACUUUUGUUAAGUCUUCUUUUUUUAUUCUAUUUUAUUGUUCACUUUUAUCUUUUUACUUUUCGCUUUGUUAAGGUUAAAUUUUUCUUUGUAUUUUGUAUGGUUUUUCUUUCUCUUUUUUGUAACUUUAAAUUUGGAAUAAAUAUCAUUUAAAAAAAAAACAAAUGUUGCAAUGGAUCAAUGUUAAGUUUUUUGUUUUUAAAUUUUAUUUUAGUAUUGUUUUUUUAUUUUGAAUUACAUGGCGGGGAGCACACAAUAAUCUUUUCAGUGCUUAGGCCCUCCAAAGGUCUUCAUCUGACCCUGGCUGCAGCAUCUGCCUUGUGUGCAGAAGGUCUCAGCUUCAAUCCCCAGCACCUCUAGAUAGAGCUGGAAAUGGGUGGGAAUGUAGAGAAGUUAAAAUUUUUUGGAAAUGAUAUAUAAUGAACUGAAGAAAAUGUUUAAAAUGACAUUUGUUAAAAAAAAACACCCAGAAUCAUUUCUGUUAGGGAUUGUAGGACAAGACCUGCCAAGGAAAAGAAAGUAUUUAUUUAUGUAUGCAACAACAGCGGCAAGAGUCUUGAUAGCACAAGGAUGGAAGAAUGAGGAAACCCUGACAAAAGAACAGUGGCAAGAGAAAUUGGUGAACUAUGCUGAACUGGCUAAAUUGACAUACAAACUGUGAGAUAAGGACAACUGUGACUUUAAACAAGAAUGGGAACUUUUCACAAAUUACUUAAAAAGACAACAAAAUGAAUUGGACUCCUUGGCAGGUUUUGAAUAAACAUACACAAAUUUAUUGAUUGAUAACAUGGCAGACAGAUAAUGUAAGGAUUUGUAUAAUUUUAUAACAUGCAGAGAAUAAUAUGUGUUGAGAAAUCAGAGAGAGGAGCUGAGGGAAGUCUCUGGGGUGGGGAGGGAGGGUUUGAGGGGGGUGGGGGAAAAUAAUGAAUAUGAUAUGUUUUGAUAUGUUGUUAUAUUGAAACUGCUAAUAAAAAUAUUUUAAAAAUAAAUAAAUAGAUAGAGCUGGAAAUGUGGCCAGUCUGAAACUCAGGAGAACGCCAGUCGCUGGGUACAAAGGAUGAUGAUCUAGAUAAUGGACCAGUGUCCUCACUCAAUAUAAGACUGUUUCGUAUGUUUUUGGAUCACCCUUCUGGGAAGUGCAUUCCACACCCUGUGUGCUCCUUUUACUGUCCUGCACCCCCAAUUUCAUCAUCAUCUUUAUCAUUUAUUAUUUCUACCCUGUCUGUCUGUCUGGGUUUCCCCAGCCACUCUGGGUGGCUCCCAACAGAAUAUUAAAAACACAAUAACACAUCAAACAUUGAAAAUGUCCCUAAACAGGGCUGCCUUCAGAUGUCUUUUAAAAGUCAGAUAGUUGUUCAUUUCCUUAACAUCUGAUGGGAGGGUGUUCCACAGGGCGGGCACCACUACCGAGAAGGCCCUCUGCCUGGUUCCUUGUAACCUCACUUCUCACAGGGAGGGAACCACCAGAAGGCCCUCGGAGCUGGACCUCAGUGUCCAGGCAGAAUGAUGGGGGUGGAGACGCUCCUUCAGGUACACUGGGCCUGAUUCAUAAGUGAUUUGAUUUGUGAUUGACGGCACCCUUGCAACUGGUUCUGUAUCAGAUUAAUCCUCAGCUGGGAUUGACGUGCAUGAGACAAUACUUGGAAGAAGCUGAAGGAAAUGAAAGCAUAAGCGAGGUGACUUUAUGGCAAGGAGUUUCCUUGCCUGUGGGAAGGCCACCUGCCGUAGCCUUAGGGCUCUUGCUGCUGAGUCGGCAUUUAAAGAUUUCCCUUUGUCUUCUUUUUUUCCUUCUUUUUGCUGAUGAUGUACUUUGCCAAAACUGUUGUUUCCCCUUUAGAAGUGCCCUUGUAUCCUCCUUGGUUCUGAAAGGAGAACAGGAGAUCCCAAAAGUUUUUAGGUGAGUGGGUGCUCUCAGUAGAUGCCUCUUUCUGGGCCUCUCUAACUUGGCACCAGCAAUCUGAUUGGCAGAUGAGCACAAAAAUCUGUAUUCGUUUUAUGAGGGUUUUUCUUUAAAUGGUGCUUUCCUAAUUACAAUAUUCCCAAUGGCAGCCAAAACCCAAGACGGCCAAACUGCAAUCCCAAAACAGUUUAAGAACAAGGCAGUAUCAAAUAAAAUCAGAUUCAAUAAAUAGGGAAAGGAAAGAAAUCAGAUCCAAUAAAAAGAAAGAAGAAAGAAAGAAAGAAAGAAAGAAAGAAAGAAAGAAAGAAAGAAAGAAGAGUUGUAACAGACUCCAGAAGCAGUGUUAGUUAGGCAAUAUUAGACUUCUGGACUUAAUGUUCUUAUGGUCACCCACACCCACUUAAGAACGUAAUAAGUAAGUAAGUAAGUAAGUAAGUAAGUGGUUUCCCCAGCCACUUUGGACGUCUUCCAGAAAAAUAUAAAAGUAUAACAAAACACCAAACAUUAAAAACCUUUAAUACAUUAAAUACAGGGCUGCCUUCAGAUGUCUUCUAAAAGUUCUGUAGUUCUUUAUCUCCUUGACAUCUGAUGGGAGGGCAUUCCACAGGGCAGGCACCACUACUGAGAAGGCCUUCUGCCUGGUUCCCUGUAACUUCACUUUGUGAUCUGCAUUUUUAAAAUCUAUUAAAAAUAGCAUUGUGCACUUUCUUCAAAAUAUGCAUUCUGAUGCAUUUUUUUUCAUCUGAGAACACCAUCACAAAAUUGGGAGAAGAACAAAUUCUGAGGGCUAACUGUCUUCUGAUCUACAUACCCAGUCCAGGAGAUUUGGAUCUUGUUGGGGCAUAUCAGAAUUCAUUAGGAUCUAAGUCUUGAGCAUCCCUACAUGGGUGUUCCAUGACUGGAACUCUUUGCGGCUCCCCCCACCCACCUACCCCCCUCCCACCCUGCAUUGUGGAACUUCCACAAUGACAUCUUUUAUUUUAUUUAUUAGAUUUGGCAGUUGCUGUAUCUUGCCCAGGGCAACGCAAAGCGACUUGCUACCGAACAGAUAUAUAGAUAAAAAGCACCAUAUGGAUACAUCAAAACCAAGAGGAAAGAAAACUACAUUGAAAAACAUCCCACCCACUUCUAAAAAGGCCACGGGUAGUUAAUUUUCUUUCUUUCUUUUUUGCACUUAAUUUAUUUAUUAUUAAUGUUGCAACACAUAUAUGAAAUCUUUACAUAUUGAUACAUAUACAUUAUAUUCGUAAAUUCACAUUUUCACAUUUCAUUAUGUACCAACAUUUAUCCAUUUCUUAUUUCUUGCCCUGUGCCUUCCCUCCACCCGUGCGUGACUUCCUUUUUAUUAUUUUGUACCUUUCUUAUUGAGAUUGUAAUUUUGUAUCUUAAUAAUUAAACAUUCAAUCUUAUAUAUCUGCUUUGCUUAGCUUAGCUUAACUUAACUUUGUGAAAUCAGUUUAUACAUAUCAAUAAAUUCUUGUUGGAGCAUCUUUUGGUCAUGUAUUCUUCUACACAUUUCCAUUCCUGUUUUAAAUGCCAAAGGAUGGCUACAGAGGAAUUUUAUUUUUUUUUGUCUGGAGCCUAAAGAUAUCUAAUGACGGUGCCAGGCGAGCUCCCCUCAGGAGAGCAUUCCACAAACAGGGAGCCACUGCAGAAAAAACCACUGUAUAGUUUGGCCUUUAAUUUUAAAAAGAAACCGGACUUGUGAACCCCUGCCUUACGUGACAGCAGAAGAAAAAGGGGGGAAGUCUUUUAAAGAAAUCAGCCUAGGUUUUAGAAUUAGCAGGGCAGCAGGGAGCCAGCAUGGUCUAUCUUGAGCAGCUUAGGGGUCGCCCUGAUAAAGCAAUGUCAGUUGGCUGUUCCAAAAGGCUCUUUCCCCGUCUGCUUCCUUCUCAUGGAGGAUCAAGCAUCCAUCUGGGCUUGACCUAAGUCACUCGAAACGACACAGUGUGGAGAUCAGGGUGGUCAACCGGGGCUAAUGCAAGGCUAAUGUGUUCUUACCGUGUCGGGCAAGAAGCGGUGUCGGGACAGCAACCUGUUUCCGGAGAGCAGCUGGUCUGUAUCACAGGAACCUACAGAAAGAAAGGAAAGAAAGAUUGAAAUAGGAGCCAAUUGCUAUGGGGCUUUGAUCCCGCCAUGCAUUCCUUGUUAUUGUGCUGAGCCUUGUGCAAAUACUCUGAGUGUGGAAGUGGGUGUUUUUUUCCGGGGUGUGUGUGUUGUUGUUUAAACACAUGUUUUUUUAAAAAAACUUCUUAAUACUUUAAAAACUCUGAAAUAAGAAUGCACAUGUUAUAUUUGGCUUUGGAGAUGCACUUCAACUGUUCAGCAGAUCCUGUCCUCAAUGCUUAUCUCUGCAUCCUUGUAUGCAGUUUAUCUCAUGUACCAUUUUCCCAUCAAAUAGGUGAGCCAUAUUGAGUGUCAAAUAAUAAAUUUUUAUUUAUACCCCGCCCAUCUGGCUGGGCCUCCCCAGCCACUCUAGGCGGCUCCCAACAGAAUAUUAAAAACGCAAUAAAACAUCAAACAUUAAAAACUUCCCUAAACUGGAUUGCCUUAUGUCUUCUAAAAGUCAGAUAAUUGUUUAUUUCCUUGACACCUGAGGGAAGGGUGUUCCACAGGGCGGGCGCCACUACCAAUAAGGCCCUCUGCCUGGUUCCCUGUAACUUCGCUACUUGCAGUGAGGGAACCGCCAGAAGGCCCUUGGCGCUGGACCUCAGUGUCUGGGUUGAAUGUUGUGGGUGGAGACGCUCCUUCAAGUAUACUGGGCCAAGACCAUUUAGGGAUUUAAAGGUCAGCACCAUGUUGUGUGUCAAAGGCAGGCAGCUAACAAUUGUGAUCCUGAACUCAAAGAGAGGCUCGUCUUGUUUUAAAUGAAAUAACCCUCUGCACAAAGAGACACAGAGGAAAAGGGAAAACAGGUGCAGAUGUAGCCCAGCUGAUAAGAUCCUUCUGUCUGAGCCAGGUGCUUAAAGCCCACACAUCUGGAAAAGGCUGCACUGUUCUCCAGGACGACAAAUACUCUGGCUUCCGGCCAGCAGUUUUCUCAGAACCAGUAGGAAAGGAGGAAUUUCUCUUUAAGCCUAUGCAUCAGGUUUUUAUGUAUUAUAGUUUAAUUGGUGGACACCCUUGAAACUCCCUUAUUCUCAUACCAUUCAUUUCUGCUUGUCUUUCCCUGCCCUUACAAUUUGCUGAAACCACUCAUCCAUCUGCAGCAUUUGCUCUGCAACAGCCUGUCUUGCGUUGUCUUUAAAAGCCAAUGUGAGUGUUCUUUGGGUUUAAAGAUAUGCUAGAAAAACACAACUAUCCUACUAUCUGUUAUCAGAUAAUGUUCUUUGAACCCCUGAAGAGUUAUCAUACAGGAGAAGUCCAAGACUCGUUCUCUGCCACCCAGAGUGCAGGACUACAAUUCAGCGGUGGCCGGUGCCCCCUGAGCCUGGCAAGACAGAAGGGGCAGGGAAACCCAAUAGUAAGCAGAGCUAGAGCCAAUGAACAGGCAGAGCCAAUGGAUUCUAGUUUUCUCACCAUCCUCUUCCCAGCUGAGUUCUAUAAGGGCAAACGUGAGACUAAGGAGAAGGAAGCUGAUAAACAGAGGCAUUCCCUGGGCGAGUUGUAAGUUGGCAGAGGGGCUUUCUUGUAGGUAGACUGAGAUGGAUGGGGCAAUGCCCCAUUGGCCCUAAUGGACCAGCCACCACUCACCUAAAUAAGUUAAGGGGUGGUAGCUUUCAGCUGACAUUCAGGUAGCAGUAGUUGGGACUUAGAGAGGUGGUGGAGUCUUCUGAAGUGGAGGUCUUCAAAGAGGCUGGGCGACCCUCUGUUGGGGAGGCUGUAGCUCCAGACUGUCUCCAUGCAAGGUCCUCUCUGACUCUGUGCUUUGUUGUUGGAGCCAGUGUGGUGUAGUGGUUAAGAGCGGUAGACUCGUAAUCUGGUGAAUCGGGUUCGCUUCCCCGCUCCUCCACAUGCAGCUGCUGGGUGACCUUGGGCUAGUCACACUUCUCUGAAGUCUCUCAGCCUCACUCACCUCACGGAGUGUUUGUUGUGGGGGAGGAAGGGAAAGGAGAAUGUUAGCUGCUUUGAGACUCCUUAGGGUAGUGAUAAAGUGGUAUAUCAAAUCCAAACUCUUCUUCUCUUCUUCAGCAGUUCAAAAUGGAGGCACACCAGCACAUGAAAAGGCAGUCUGCUUAAUACAGGGCACCUUUAAUAUCCUUGCAUGUGUUCAUUUCUCUCCUUUUCUCCAGGGAACUCAGGGUGGCAUUCCUCUUUUUCUCACCCUACUCACUUUAUCCUCCAAACGACCCUGCGAAGUAGAUCUGGCUGAACUGUAAUGACUUUCUGUGAGGAUCCUGGCUGAGCAGCAAUGUAAUGGCAAAUUCAGAAAUGCAGGGCUCCUUCAUGAUAGUUAGGCAUGUCUCUUCUAAGAUUAGACGAUCCUCUGAGAUUAUACAACUGUAAAACAGUAAUAAUAAUUAGGGGUCCAUGGCAGCAUUCUAGGCAAAUCUCCAUGUGUUGCCUUUCCGCUAGAUCUAUUAUUAUCUGGGCACAUACAUGGGAAAUAUAUCUUCUUUGUGAGUGACUUAAGUUGUGUUUUCUGUGGAGUUCUCUUGUGCAUAACAGAACUUAAACACCAUUCUCCUGAAACAGAAGCACCUUGUGCUUUCAGUGUUCCUAAAUGCUCAGCUUUGGAGCAUACAGCGGCUUAAAAAGCUCCCUUUUCAUGUUGAUUGUGGAGCUCCAUGAUGCUGGAAAGAGGGACUCGGCAGAGGCCCUGCUGCAGAAAUUUCUAAAAGGUAAAGGACCCCUGGACAAUUAAGUCCACUCAAAGACGACUAUGGGGUUGUGGCGCUCAUCUUGCUUUCAGGUCGAGGGUUUUGCAGAGUUGGGAAAGGUUCAGAAUGGUUGUUCAUCAUGGUUGUUCAUCAUCCCUAUGGUCAUAUAUGAUUUACUUGGCACAGCCGGGCUGCAUGUGGUGGUUCUUUCUUUCUUUCUUUCCAUUUAAUCUUUAUUGAUUUUUUUUGUUAUACAUCACAAUUAUAAUUCUCCAUCAAAAUAUACAUAAGAAGCAAAGAAUACUUAAAUGUUGAAAAUGAAAUACAAUUACGUAAUAAAGUAUUAAGACUUCCCUCCACCCGAACGUGGGUCCUCUACAAUUCUGUAUGAACUGCCUAUUUUAAUAACAUCUAGUUCAUAUUUAUCCAAUAUGUCCAUAAGCUAAGUCACCUUGCAGGAGUCAUUCAAGUCCUGCCAAAGAUUUCAGAUGUUUACUAUGAUCUUUGAGGUAUUGUCUGUAUUUAUCCCAUUCUGUGUUAAAUUUUUGGUCAUUGUGAUUCCCUACUUUCCCCAUUAGUCUAGCCAGUUCCGCGUACUCAAAUAAUCUUAUCUGCCAUUCUAUUUUUGUCUGUAUAUUGUCUCCUUUCCAGCAUUGGGCUAAUAACAUGGUUGCAUAAAUAAAUAAUGUCCUCAGGUCUUUUGAUAUAUCUGCUCCACAUGUGGUACUUCUAAAUUGAUUCAUAAACCGUGGUCAGAAAGAAAGCUGUUUGUAAUCAUUAUCCCGCCCCCAGUCACUGUGGGAAUGUUCAGGGAGGCAGGAGAGGGUAUAUUGUUUAAUAAUAUCCUUCCUAAAUUCCAUUAGCAAGUUCUAUAUCUUAGCAGAGUUUAAACAUAUCCCUUUAAACGCACAGCGGAUCUGAUUGUUGCAGGCUCGUCUGAGCCUCUCUAAAUAAGAUCCCUUCUUGUCCCUCUUAAAAAGAAUAGACACAACAAUCUUAUUAAAGUCUAUAUAAAAGUAAUUUACUCACAUUCAUUCAGUUCACAGUUGGAUCCCUGAAGGCAGACUUAGGUUACAAAAGUAUAUAUACAUGUGGAACUCUCCCAUAAGGGAGUUAGUCCGCUAACAGGUAGAAAAACAAAAUGGAGAAGAUGGAGCAAAAGAAGAACGUGUGCUCCCCUACCCAGAUCAGGCCACACCCACAUCUAGUCACAUGCAGAGGAAGUUUGUCCCAGCUCAGGAGGAAACAGGAAGUUUUCUCCUGGCUGGUACAAAGCAUCCCCUAGCAUGUCCAUUCUAGGAAUGUUGUACAGGUACUUGACUGCAGUGUGUUUCACAUCCCACAUUUACAACACACCAGUGCCAAAAUGACUUCAAAGAUAAAUUUGACUUUUAAUCUAAGCCCUGACAAUGAAUCAGCCAAGCUACGCUUACACGGGAGUCUGCACCAGUGAAAUGAUUUGGCGUUUCUUCCGAGUAAGCACCAGAAGGAGAGCUGGCAGUUAGGCUUCCAGCGGACUGAAUUGCAUGUGUUAAUUAAACGUGCUCUCUAAACCCUGGAAUUGUCAGAGCCAGGGCUAGUUCCUAAUGCUUGAAACCUAAGCUUCUUAGGGUGGAAUUCAAAGGAGCGUUAAGGAAAUAUCUCCGUCCGUACAAGCGUUUCUGCUUGCCUGAUGGAACGAUCCCUCCUCUCUUCACCCCAAACACUAUCCUGGGGGUCCUCCCACAAACACCUAGCUUACUGAUGGAGCAUGUGGGGGAGGAGAGGGGGGAAGCCCCAUUACACUAGAGGGCAUAUUGCACUGGCUUUUGCUAGCACAACCAUUUAGUUUAAUUCUGGCUCUUAAAAGUUCACUGAGCCUUGGAUGCUGAAGCAGAACGGUGCUUUCUGCCUUGCAGAUCUUAGCGUUCGAGGGUUUAGAGGAGCCUUUCGCAACCUGUGGGUCCCCAGAUGUUGUUGAACUACAACUCCCAUCACCCCUAGCUGGCAAGGCCAAAGCUCAGGGAUGAUGGGAGCUGUAGUCCAACAACAUCUGGGGACCCACAGGUUGAGAACUGCUGGUUUAGAGCAUGGGUUAGCAAAUUAAGGCCCGGGGGCCGGCCCCAGCCCAAUCGCCUUCUAAAUCUGGCCGACGGAUGGUCCAAGAAUCAGCAUGUUUUCACAUGAGUAGAAUGUGUCCUUUUAUUUAAAAUGCAUCUCUGGGUUAUUUGUGGGGCCUGCCUGUGUUUUUACAUGAGUAGAAUGUGUGUGUGUGUGUUGUUUUUUUAAAUGCAUCUCUGGGUUAUUUGUGAGGCAUAGCAAUUCGCUCACCCCCCCCCCCAAUAUAGUCCAGCUCCCUACAAGGUCUGAGGGACAGUGGACCGCCCCCCUGCUGAAAACAUUUGCUGACCCUUGGUUUAGAGAUGCUAUGAAUGAGAAUUGUGUCUGGCAGAGGCAGCUUCUGGUCAAAGAGUGCCUGGGGCCAGCUAGAGGGAUGCCCUGUGUGUGUCAGACGAUCAGAUCAAACCCUUGUGCCAGCUUGACCUUCACUGGUGAAGAAGGCCCUGUUCGGAAUCAGCCUGAUGACUUGGCAGGUGAUGUCUCUUGUAUGGAGGAGUGGAAUCUCCCUGCUUCACUCAGUUGCUGGGGUACCUCUUUGCUAGGGUGGCCAUUAGUUCAUUGAAAAAAGAGGGGAGGUAGAGAUGGGUCACCAUCUUUGCAAAGAUUUGCACAUGCCAAUCUAUGCGUAGAGAUGCAAAAAGUUGGAACAAUGAGUAUAAUUUAAAUAGAAAUACAAUAAAUCUUGCCAUAGUAGGGAAGACUGUGACCAGACGGCCAGUGCGCCUUCGCAGUCUUCUGUCUGGAUGUUAAUUGUUAAUGGGCAACUUCAAGGUCCUUGGUCUCCAUCUUAUGGUCAGGAACCUAGAAAGCUGCCUUAUGCUUUCUAGGUUCCUAACCCACUGAUCCAUCUAGCUUCUUGUUGCCUACACUAACUGGCAGUGGCUCUCCAGGGAGUCUCUCCCAGCCUUACCUGGAGAUACCAGGGAUCUUCUGCAUGCACCUCACAUCCUCUACCACUGAGCUAUGGUGCCUCUGUCCCACAGUGGUCCUAAACUGCUCGGCCAAUCAGCUUUCUGGAGAACUGGUGAAUGCGUUGAGACACCUGUAUCUGCCGAGCCAAGUUACGAGCAUGUUUACGGACUGUUUGCUGCCACAUAUUUCUAUCAACAAGCAUAAGAAAUUACAUGUAAGAAGUGGUGUGGAGCUGUACGCCCCACAUUCCUCUUUUCCCUUCCGCUUUGUAUGAUUUCCCAUCUGAUAAUUCAGGAUUAAAUCUAACCAGCUCCACAUUCCCUUUGCUCCAGCCCCCUAACUUUCAAAAGCAGUGAUGCAAACUGUGCCUUUGCCCUGAAGUCUCUCUUGCGUCUCUCUCUCUCCCCCCCACCUCUUCCUUUCACUGAACAGCUCUGUCUCUGGUUAUCGCCCCCCCCCCCCCGGAAUAUCUUAAUUUGGAUUAAUCUCUGCGGAGAGCCUCUAUUCAUUGAUGCUUUAUUUUGUGUCCUUGUUUUCAAUUCCCUUUGUCUGUGGAUUACAGGCUGGCCUGUGCUAGCACCUUAACUGAUGAAUAGUGGGGCUUUCAAGGGGGCUUAGUGUAGCCUUCUGGAGUCUUAUGCACUGUAACUAGCUCCUUUUUUUUAAAGCGACCUUGAGCUGAGUCACAACACUCAUUCAGAUGAGCAGAAUUGCCUUAAGGCAACCUUAGAUGACCCACAGAGCUUUCAUAUGGAAUAACUAUAGUCUCCCCCUGGCUUGAUCACUGAGUCUGGCUGUACAGGAUGCAGAUAAUCCCAUCUGCGUUCUGUGUAGACGGGAUUAUCCUGGCUCCCACUUCACAUUUACUGAAGCCGGCAUCCUUAGUGGACAAAAUGGAAAAGUAUAGAUGUCAGUGAACUCCAGCUUCCAUCAGCCCCAGCUAGCAUGGGAGAAAGAGAGGAUGCUGUUAAACUCAGGUCCUGCCGAGGGGCUUCCCAUAGGCAUCUGACUGAGGACUGUAAGAUCAUGAUGCUGGACCAGAUGUGAUUUUCGUCUGAUCCAGCAGGGCUAUUCCUAUGUUCUUAUGACAGAAGUUCAGUGGCAAGACAAAGAGAGUCUUUGUUAUAGCUCAGGCAUAGGCAAAUUCCAGCCCUCCAGAUGUUUGGGACUACAAUUCCCAUCAUCCCUAGUUAACAGGACCAGUGGUCAGGGAUGAUGGGAAUUGAAGUCCCAAACAUCUGGAGGGCCAGAGUUUGCCUAAUGCCUAUGCCUGUUAUAGCUCAUGGUUUGGAGCAAGUGGAAUUGCAAAGCCAGGUUCAGCCAUAAAGCUAAGCCAAACCGUGGCUUGGCUCUAGGUAGCGCUCUGAGAGGGGCAACAUGGCUACAAUGUUUACUGGGACAUGCUCACAAAUUCACAUUUAGCCAUGGUUAUGUUCAGUGUUAUGUACAAACUUUUGUUUAUUUUUAAUUUUAUUUAUGAUUUUCAGGUUUAUAUAUUUCACUAAUUUUACAACCAUUUUAACAUUUCAAAACUUGACUUGCUUCCCCCUCUUUCUAUGGUUCCUUAAAAUUAUUUUUAAUAUUUUCUGCAUAUCCAAAUUAACUUAAUUUGCUCAUUUAUUCAUCUACUUUUAAUAUAGACUCUUAUAAAACUGCAGGUUAUUACAAUAAUCCUGCCAGUGUUGUUAUCUGUUUACAAUUUAUCUGUAAAUAUCCAAUAAACCAUUUCCAUUCUUUUAUAAAAAGUUUGUUAUCUUGAUUUCUUAUUCUUCCGGUACAUUUUGCCAUUUCUGCAUAUUCCAUAAGUUUUUGUAUCCAUUCUUCCUUUGCUGGGGCUUCUGCUUCUUUCCAUAUGGGGGCAAGUAAAAUUCUUGCUGCUGUAGCAGCGUAUAGUGGUACCUCGGGUUACAGACGCUUCAGUUUACAGACACUUCAGGUUACAGACUCCGCUAACCCAGAAAUAGUACCUCGGGUUAAGAACUUUGCUUCAGGAUGAGAACAGAAAUUGUGUGGUGGCAGUGCAGCGGCAGCGGGAGGCCCCAUUAACUAAAGUGGUACCUCAGGUUAAGAACAGUUUCAGGUUAAGAACGGACCUCCAGGACGAAUUAAGCUCUUAACCCGAGGUACCACUUUAUAUGAAUAAGUUUCUAUGCAGUUUUGGUAGUUCUGUACCUAUAAUUCCCCAAAGAAAAGCUUGUGGAUUUUGUGUGUGUGUGUGUGUGUGUGUGUUUUUUUUUACAAAUGUUACUUUAAACAUCCUUUUCGAUUCAUGAUAUAUCAUUUCCCAGUAAGCUUUAACCUUACUACAAGACCACCAUAUAUGAUAAAAAUAACCUUCUUUCUCUUUACAUUUCCAACACCUACUUGAUUUAGAUUUAUACACUUUUGCCAAUUUACUUGGUGUUAGAUACCAUUGAUAUAUGUGUGUGUGUGUGUGUUAUGUACAAACUAGGCUUUAGACUAGGUAGGGCCAGGGAGACCCACAUUCAAAUCUUCACUCAACCAUGGAGUGCCCUUGAAGCCAGUCAUCAUCUCUCAGCCUAAACUACCUCACAGAGUUGUUGGGAGGCUACAAUAAGUGGGGUAAAGAAAUAAUAAUAAUAAUAAUAAUAAUAAAAUUUAUUAUUUAUACUCCGCCCAUUUAUUAUUUAUACUCCGCCCAUCUGGUUUCCCCGGCCACUCUGGGCGGCUUCCAACAAAAGAUUAAAAAUACAUUAAAACAUCAGUCAUUAAAAGCUUCCCUAAACAGGGCUGCCUUCAGAUGUCUUCUAAACAUCAGAUAGUUGUUUAAUAAAAAGAAACAUUGUACACUGUGCUGAGCUGCUCAGAGAAAGAAUGAGAUAACAACAUAAGGAAACACCAAGUCAAAGCCAGCAUUUUAAAUUGUGCCUGGAGGCCAACUGAUAGUUGGUGCUGAUCUCGUAGAACUUGUGAAAUAUGUCCAUCAUCUCAAUCUUUUGUCUGGAAAAUCAGAAAUAAUAGCAACCGAUUUAUGGGUCAGUUGUGAAGACCACCAAAGUGGAGAUUGUGAAGUUGUUUCAUGCCUUUAAAAUGCCACAUACGUUUUAUGUGGCAAUGAUUGGAUGAUGAUGCUUUCAGCUCAGUGUUCUUAAGUGCUACAUUGGAGGUGUUGCAAAUCGUUUGGAAAUGCAAGUAUUCUCGCCCCCCAAUGUUGAAUUUCUGCGCCGACACCACAUGUCAGCUGUGCUGACUGCCUAGCAGGCAAUGCUCUUGCGAUUGUCCUUGUUGUGCUAUGUAAGGAUUGUGGAUGACUUUGUGCGGGUUAAUCAGUCCAGUACAAGCACCUCGGGGUGCUCGCUGCAUCUUCAAAUGUGCAUUCAAUGACUCCUUUCAAGGCAGGCCUUAAACAUGAGUCAACAUGAAGAAGUUGCUUCAGGCCAUAGAGUGAGAGUUGGGGAGGGCACCGCACUCUGCAUUGGUUUCUGCGCCAUGCUUUUAAAAAACAGCAAGCUCUAGUUCACAGCAGCGGGGCAUUGCUUCAUGUGCAAAAAUACAGCUAAAACUAACACCAACCCCCUUGAGAACUUCAAAUGGAGGCAGAAAACGGCAUUGCCAAUUCUAAGCAAAAUAGUGACUUUGGAGCUCAUUCAGCCAGGAAGGGCAUUAAAUUGGCAUUUAAGCCAAUUUCAGAAUGAUUUAGGAUUCUCACUAUCUCGUAAAAGAUUUGGCUCCCCAAGCGCUUUCUUUUCCUAAGAAAAUAGGGAUUGCCUCUACACUUUCACCUGUCCCGCAUUUAUGUACCGAUUAAUUCCCCUGCGUCCAAGAGGUUUCCUGUGAAACCUCCAAACCUACUCACUGAACCAGAUCUUAUCAGAUGUGCCGAAAAUCCAAAGAGAGAUUUUUCUUAACCGAGCUUCAAUUCAGUGGGUAAGAUCAGAUUUCCGCAAGGCACGGCCUCAGAACAAAAAGAGACGGUCUCAGACUGGGGGCGGGAAAGAAUUAAUUGGUGCAUCAAAAUAUGGGUCAAGUGAAAGUGUGGAGGAGCCUUUAUUGGAUCAAACAAAGACCUGUCUGUUGAUGGAUUUUUUCUCCUCUCCCGCUCUCUCUCUCUCAAAAGUCACACCUGUUUUUCAGUCUGAGACUCUUGUCACCGAUAGGUAAAAAAAAUGCAGGUGCCAGAAUUUAGAAUACAGCAAGGUGAUCAAAAAAACUGAAAACCUUCCUCUUGGAUCACACCAGCAACUUGUUUCCUACAGAUAGCAUCCAGCUGUUUCACAAGCAGAGUAUGAAGUUCAUAGCUAGGGGGCUAACAGAAUACACAGAUCUCUAGCUUUAGUGGCGGCCAGCUUCUUACCAGACUCCAUUCAAAGUUCUGUGUUUGACAUUUUAAAGCCUUUAAUGACCAGGUACCAGAAUAAUUCAAGAACUGCCUACCUCCACAUGAACCUGCUCAACAACUUCAUUCAUCUUCAGAGGUCUUGCUCUGAGUCCCCCUCCUGUCAGAAAUAGGUGGGUAGGUACCUGCAACGGGGCCUCUUGGGUUGUGGAACUCAAAAUCUGGAAGUGUCAGCAUGGUUGUCUUUUUUGCUGCUACUGCCCCCUAUGUUUGUGGGGUGGGGGUGUGUCUUGUGGCUUUAUGGACAUUUUUGUUUUCAACUUCCUGUACUUCUUUCAUAUUGGUUCUAAGGCGCGGUGUGUUUAUUAGAAAAGGUGGGUUAUACAGCAGUACCUCAGGUUAAGUACUUAAUUCGUUCCAGAGGUCUGUUCUUAACCUGAAACUGUUCUUAACCUGAAGCACCACUUUAGUAAUGGGGUCUCCCGCUGCCGCCGUGCCGCCGGAGCAUGAUUUCUCUUCUCUCUUUUUUUUUUUUAAAUGAUAUUUAUUAAAAUUUCAAGAAAAAGAUUACAUUGAUAAGAAAAAUAACAAUAGAAAAAAGAAAAAUACAAUUUUUCUUUGAUUUCUCUUCUCAUCCUGAAGCAAAGUUCUUAACCCGAGGUACUAUUUCUGGGUUAGCAGAGUCUGUAACCUGAAGCGUAUGUAACCCAAGGUACCACUGUAAGUUCAGAAAACAGAUCAGGAAAACUUCACUUGUGGGGUAGAUUGUACAAUCCAGGGGUCAGCAACCUUUUUCAGCCAUGGGCCGGUCCACCGUCCCACAGACCAUGUGGUGGGCUAGACUAUAUUUUUUUGGGGGGGGGAAUGAACGAAUUCCUAUGCCCCACAAAUAACCCAGAGAUGCAUUUUAAAUAAAAGCACACAUUCUACUCGUGGAAAAACACGCUGAUUCCCGGACCGUCCGCAGGCCGGAUUGAAAAAGUGAUAGGGCCGUAUCCAGCCCCAGAGCCUUAGGUUGCCUACCCCUGGUACAAUCUGUUGCACAACAAGUUUCUGCUAGCAUAACUGUUGCAUUGCAUCCCUCCAGCAUGCAACAUUAAAACCUGCUGGCUUAAGAACCAUUGCACUAGCAGACAAAGAAUCUUGGAUGCCCUUUGUAAGUCUAAAGCAGAAGACCUAAAUAGGCAAUGGGCAAUGAUAUAGGUGUUUGCACGGCAUCCAAAAGAGCUUUCCACUGAGAGGGCUCUAUGGUGGUGGUAACACCCCCACCUCCAGUUGGGAACAUGGAAACCUGCCUUAUUCCAAGUUGAGUGCUUGGCCCACCCAGCAAAGACCUUAACAUCUGGAGAGGGUCAUCUAAUAGAAGUAGCAACGAGAGUCACGCUAUAUUUACCCCUCUUUUACAUACACUGUGCUCAAAGCAUGACCAAAAAGAAUACAUUGCUACCUAUCAUAUCCAUAGAAUUCAAAACGGUUACACAAUAGCCCAUAUGAAAAAUGAAAUAAAUACAAAGAAAAAUGACAUUUAUUGGUCCAGCUUCCAAUAAGAAAAAAUCUGCCUCUGGCCUCAGUGACAGCUGCAACAGUGGAAUGAGUCCUUUUUACAUAGGAAGCCAUAUACUGAGGCAGACCACACAAUGUGAGGAACCUCAGGGCCUUGGGACCAAAAGUGGGGCCCCAGACUUCUCCAUGGGACCCUUGGGAAUCUCCCUAGGUGGCCCCAUGGCUAAUACGAUGUGCUGGCUUCAAAUGCCAGCAGCUGGAGAACACCCUUUAGCAAAGGUGUCACGGGCUUUGAAGAAGCAUGGACUCAGGACGAAAGGAAGAAAUAUGCUAAGAGGAAGGGGUGCUUGGCAAAUCCUCACCAUGAUCAACUCAUGUCCGGAAACCUAUGUCCCCACUGUGGAAGGACGUGUGGAUCCAGAAUUGGCCUCCACAGUCACUUACGGACACAUUAAGCCCAUAUUCAUGGAAGACAAUCUUACUUGGCUACGAGUGAUUGCCAAAGAAGAGAAGAGAAAAGCAGAAAGAUAUAGGCCUUCUUUUCCUUUUUUUUUCUCAUCCCUAGAAAAUGGCAUUCAAAGGUAAACUGAAACUAUACAUGGAUUCCCCAAUGAGCUAUUAUGGCUAACAGUCUUCGAUAGACUUGCUCUUCAUGAGCUUGUAUCCUGUUUCUUUUUAAGCCUCUAUGUUAAAAAAAGCAAAAAACAACAACCCACAAUGUCACCUUGUGGAGAAUUUUUUGAGUUCAUUGUACGUUGUGUGAAAAGUGCUUCUUUUUCUCAGUGCUAAACCUUCUGCCAAAUGGACUUCUUUUGGGUGAACCUGAAUUUCUACUGUUUACCCCUUUGCACAUGGUUUUGCUGGGUAUCAAGUUCUGAGCUGAUGAGGAUGGGGGAUCUCUAAGAUUGGCACAACAACAGAGGGAGCACCUGUAGCAGGUGCUGAGCAAAAAGCAAGGCAGGCGAAGUAGGAUGCUUCUAUUAAAUCUCUGAGUGGCAAAGGUUUAAGUGCCUUCUUGCAUUGGUUCUUUAAUGCUUAUAUAUAAUAAACAGGUUGGGAUUGCACCAUCUUGUGUUUAUUACGCUGUUGGCUUGAAUGCUUGCCAUAUUUUUGCAUAAGCAUCUCUGCAGCAGAUUAAUUUUUAGAGCCGAUUAAAGCAUUAGCCACCUAACUGUUUAAAAUCUGCUAAACCUUUAGCAAAUGCCAGGAGGGCUGUUUGAGAGGCAAGUCUGAAGAUGAGUGAUGGGAAGGGUGUUUGUGUAUAUGUGUGUGUGUGUGUGUAUGAAAACAGUGUGUUCUAACUUCUCCCCAAGGAUUCUGUAAUUACUGUGCAUGGAUGCAAAGGCCACCAGAACUAAAGAAGUAUCCAGACAUGACAGAAUAUUCCUUAGUGUUGAGCAAUAGCCAUUUUACGUACCUGAUACUGCCUGUCUCUGAACGCUGCAGCACCCCUGUCUCCUAUUCUCUGCAGCACAGGUGCUCCUGGAGACUGACCCAUUAGAGCAAAUGGAGCGCUGCCCCACCAAACUCAAUCUACCUUCAGCCAGCCUGCCCCCACCUCCCUGACUUCUUACUUGCACCCACAGGGACUUGGGUGGCACUGUGGUAUAAACCACAGAGCCUUGGGCUUGCCGAUUGGAAGGUCGGCUGUUCGAAUCCGUGUGACGGGAUGAGCUCCUGUUGCUCUGUCCCAGCUUCUGCCAACCUAGCAGUUCAAAAGCACACCAGUGCAAGUAGAUAAAUAGGUACCACUGUGGUGGGAAGGUAAACGGUGUUUCCGUGUGCUCUGGUUUCCGUCACAGUGUCCCGUUGCACCAGAAGCAGUUUAGUCAUGCUGGCCACAUGACCUGGAAAGCUGUCUGUGGACAAACGCCGGCUCCCUUGGCCUGAAAGCGAGAUGAGCACCACAAUCCCAUAGUCGCCUUUGACUGGGCUUAACCAUUCAGGGGUCCCUUUUUUACCUUACUUGCACCCAUUCUAGUGAUGAUGGCUUUGCUGUGCCUCCUUGGUCAGUGAUGCUUCUGAAUGCAAGUUACUAGAAACAAGAGGAGGGAAGGAUGCUCUAGUGCUUAGAUCCUGCUUGCAGGUUUCUCACAGGCAUCUGGUUGGCCCCUGUGAAAACAUGAUGCUGGACUAGAUGGGCCAUUGGCCUGAUCCACCAGGCUCUCUUUAUAUGAUUUUAGGGUGUGGCUCUCUGGCAAUCAGAUUGCUCCUUCUUAGUCUCUCAAUGUCACCCUUGUAAAACUUGGCAGGAAAAAGGUUUGGGGCAAAACUGGUCGGCUCUGCUUGUCAUUGGCUCCUCCUAGUGUUUAUUGCAGAUGAAUAUUGGACAUAUGGAAGCAAUAAGAUGAAUAAAAACUGACUCUUUUUGGAAUAUAAAUUGUCCAGACCAAAAUUAUGGUUUCAAAGCUUUCCUAACAGAAUUUGUUCCAAAACAGGCUUACAACAAAAAUCCAAAUGGUUGCAUAAAAUCAUGUGGUUGUACAAGCACAGGUUCAGCAUCUUAAAAAUAUGUAAGUACUUCAAACAGAACUGGAAUCAAAGCUCUCUCUCCACACAAAUUUGAUUGUGGUCUGAAGGUGUGUUCUGUCCAGGAGAGUCACAUCAUUGUCUUUGGUGGCUUGAGAACAAAGACUAGCUCACACAAAAUAGCGAUUUGCAGCUGAAUUCCCCUCCCAUGUGAUCUAAGUUAAACACCACAUCAGAGAGCAGCAGAGAUGCGUUCUCUGUGAAUCAUUGACCUAUUGGGCACUCGGAGAACUCUUACUUAGCUUCAGUGGAAUUUUCCAGUUACCCCUUUAGCAAUACACAUACAAGCAUAUGCAGAGUUAUUUUCCAUUUCAACGUACAAUUUACAAUUAUACAUAACACCGUUGACCUCUCUGUCUUCUGCCUCAAUGAGCACCAGCCACCAUGGUGAUGUGGUGCAGUCAGCAGGCAUUUUGGCACCUGAGAUGGACCCCAAAGUGGCUCUAGAGUAGAAGGGGUGAGCGAAGAGCUACAUCAGGAGCAAGGACGGAAGGAAGAUUGGCAUCUGCUACCCCUGUGGAUCCCACCGCCUCACCUGGUUGCUUCACCUGGCCAGCCUGUAUGGGUUAACUUCCAGGCUUGGGUUGCAGCUCUCCAUUUUUGGAAUUUUUGGAAUGGGUGUGCUUGCAAACAGAGUUCAGUUCUGGGGGAACGUUCACCACAAAGUGUAAAGGUCUGUGUGCAUAUUUCAGUAUUUGAAAACAGAAAAGGGUUUUAAGAACAUUUGCUGUUACUUUUUCAUAUUUCCCUGACAAUUUUAAGAGUGUUAUCAACACUGGGUGAACAAGCAGGUCUCUCUUUGUGUGAUUUUUAUACUGCCAUUUUAUGUUGUGAACUGCCCUGAGAUGUACGGAUGAACAUACAGAUUUAACAAAUAAUAAUAAACAUUUAUGUCAAUUAAUGAAUUAUGGGCAGCAAGUGUGGACCACUAAUGGAAUCCAUAAAGCUCACCCCUGAAUUCUCCCCCAUUUGACCUUACUUGUGCCCCACAGGGAACCUUAUUAAACCAGUAGCUUGAGUGACCAGCAGAAAAUGUAAAGGAUUCUGACCCCUUCAGUUCCCCACCCCAUGAUUUAUGCACAAAUGCAUUUUACUUUUUAAUUUUAUUUUAUUUUUUGUAAAUUGCCUUUUCAACCACAAUAUUGCACAAUGCUGCCCGGAUGGCUAAUCCUAGAAUGAAUAAUUAAAAGGUGGUAAAACAAGAUAAAGCAUAACAACGUUUGACGCAACAACCCCAAAGCAUCAUGCAGCAUGGAGAGCUGUUCCUUAGACACCUCAAAUGCCCUUCGAGAAGGAAGUGGCCUUCACUUGUCUUGUAAGCCUGGCUACAUAGGGGCCAAAUAUCCCUUGAGGGGGUAAGUAUGUAAAGAAGAAGCAGUAGAUAUUAAAGGUAGCAGUGGUGGCUGCCAGCCCAGGAUCCCAUAUUCUCCAGCUCACCGCUCACCUAGGUCCAAAAGCAUCACACACACAUGCAAAAUCAUGUCCUUAACCUCCUGCUUUUACACAGUUCUUACACCCCAGAUUCCAUAUAAGGUGGUCUAUCUCCAGUGUAGUGCCCCACUGACUCUCUGACUGCCCCCCGUUCUCUACAUGUGACUGUGAGCUUCAUCCCAGAAGUCAGGUGCAUGGGCCUUCUCUGAGACAGAUGUCCCAGCAAGAUUCUAGACGUCCUGUCUCCGUUCUGUGUCACUUGAGAACACAGGCAGAAGCAGAACCCUUGCUGGUUCUGCUAGUUUCGCAGUCUGUGAAGUGCUCCCCCUGCCGCCACCUUCUGAGCAGUAAGCAUCUGUUCUGACACCGCAAUAAGGAUAAAUUUCACAAGAAACUUUCAGAUGGUUCUCUGCCAGCCUUGCGCUUCCCUUUUUCCUAAGCAAGCAAGCCAGCCUUUGACCCACAUGGUGGCUACCCUUGGACUUCCUCCUUAGCAAACUUCUAGGAAGUACCUCUCAUUUUUCUCCUUGAUAAAUGCUACAUUACAAAUUAAUUGAAGCCACAGCUUUUAAGCUGGUCACCAAGUUAGUAGCCCCCCAUCAGCAAGUUAGUAGCCCCCAAAGGUACAUCAAGUGAUCAUGGAUCAGCUCUCACUCAAAAGUGUAGUAGGCUUUGCUGAUGAAGGAAUAUCGUUGAAACAGUUCAUUAUCCCAGAAGAACAGUUCUGUUUGCUGUUUGUUGCUGCUGUGCUUACAGCACCACCCGGCUUCAGUUCAUUCUCAACCAAAUUCUGAUAUAGAUAUUAACUGUAGAAAGGCUUUCUGCCUCAACUUCAGUGUUUCUUUGUGGUUACACACCAUUCUAAGCAUUCCUGUCGAUGGUAUAUUUAUUUGACUUCUAUUAGUUUGUGACUUCUUGAACGUAUUAUAUGGCUUUUGUUUAUGAAUUAAGAAACAAUUGAUAGUGUUUCAUAAAUAUUGCCAAUACAGUGGUACCUCUGGGUACGCGCACUCUGGAUGCGUAUCCUUCAGGAUGUGAAUGCUCCAAACCCGGAAGUGUUUUUCCGGGUUUCGCCCUACGCGCUGUGCGCAUGUGCAGAAGCAACACCUCUGGUGCGAAUUCCUUGGGAUCUGAGUGGAGCUCCAGAACGGAUCCUGUUCACAACCGAAGGUACCACUGUACAUUAUUAGCCCACAUGUUGCCUUUUGUUGAUCACAUUUUAAUGUUAGGACAAUAGUUAAUGUGUUCAACAGGUAGCCCACUGACCUGAAAUAUUAGUGUUCCUGAUUGGUCCACAGGGAAGGUGGGAGGAGAUAUCAUAGGACACACCCACCCACCCGAUGGAGUUAUUACCUGCCUACAUGAGACUAUCUUUGCAAUGCCAAUUUAGCCAUGCAAAUUGGCCCUAAACAGUUGGAUCUUAAUAAUUUUUAAACCCAGAGGUACCGGGUGCUCUCACACUACCUGCCAGCAGCAUUGAUGUUUAUCUCUUAGGGCACUGUUCUUAAGAAGCCUCCUUGCUAUGAGAGAGGUGAGUAGUGAUUUGCGAGACACUGUAGAAGAAGUGGCGAUGAUUGAAUCCUAGAACACAGUGAAUUUAAUCCUGCUGAACAGAUCAAACCCAUCAUUUCGGGGGUGGGGAGAUGAAAAUCCUUGAAUUUAGGUCAUUGAAUCCAGCCUGGACAAAAUUACAUUUUUUUAAAAGUUCUUGUCCUGCACACUUCUCAUCCUUUGCCUUGCAUAACCGGAGCCAUGCCUGCAAUCAUGGCUUGCAACCGACUCCUUCAUGCCUUGGCAGAAGUUUAUUAAAAGCUGUGCAGAGGUUCGACUCAAGCACUAGGCCUGCGUCUGUUAAGCAAACUGGCCAAGAUUUGUGUCUUUUACUGAAGCUCUUGCGGGAGGAGGAGCUAGCGUGUAUUUUUAUGGCACUGCCCAGUACCACCCCAUGUCGUGGGACUGGAGCUGUGGGACCACCUUCAUGACACCAGCAUUGCAGUAGUUCACCUGGAUAAGGUAAAGGGGAAAGGUGAGGCUGUGCAGGUGCAGCAGCGGGAACUCUGGACCGGCUCCUCCAGUGUCCCCAGACAGCCCUGAGCUUGCCCUGCCUCAGGUAGAAUAAAGUGCUACCAGUGUUUUUUAGGUGAAGGAUCUGCCCCACCACACUCAGCAUUCCUGGCACCCCUUCCUUCUCUGGAUGGUAGGAAAGUCCAGGACCAUUGUUACUGGGUUUAGUUUCCUAAGGGAUAUGUGAUGGCCUGGGCAGUGGCGUAGCGUGGGGGGUGCAGGGGGGCCGGGCGCAACAUCUGGGGGGGGCGCUCGCACUCGCAGCUCUCUGCCCCUACCUGGCUCACUCCCUCUCUCUCACUGCAGUACUGGCUGUGCGAAUCCGAUCCGAGCCGCUGGGUCGCCGCCCACUGUGGAGGGGGUGGGUGCCAGGCGUGCGGUGCGGAGAGAGAGCGAGGGACUAUCUGGGGGAGGGACAGUGCAGCGGCCGCCCAGAGCAGCGCUGAGCGCGGGAGAGAACCACACCAGACCAGCCCAGGCAGCAGCAAGAAGAAGCUGGCAGCGGCGGCAGGUUAGGGGUUAGGGGGCGCAAAUUACUUGCCUUGCCCCGGGUUAGGGGGUGCAAAUUACUUGCCUUGCCCCGGGUUAGGGGGCGCAAAUUACUUGCCUUGCCCCGGGUGCUGACAACCCACGCUGGGCCUGGGACUCGGGUUCGGACUCGGAACCAGAGGAGACUCAGUCUGCACCGGAUCCUUUGCCUCAGGCUUCAUCUGAACCAAGUCUGGGGCCUGACCCUGAAGAGUCCCAGCCUGCACAGGUUCCCCUGCAACAAACACCAGCUGGGUCGAGUCAGGGGCCUGAGCCUGCCCUGGCUCCAGAUGCGGGGAUUACCUUGUUGCCUUCAGCUGGGCCAUCCACUACCGGUUGGGUCAGGGGAGGCUGAAGCAGCCCCUGGGUCUAGUAACCCACUGACGUCUCCCGAUCUGCAGAGACUAAGGUCUGAGAGAAGGAGAGACCUGAGUACUCGCAGGAGGAGUGCUCUCCUUUGGGCAAAACAGGGAGGUGAGUCGCCGGGGGGUCAGGACCGGCCGCUGCCCCGACAAAGAUAAAAGGAUGCCAGACCCUGCCCCAGGUUGCAGGAGCAACAUUGCUGUAUGCCAGAUCCUGCCUGAGAUCCUGUACCUGUCCUUCCCUGGUUUCCUGCCUCGUGUCCUGCCUUGGCCCUGUUGGACUGACUCCCAGCAGAACCUUUGGAUUCUGGACUGGUCCUGGACCGCGUUUCACAGGUUACCCAGCACAGGAUAGAAGAAAGCACUGGAGAUUCAAACCAUCUCUGUGAUGUUUGCUUUCUUUCAAGAUCAGAGCAUCAGUAGAGGCAAGCAGGAACCCAUAAAGGCAGAAGAACCCCAGGAGUGGUACUUGGUUAGCCUCCCCAGCUGUACUCCUUGGGUGCUUUCAGGCUGUUUCUGUUUCGUGCAAAUCAGUGACUUACCAGCAAAUUCAGGUUACACAACUGAAGUUGAUUGGCAGCGCUUGUGCAACAAACACACUUCUCCCAAAAUAUUUUUUUUUUUUUUUUUGCAGUGACUAAAUUAAAACUGGGAAGUGUGGGGUAACACUUCUGGCAACUACUGUAGCCAAGCUGGUGCCUAACGUAUUGCUCUGUUUUCCUUUGGACCACAUCAGUGAGGCCAAGAGGGGGUGGGUCUAAUCAUCUCGGCAGCCCAGGACUGCCCUGGCUUGCGACCCAAGGAGAUCCCCUUGGUGCUGCUAACACAAUGGUUUGACUUCAUCCCUGGAGGUGCGCUCCAUUGUCUCUUGAGGCAGACGGAUGCCAACAGUAUUAGAAGAAGUACACACUGAAUGCUGAUUCAUUUUCACAAGGAUUUAAACACUAUUUGUAAAUUGCUGCAGAAAUGUGGAGAACUGAAUUUAAGAUUGGAGCAAUGGGAAAAUGAAAUUGACAGGUUUAUCCAUCCUGAAUGCUGGCCUGUGGCUUGCGACUACCAGCACAUCCCUGGUGCUCCUUCUGCAAACACUGUUCAACUUGGGGCUGCAUCAAGUAAGGUUGUAUGUGCAAUGACCUUGCCCCAGUCUCCGAACAUCACAGCAAUAACUUUUCUGUCUCCUCUCACAUAAGACACUUCAGGAGAGCCAGCGCAGACCCUUAGCUGCAAAUUACUGAGUGAUGCACACUGCCACGUACCCUGUUGGACUCCUUUGGAUGGAGACCCAACCAUUUGUUUAUGUGCAGCUGUCAAGUGUCAUGCUUGAAAAAUGCCUGUAUUUUCCACUGUGACACCUCAUCAAGGAGGCCGCCAGGGAGGAGGCUGCAAUGGCUGUUCCCACUGCUUCCUGUGACAUAUGUCAUGGGACAACCAGCUGGUGCAGCCCUGUAAGCACAGGAACAUCCUGUUACGCCUGUCUAGGGCAUUCGUGUGGGAAUAGGGAGGCUAUAUGCUGUGUUGUGCAGGCCUCUGGGCAACUUUGCACCAUGUGGAUUUGUGGCAACUAGGCUGCCUCGCUAUGAACCAAACAGAACCUCCAAAAAGGGAUGGAUGGAUCCAGAGGCAGGUUUAGGACUCAAAGCCCAGUAAGUGAGGUGCUGGGCUUUAAGAAGGAGGCAUGAGGCUCUGAGGGGGUCAUGGAGUCCUCCCGUCUCCUUCCUAAAGCCUAGUUUGCACCCUAAAUGGCCUCAGCCCAGUAUACCUGAAGAAGUGUCUCCAUCCCCAUCAUUCAGCCCGGACACUGAAGUCCAGCUCUGAGGGUUUUCUGGUGGUUCCCUCCCUGCGAGUAGUGGCUCCCACCUUGUGGAAUGCCCUCCCAUCAGAUGUCAAGGAAAUAAACAACUAUCAGACUUUUAGAAGACAUCUGAAGGCAUCCCUCUUUAGGGAAGUUUUUAAUGUUUGAUGUUUUCUUGUGUUUUUAAUAUUCUGUUGGAAACCACACAGAGUGGCUGUGGAGGCCUGGACAGAUGGGUGGGGUAUAAGUAAUAAAUUAUUUUUAUUAUUAUAUUAUUUCCCAGCUUUGGGAAAGUAUUGGGGGGUUAGGACCCUGCCAGAGCCCUUGUGCCUCCUGCAGGGCGCUAUAGUACUCGUUUCCGUCACUGACAAAUUGUCCAUUUAGUUUAUUUGCAGGGAGGUAAUGCAGCAGUUAACAGCUAUCCUGAUCUGCUUGCACAGUUGUUAUAUGCAUUCUCAUUUCUCAUUGAUUCCUUCCUUUUCAGUUCAUUCCUGUCACUUUCCUAACAGCAAAGAGUCCAUUUUUAAAAAAGGUGGACUUCUUGUGCUAGGACAACAGAGUGCUUUAAUCCACUUUGAUUUGGCAAACCUAAAAUUUUCCUGUAUAUGCUUUCAUCCCUCCUGCAUAAUACCAACAAUCUCAAAGCUGUCAAGGAGAAGGGGGCAUAGGUAAGCAGUAAAGCAUCUGGGUUGCAUGCAGAAGGUCGGAGGUUCAAUCGCUGGCAUUUCCAGGUAGGCCUGGGAUUGUCCUGUGUCUAAAAUUCUGAAGAACAGCUGGCAGGCACUGUAGAUAAUGCUGAGAUAGAUGAGCCAACUUCUGAUGGGUUGUAUCAAACUAGCUUCUACUCCGAAUAGACCCAGAAUCGACCUUAAUUAGCAAUGCCUAUUACCGUAUUUUUUGCACCAUAACACUCACUUUUUUCCUCCUAAAAAGUAAGGGAAAAUGUCUGUGCGUGUUAUGGAGGGAAUGCCUACAGGUGGCAUGCCUACGGAUUUUCCUCCUCUAAAAACUACGUGCGUGUUAUGGUUGGGUGCGUGUUAUAGAGCGAAAAAUACGGUAAUUUCUGUGGGUCUACUCCAUGGGUAGGCAAACUAAGGCCUAGGGGCCGGAUCCGGCCCAAUCGCCUUCUAAAUCUGGCUCCGGGAAUCAGCAUGUUUUUACAUGAGUAGAAUGUGUCCUUUUAUUUAAAAUGCAUCUCUGGGUUAUUUGUGGGGCAUAGGAAUUUGUUCAUAUUUUUCCCCCCAAAUAUAGUCCAGCCCCCCACAAGGUCUGAGGGACAGUGGACCGGCCCCCUGCUGAAAAAGUUUGCUGACUCCUGGUCUACUCUGUUCCUGGAUGGGAAAACUAGGCCUGUAACCAGGGGUGCAAUAAAAUAUGGGGGUGGGCAGGUAAACCCCGCCCCACAUAAUCAGUCACAAGACACGGCACAUACACACUGUUUGAAUGGCAAUGCCCAUCAACUUUGGAGGGUGGCCCCCCUGAAAUAUUUUAGGGGGGGUGAAGGGACCUCACCUGCUAGGAGUUGGCUUCUAUGCCUGUAACCAUGCCUAAGUAUGCUUGCCGAUCAGAAGGUUGGCAGUUUGAAUCCCUGUGAUGGAGUGAGCUCCCAUUGCUCUGUCCCAGCUCCUGCCAACCUAGCAGUUCGAAAGCACACCAGUGCAAGUAGAUAAAUAGAUACCGCUGUGGUGGGAAGGUAAAUGGUGUUUCUGUGCACUCUGGUUUCCGUCACGGUGUUCCGUUGUGCCAGAAGCGGUUUAGUCAUGCUGGCCACAUGGCCUGGAAAGCUGUCUGUGGACAAACGCCAGCUCCCUUGGCUUUUAAGCGAGAUGAGCGCCACACCCCAUAGUCACCUUUGACUGGACUUAAUCGUCAUGUGGUCCUUUACCCUUUUACCUUUUAUGUAUAACUGAAAGUACGGCAUAUUCUUCUUCUGUUUACCCCUUUUUGUUUCUCUCAUGUUCAACUUGAGAUUGUAAGCUCCUAAGGGCAGAGACGGACCCAUCUUCCUUCCCUCUGUAAAACUCCAUGCAUGCUGAUGGCACAAUAAGCAAAGCAAUAGAUAGUGGGCAAUUCUGGGGUAGAUAGUCGAUUUGGCUCUGUGUGCAGCAACUUCACAUACGGUGCUGUUGUGCUCAGGGCUUCCUAUAGGAACUUAGAGGUAAAGGUAAAGGGACCCCUGACCAUUAGGUCCAGUCGUGGCCGACUCUGGGGUUGUAGCGGUCAUCUCGCUUUAUUGGCCAAGGGAGCCAGCGUCCAGCUUCCAGGUCAUGUGGCCAGCAUGACUAAGCCGCUUCUGGCGAACCAGAGCAGCGCACGGAAACGGCGUUUACCUUCCCGCCGGAGCGGUACCUAUUUAUCUACUUGCACUUUGAUGUACUUUUGAACUGCUAUUUUGGCAGGAGCAGGGACCGAGCAAUGGGAGCUCACCCCGGUGCGGGGAUUCGAACUACCGACCUUCUGAUUGGCAAGUCCUAGGCUCUGUGGUUUAACCCACAGCGCCACCCAUGUCCCUCCAUAGGAACUUAGUUGGCCCUUAAGUGGAACAGAUGCUGGACUAGACGAGAUCCAGCAGGGUUUCCUUAUGCUUCUGCAUGUGUUUGUGCAAAGUAUACUUUUUCCUCUUGUGGAAACUGCACAAUGUACGGAGGAGAUCCCAAUGUACGACUUAGUGCACUCUCUCCCUUUCCAUUCUUCGUUCUGUAGUCCGGGAGAUGCAUGACAACGGUCUCUGUGAUUUUAGCGAUGUGGAUUGCUUCAGGCACAUUUGUUGCAAGAUGUCAUAUGUGCCGUCUGAGAAACAGAGAGGGUGCAAAGCCAGGAAACAAUGUGCUCAGAGAAAAACCAGCAUGCAGCUGCAUUUAGGCCAUAUGCCUGGGAUCUACAGGUGAAACUCGAAAAAUUAGAAUAUUGUGGGAAAGUUCAUUGAUUUCAGUAAUUCAACUUAAAAGGUGAAACUAAUAUAUGAGAUCGACUCAUGACAUGCAAAGCGAGAAAUGCUUCCACUUCUCAGAGGUCCAAUCUUGCUCGAUUUGCAAUCCUUGUUUUGCUGAUUUCAUUUACUAUUCUAAUUUUCAGAGAUGGUUAAUUUGGGGUUUUCAUCAGCUGUACACAAUUAUACAGCUGUACACAAUUAUAAUCACAAUUAUAACAAAUAAAGGCUUGACAUAUCUCACUUUGCAUGUCAUGAGUCGAUCUCAUAUAUUAGUUUCACCUUUUAAGUUGAAUUACUGAAAUCAACGGACUUUUCCACAAUAUUCUAAUUUUUCGAGUUUCACCUGUACAUGGAGCACACUAGACUGGCUUCCCCAAGGCAAUUCUAUUCUUUUUUUGAAGAAGAGAAAAGCAGGUCAUUAAAAUGUAAGCGGAGUCCUGAGGAUUUCCCUCCAAGCACAGAUAGAGCCCCCCUCCCCCGAAUCCCCUUAAUGGGAUUGGGAAAUGAAUGGACAAACACCAAUCACACCUCAGGGUGUAAAUGGGAUUAGCUGAUUAACCCUCAGUCAGUGGGCAAGCUUUGUCUUAGCACCGCUGAGCUCCAAAACUGGGCUGAGGGGUGUUUCUCUUCCUUGCCAAGAAAUUGGACAUGGAAGCCCUGGUCUGAAUCUUGCCUAACUGUAUUUAUUUAUUUUUAAUUGCUUUUAUUUGAUUUUACAAAUAUACAUUUAUAAGAAUACCAAAUACAUAUCCGUAUAGAGAGAUUUCUCUGAAUCUCGAGACUUCCCCCAAUCCUCUCCAUGGGUCCUAUUGUCAACAUUUUCAACUGCAUAUUAUUUCAUAAUCUAUGUUUUAUAUCUAUCCAUAUUAUCCAUAGUGUUUGUUACAUUACAAGUGAGAUUAAAAUCCUGCUAAUGUUUUCAUCUUCUUACGGUGGUCUCCUAAAUAAAUUAUAAUUCCCCGCCCCCCCAUUCUUUCUUGAAGUUUUUGUCUUCUUGGUUUCUGAGCUUUCCGGUCAGUUUUGCCAUUUUGGCGUAGUCCAACAGCUUGGUUUGCCAUUCCUCUCUGGUAGGGACUCUUUCUUCUUCCCACCUCUGGGCUAGAAGCAUCCGUACUGCUGUUGUCGCAUACAUAAAAAGUCUUUUCUGCUCCUUUGGGAUGUCAGUACCUACAAUUCCUGAUAAGAAAGCUUCUGGGUUUUUUUAAACAAAAGUUUUUUAAACAAAAGUUAUUUUAAACAUUUUUCCAGUUCUUUAUAUAUCAUUUCCCAGAAAACUUUUAUUACCUUAGAAUCUUGCCUAACUCUAAAGGCAGGAUUGGUCUAUUUGUCUGCAAAAUAAGGAAGUCAGACUAUCCUCCACCAGGGCCAGGGCCGUUUCAGUGAUGGCUCCGACCUGGUGGAAUGCUCUGUCCCAUGAGACUAGGGCUCUUCAGGAUUUAACCUCCUUCCGUCGGGCCUGUAAGACAGAGCUAUUCUGCCUGGCCUUUAAUUUGAAUUUAGCCUGAUCUUUUAUUUCCCUUCUCUUCCCUCCCCCUCUCUUUUUAUGAAGAUCACCCGCUCUGAGACCCCCACAGCUAAUUCUCCCCUGGUCUCCUCACUGGGCCAAACAGGACCAAUUCAGCCAGCCAGCCCUGGGGAUUAUCUAAUUGAUUUUUGAUUUUUAUUGUUAUUUGUGUUUUUAUACGGUAUUUUAUGCUGCUUUUAUAAUUAAGUGAUUUAAAUUUGUUGUAAGCCGCCCUGAACCCGCUUCUUGAACCGGGAAGGGCGGGGUAUAAAUAAAAUUUUUAUUAAUAUUAAUAGAUUCUGCCCCUGCCCUUUCUUCUAAUAAUAUCAUUUACAAUAUAAAACUCUCAGUCACAAAGAAAAAAGGAGAAGCUGUCAGGAGUCCUGAGGCAAGACUGAGCUCAGCUGUGGAGUGGCAGGCUGUGAUGGACAAGGAGGGGGAACAGGAGGAUGAGAUGGGGGCGGCUGAGACUGGGGAAUACACCUGGGGAGGCCAGUAAUCCUAACAUCUCAGGAUACAGCUGCGCAGCUAGAGAAACGGGGCUCCCAUCUCCCCUCCCAGGAAAAAGAGGACAGCAUUGGAAUGGGGGGUGGGGUUUAACCCACAACUGGGGGUGGAGGAACCAGAGACAGAAGUGGGGGCACUGCCUCUUCACCCAGAGCCGGUGGUGCUCCCAUAGCUGGGAACAGAUGCAUCCUCCUUGAUGCAGUGAGUGUGUAUACACUCAGCAGUCUUGCAAAGCACAGAAGCCUUGCAAGUAAGCACACCUUGCCCUGUCUUUCAAAGCUUGUCAGGUGUUUGUGUUAACUCAUUGGGACAACUCCAUUGCCUUGGUGCAGUUCUGAUCUCCUUGCCCUGGUUUUGGGCUCCUCAGACUUGGACCUCUGCUCCCAAUCUGGCAUUCCUUGGCUUGACUCUCCGGUCACCAUAAAGCAAAGCAGAAAGCAACUUACAUAAAUGAAUAAAAGAACGGUUUUAAAGGGCAGCACCAUGUGUGAGUGUAAAAUUAUGCACAGCAUCUUAAUUAAAAACAGAAUAAAUGGAUUUCAAGCCCAUUUAAAAGCCAGCUGUGAUGGAGCCAAAUGAAUAUUUCUGAAAGAUGGGGCCACCACCAAAUAAGGCCCUGUCACUAGUGCCUGCCAAAUGGAUUGAUCUUAAAGGUGGGCCAGAAAACAGGACCCCUGAAACCAGCCUUAAUGAAACUAAUUAGGAUAGGAAUAGAGAGCCUCUUGCCUUCCAUUCAUUACACUUCCCAGCAUCCCAUAUCAUUUCUUACGCUGGACGGGGCUGGCUGAAGGAAAAGCAGGCCAGCAACAUAUGGAGGGUCACAGGUUCCUGCUCCCUGCUUUAGGGCUUUAAAGGUCAGCACCAGCACUUUAAUAUGCUACCCUUUAAUAGUGAUUAUCCGGGGAGCUCACAAGCAACAAUAGAACAUAAUGGAAAAAAGCAGCAAUGAAAGAACAGGCUCAAUAAACCAUUAGAAACAAAGAGUUGCAUUCAGUGUUAGUCAUAUGCAGAACAGACCCAUUGCAAUGAAUAGACCAUCAAUUGCAAUGGUCUACAAGACACACUAUGGAUCACUGAACAAAGUUCACGAACCAUAGUUUAGGAACCCUGGGUAUACAGCAUGUAUUGUAUGCUAUAGUAUGGUGUAUAGAAUAGAAUAGAGACAGUAUAUAGUAUGUUGUAUGCAGGUAAGGUAAAGGUAAAGGACCUCUGGACGGUUAAGUCCAGUCUAAGGCGACUAUAGGGUGUGGCGCUCAUCUCGCUUCUGGCCGAAGGAGCCGGCGUUUGUCCACAGACAGCUUUCCUUUUUCCUUUCUCCUUCUGUGAUGGAACUCCUAUUUGGGGACUUCCCUGGCUUUUUUCUGGCCCACAUAGGACCAGUCUGGAUAGUUGGCCUUGGUGAAUAUUUGACGUUUUCAUCCCCCAAAAGUUUUUGAUUUGAGUUUUUACUGAAAUGAGGCUGCAUUUUGAUGUUGUACUUUAAUCUUGUUUUUAAGUUGUAUUUUAAUCAAUUGUUUUUAUACCUGGUGUUAGCUGCCCUGAGCCCGGUCUUGGCUGGGGAGGGAGGGGUAUAAAUAAAAAUUAUUAUUAUUAUUAUUAUUAUUAUUAUUAUUAUUAUGUGGCCAACAUGACUAAACUGCUUCUGGCACAAUGCAACACUGUGACGGAAACCAGGGCGCACAGAAACACCGUUUACUUUCCCGCCACAGCUAUACCUAUUUAUCUACUUGCACUGGUGUGCUUUCAAACUGCUAGGUUGGCAGGAGCAAUGGGAGCUCACUCCGUCGCAGGGAUUCGAACCACCGACCUUCUGAUUGGCAAACCCCAGAGGCUCAGUGGUUUAGACCACAACGCCACCUGCAUCCCUUGUUAGCACAGUGUAUAUGCUAUGCUAUGUAUAGUAUGGUGUACAUAUCGAAUAGAGACAGUAUAUAGUAUGUUGUAUGCAGGAUAGCACACUGUAGCUCCAUGGUAGGACAUUUGCUUUCUAUGCAGAAGGCUGCAGCUUCAAUCCCUGACCAAGACCCUUGCCUGAAACCCUAGAGAACUGCUGGCAAGUCUGGGUAGACCAAACUGAAUGAGAUGGUCCAAUAGUCUGGCUCAGUAGAAGGCACCUUCCUGUACAGUGGUACCUCAGGUUACAUACGCUUCAGGUUACAUACGUUUCAGGUUACAGACUCCGCUAACCUAGAAAUAGUGCUUCAGGUUAAGAACUUUGCUUCAGGAUGAGAACAGAAAUCGUGCUCUGGUGGCGCGGCAGCAGCAGGAGGCCCCAUUAGCUAAAGUGGUGCUUCAGGUUAAGAACAGUUUCAGGUUAAGAACAGACCUCUGGAACGAAUUAAAUACUUAACCUGAGGUACCAUUGUAUUCCUAAUCGUGACUAGGAAUUCCCCCAUGUGACAUCACAUGUAGUUUGGCCCAAAAUCCUCUGUGUACGAUGGGAGGUAUGGUUUGGAAAGGGCCAUAAUCUCCUACCUGGGAUCUUUUUCUGCGCUAAAAUGAAAGUCUGUAUUACGGCAGGUCGCAAGCAAGAUGCUUCAGCUCGAAUCAGUUUAACCUGCUCAUUUAAAACUGGAUCUAUAAACCUCCACUGACAACUGGAAUGAGAAAGUCAUGUAACACAAAGCCUUGCACUUUCAAACAGCGUGCGUCAGAAGAAAAUAAAUUCCUCGGCAGUGCUAGCUUGGCUGCUCUCCGACCUGGUUCAGGAUAGAAAUGUAUUUUCCCUCUUGUGUGGAAUAACUUUUCACAGGGCACAAUGAAUCUGCUGUGCUUUGUGCCUGUGAGCGCGGUCUCUGGGCCACUCCAUGCACUCUUUAUAUUGUGACAAUGAUGGUACCGAGAUAUGCAAUCUCUCUUUCAGUCAUCUGCAAAACUGAGUGGUCAUCCUGCUUCAUUUCUAAUCAGCUCAUGGCCCAUAGCUUCCUGCAUAAACCCUGUAACUUUUGUACCACAAAUGAUCUAGGGCACGAUUUCCCAAAGUUGGGUCUCCAGCUGUUUUUGGACUACAACUCCCAUCAUCCCUAGCUAGCAGGACCAGUGGUCAGGGAUGAUGGGAACUGUAGUCCAAAAACAGCCAGAGACUCAAAGUUUGGGAAGCCCUGUUCUAGGGUUUUUCCAGCUGUUAUUGUGCUCCAGUGCAUCAGUGCCCCCCCUCCAGAUGCCGAUAAUGCCGUAACAUUAGGAAAACAUCACAACAGUGUCUGGAUGGCCUAGUUCCUGCAGCAACCCCAUUUUUGAACCUGUGCAUGAAGUUUGCGACAGCAGCCAGGUUUUCGAGCCUCUUGUGGCAAAAAAGAAAAGAAAUAUCGUACCUCGGAUCUCAAAUGGCUUAGUAGCCGAACAAAUCGGCUCCCAAAUGCCGCAAACCUGGAAGUAGAUCUUCCAGUUUGCGAAUGUUUUUCGGAAGCCAAACUUCUGAUGCGGCUUCCAUGACUUCCAAUUGAGUGCAGGAAGUUCCUGCAGCCAAUUGGAAGCCACACCUUGGUUUUCAAACAGUUCCGGGAGUCGAACGGACUUGUGGAAUGGAUUAAGUUCAAGAACCAAGGUACCACUGUAUGAGAAAACUAUAAGGCACCUUGCAACGAUCUACGUUAUACCUUUAAAUUGUGGACACAGGUGAAUAGAAUGGAGUACAGUGGUACCUCGGGUUAAGUACUUAAUUCGUUCUGGAGGUCUGUUCUUAACCUGAAACUGUUCUUAACCUGAAGCACCACUUUAGCUAAUGGGCCCUCCUGCUGCCACUGCGCCGCUGCUGCAUGAUUUCUGUUCAUAUACUGAAGCAAAGUUCUUAACCCGAGGUAAUAUUUCUGGGUUAGUGGAGUCUGUAACCUGAAGCGUCUGUAACCUGAAGUGUAUGUAACCCGAGGUACCACUGUAUUCUGGAGGAAGGCAUGGCUGACUGGAACAUCCAAACUGCAAUGCUCAGUGGAAGGUCCAACUUCUUGUUUGUUUAAAAUUUACUUUUGAACCAAAUAGUGGCAUCAUGAACUGGUGGUGGCAGGAGGGAAUUUGUUUUUUUGCUGCUUCUUAAAAAAAAAAAAAAGCUCUGCCAUUGCAAGAGGAAAACAAGACACUGUGGCAGUUGGACCAUGAAGACCGCCCCCCCUCCCCCUUUUAGCAAAAGAAAGAGUGUGUGUCUUUGGGAGCGAGAGAGACUGUUACUGCUGCUAAGUGGAUAGUCCGUCUGAAUUAGUCUGGCAAAUGCCUUCACUUAAAUGAGCCUCGUUCCAGAUGCAUUUUUACUCACAGUGUGCAUCAGCAGGGGCUGCAGUUAAUCACAUUGAAUCAAAUUGCACAUUUAAACUAUUAGAUUAUGUUAAACUUAAUCUUCUCCCUGGAGAGGAACAUUAACUCUUGGCGGUGUGUUUUCACCUACAUUACAAGACAAGGACAAUCCGGGAGGAUAGAUGGAUUCUGCCUAUCUCAGCUAUUUCGGCUUCCUUGCCCUUGCAGUACCUGGUGACAUCCAGAUGUUUUGGACUACAACUCCCAUCAUCCCUAGUCUUUUAUUUCCAACAUUGCGGGGGGGGGGUAGUUCUUGUUUAUUCUGUUUAUUUUCUCAGGAGACAUAUACUAACUACUCAUUAUUUUAUAACUGUUCUGUCUUAUCCCUGAGAAUUUAUAUGUGAUUCUCCACAACUUCUCCCAAACCCAGUUUGGCAUAUUUUCCCUGAUGUUCUGGGCCCAUUGAAUAAUAUAUUCCUUAACCAGUUCUAGCUCUGUAGUGUUAUUUCAAUAACAAAUGAUAUAUUUUCACCAAUCUGUGCAUAGCUGUCAACUUUUCCCUUUUCUUGCGAGGAAUCCUAUUCGGAAUAAGGGAAUUUCCCUUAAAAAAAGGGAAACGUUGACAGCUAUGAAUCUGUGUCUGCCUGCUCUGAUUACUGCUUUCUUAAAAUCAGUUAGUUCUCUAAUUUGAUUAAAGUUGGCAAUAUAAUUAUUGCCACUGAGGUUUGAAAGUCUUUAAACCACAAAGCGUUUCUGCCUCGCAUCCAUGGCUUAGCCUCUAAUUAUGCAAUUAUAUUUCCCCUGAGUAAUUAAUUUCUUGAUUGUAAAUAAUUCAUUAUCCCCUGGAUUGUAAAUAAUUUUUUAUCCCCUCCCCCAGCUUAAAUUUGAAAAAAAAAUCUGCAAUUGAUUCCAAAGGAGAGUGUUCAGAGCUCAACAACUUUUUAUAACAAACCCAUGUGUUAAAAAAAAUGUAAACAGUAUUCUUAAGUGGUGCAAUUUGUGUCACAGCUAUGGAAAGGUAAUAACAUUGGUCAGACCUGGAACUCUCUGCACCCGUUUUGUGUCCCAUUUGAUUCAGAUGCAGACAUGCCUAGGGGAGAUGCUGGCCUGUUUGGCACCCAACCUGAAGAAAGCUCUUGGGUCUUGAGCUCCUUUGCCACUGAAGCACCACAAGUUUAUUUUCUCCCAUGCUAGUCCUGUGCGAUGCCACUCAUAGAAUCACAGAAUUCUAGAGUUGGAAGGGACCCUGAGGGUUAUCUAGUCGAACCCCGUCCAUUGCAGGAAUAUGCAGCUGUCCCAUAUGGUAGGGUUGCCAUAUGUCUGGGAAAUCACUGGAAUGACCGGGAAAAUGUGGACGUAUGGCAGCCUAUGCCGGAAGUGUAGAUUUUGGCAAUCUUCAUUAAAAAUAGUUCAAAAACUAAAAGCUCUCAGAAUCUCUAUACCUAAAAUACCUAACAAAAAAGUCUCUGAGUUUUCCCCACAAAUGUCCUCCUGAAUUUGUUUCUCCUCCCACAGGACCAUUUCUGGUCCAUGGUUUUGAAAGGUCCCAAGGUGCAAAUGAAGCAUUAUUUGUUUUCCUCCCACUUCCUGUACACUUUUUAAAACUUUCAUCUCCCCACCCCAGCCGCAUUAUUCAGAAAGGUGUGGUAUCAGGAAAUGUUGUCUGAUUAAAUACUUAGAAAUCUGGACAGACUCCUCUGAAUUAAGUGGCAGUUUUGCCCUUCAAUGUCCAGUGACAUUCCCCCCCCCCCCCCAAGGAAAAGUAUUUAUAGCUCUAAUACCAUGUUGUAUGUUGCCAAGAAUAUGGGAGUUUCCCGAAACGAGUAUUUCCUGUUUUUGUUAGGAUUUAGAACUGGUGAUUGUAAACCAGUUAUAAAAACCAGAUCUCUCAUAAGGACAACCACUUGUGCAUCACUCAAAAAGAGGAAAUGCAUCACUGAUUUGCACAACAUGCCGAGUUAUAUGCAUAGAUUCAAAUGUAUAAGCUAUGGAUAUAAUUUAAGUAGAAAUACAACACAGUGGUACCUCUGGUUACGAACUUAAUUUGUUCUGGAGGUCCGUUCUUAACCUGAAACUGUUCUUAACCUGAGGUACUUUAGCUAAUGGGGCCUCCCACUGCUGCCGCCGGCACACGAUUUCUGUUCUCAUCCUGAGGUAAAGUUCUUAACCCGAGGUACUACUUCUGGGUUAGCUGAGUCUGUAACCCGAAGUGUAACCUGAGGUGUUUGUAACCCGAGGUACCACUAUAUGCCACCUUGAGCUCCUUGGAAGAAAGGUGCAGUAUAAAUACCAUUAUUGAAUAAAUAACACUGCUAACCAGAUACUAACUGUCAUGGGGGGGUGCUUUCUUGAGUCCUCCCUCCAAGCUGCUAAUAACUCGCUCGGGCACUGAACGGGUUAUCAGGCUUUAUUGGCGUUUUCUCUGGCACCAGCUACAGACAUCUAACGGCAGUCUAAUCCACAGUGUGUUCUCUCCCUCCCCUUGGCAGGUUAACUCGAAGAUUUGUAGGGGCUGAGGAAUCCUGGCAGCCCCAUCACCUCUUCCCACUUUAACACCUGCCUGAGGCCCCACCCAGCAAUACUUGCUCACAGAAUUGCUCCUUCAUGACAUCUCUUCUUUUCUUCUGAUGAAAUUCUAAAUCAGGCUUCUUCAAAUUCAGCCCUCCAGAUGUUUUGAGACUACAGUUCUCAUCAUCCCUGACCACUGGUCCUGCUAUCUAGGGAUCAUGGGAGUUGUAGGCCAAAAACAUCUGGAGGGCCAAGUUUGAGGAAGUCUGUUCUAAAUGUUAGAUUUUUCAUCUUCAAGUAGACCUGGACCGUAAACAAUAUUAUUUACUAUAACCAUUCUGCAACCAACGAUAUCUGAGCAAAUAAAUGAUGAAACAGGAAAUGUACAUGAACAAUAUCCACAAGACUUACUGCAAGAUUGAAGUACACCAUUUAAAAUUAACUUUAAUCCUCAUAAUCCACAUAGAUUCUAGAUAAACAGUCAGCAUUUAACAUCUAUAUUCUGCACAAAAUCUUAUAAACCCCCCCCAUCCAUCUUUCUUAGGCACCAGAACUACAGGACUUGCUCAUGGUGAAGUACUGGGCCUAAUAACUCCCAAUUCUAACAUAGCUUGAAUCUCAUCUGCAAUUUCCUUACAAUGUUGCUCUGAAACAUGAUAAGAGUGAUUUACAAUGGGAGGCUAGAACUCUCCUUUCUUAGGGUUCACUGUCUUCAUGUAGCUGUUUUGGUGCCACCACCCCCACUCCCCCAAAAGCAGGUGUUGGUUCUUGCCGGUUCUGUGAUCCAUCCAAAAGACAGUGUGGUGACAUAACAAAGCCAAAUUAGAGUGAAGGAAAGGGACUUUAGCCAUUCAAUAAAACUGCUUGCACGUUUGCAAAGUUAAGCAGGUUUGGUAUGGUUUCAGAUUGGAUGAAUAUCAAUAUUCCUGCAUUUCAGGUGGGUUGGAGUAGAUGACCUUUGGGUUCCCUUCCAACUCUACAAAUCUGCGAUUCUAUUAUUCAUUCCCUUUCAUGCCCUCUCAACCAAAUAUUAGACUUUUAGCUGGUGAAGCUUUCCCCAAAAUGCAUCCAUUUUAAACUGAACAGCUCCAAUUUAACAUGUACAGUCGUACCUUGGUUCCCUAACGGCUUAGUUGUCAAACAAAUUGGCUCCCAAACGCCGCAAACCCGGAAGUAAGUGUUCCGGUUUGCGAACGUUUUUUGGAAGCCAAACGUCCGACGCGGCUUCCGAUUGAGUGCAGGAAGCUCCUGCAGCCAAUCGGAAGCUGCACCUUGGUUUUCGAAUGGUUUGGGGAGUCGAACGGACUCCUGGAAUGGAUUAAGUUCGAGAACCAAAGUACCACUGUAUCAUGAUGACCACUGUUGCCUUCUGGAAGAAGGUACAGGGUUAUAAAGACUAGGACUAGCCGCCUGAUAAACAGUUUCUAUUCAAAUGCAAUUUUGGUUUUAAACGCAGUGUAAGGUAGUCUGGGAGUAUAUUGUAUUUAAUUAUGGGGUAUCAGAGUUUUUAGGGGGCUAACCAGGCUGGGAUAGCUGGGAUAGCAGGCUUGUUGGUGUUUGAAUGUCUGAUGUAGUUUUCAAUUUCGUUGUUCUGUAUGGGACAAUGACAAUAAAGAUUAUCAUAUCGUAUCAUCUCGUAUCACAUUCAAUUUUGGCUUGGAAUCACUCUUUGAGCUACAUGACACACUUCAACACAAGUGUCUUCUGGUCCUCAGACGUGUGUAUAUUCUGGGGUUUGGCAGAUGUGCAGAAAGUACACAGUGUGUUGGAUUGGAUGGAACAGUACCUGCCUGACACACUAGGCUCUCCUUAAAUCUGCAUAAUCUAUGGUGGGUUACAGAAUUCACCUUUCCUUAGCACUUUGUGUUACCUCCCCGAAGGAUCUGUGUUUCUUUUGAAAGCAUGGAGUAAACACAGGCCUGACGUAACCGUACCAGCCAGCAUUCUGGUACUGAGCAAGUGUUCUGACCUUUUCCAAGUGGUUGUACAUUCUUUAGGUGGGGUAAAGCGGGAGCAAGCAACAUUCUCUUUGCUCCCCGUCACCUGGGAGUUGCUCAUCCCUUUGCAUUAACUUCUCUCGAGAGGCAAACAAGUAGGGCAUUUUUAAUAACUCUGGCUGAUGGCCUAUCAUCCCGUGAUGAGUUGCAAAUCAAUAAAUCAUGUGUGAAGUGCUGUUAUCUAGGCCAGCUCCUAUCAGCAUCUAUGCUCAAAGAACGUUUCCAGUCUGUGCUGCCGGAGACUGCCAGUUUUUUUGAGAGUUGUUUUUGGCUGAUGUUUGUUGUGAGAAAAAUCAGAUUCCAUCUCCUUGUGCCAGUUGAAGGGAAUGGAAUGUAUAGUCUGGCUAGAAUUGCUCCCCCACCACCUCAGAUAGCAUCCUCUGCCAUCUAGGGCUUUGGGGAGAAAAUCUGGGUUUGCACUGUUUGCAAAACAAGCUGCCUGCCUUCUAAGAAACAUGUUGCAAAGUGGUAACAUUCAUUAUUCUCCCUCCUUCCCCUCCAAAAUCUCCUACUUCUUAAGAUUUUUUUCAAACGGAUUUUGUGUCAUGUAACCCACAUCAAUGUCAAGCUUCUAGUUCUCAGGACUUGUGGAUUCCAGGAUUUCAGAAGGCCUUUGCACUAUAAAUGCUGUUCUAAUGUUUAGUGGGGACGCGGGUGGCGCUGUGGGUUAAACCACAGAGCCUAGGACCUGCCAAUCGAAAGGUCGGCGGUUCGAAUCCCCGCAACAGGGUGAGCUCCCGUCGUUUGGUCCCAGCUCCUGCCUAUCUAACAGUUCGAAAGCACCCCUAAGUGCAAGUAGAUAAAUAAGGACCGCUUUCUAGCGGGAAGGUAAACGGCGUUUCCGUGUGCGGCGCUGGUGCUGGCUCGCCAGAUGCUGGCCACGUGACCCGGAAGUGUCUUUGGACAGCGCCGGCUCCCGGCCUCUUGAGCGAGAUGAGCGCGCAACCCUAGAGUUGGUCACGACUGGCCCUGACGGGCAGGGGUACCUUUACCUAAUGUUUAGUGCCUCAGUGUUCUCACCUAUGUAUUAAAUUUUGUGUAUUUGGUGUUCUAAUUUCUGUAAGCUAUGUUGAGACCCAGAUGUGGUAAAAAGUGGGGUAUAUUUUUUUAAAAAAAAUUAAAUAAAUUAGGCAGGAGUUGCAGAUUUUGAUAUUAACAUUCUGUGCCAGAUUCUGCAUCCUGGGUGUCUUAGCCUGAACAAAAUCCACUUUACAGCUCUGUUUACUUUUUCUUUUUAUUAUUGACACCAUGCAGUAUCUAUUUAUUGCAGAUGCGGUGGCAGGCACUAUACAUUACAAAAUACAGCCCAUAUUUAAAAAGAUGUACGCAAAAGAUGUGCACUUAUACCUUCACAGUGAUCAGUACGAGAUGCAACAAAUAUUGCUACGUUGUCAAGGCUUGGGGGAGCCAAUAAAUAAAUAAAUAAAUAAAUAAAUAAAUUCCAUCAUACGCCAAAAACAAAACUGUCAAUGCAUGACUUGUAUUUAAGGGGAGAGUAUUCCAGGUUCUGCCACACACAAAACUGCUGCAUUUCUUCAUCAGUUUUCUUUUCUUUUCAACGCUUCACAAAAAUUCUGCAUCAAUACUUUCCCUAACGUAAUGCAAUUUUAAAUGUUAUUUUCACUAAUAUAAGCAUUUAGGCACAUUUCCCCUAACGUUUCUGCACCCAUGACUCAGUUGGAGAAUUGCAUUGCAAAAUUCAGAGAGGUGAAAAUGUUGAAGGCUUGCUGAGCUCCUGGUUCGUGUAUAGUUCCAGGAAUGGCAGAUUUGGUAGUUCUGCAAUGUAAUGUGAACCAAACUUAAGUUUCUCCCCAUCUCUACCAAUGGGUGGGAAUAAAUCCAUCAACAAUUGUGUAGCGUUUCAAACAUAAGAAGGAUCAUGAAUAUUUAGAGUAUCCAGUUAGAUCUAGAUUUGGAUCCCCUCCAUCAAGCCAUGACUUGGGCUAGUAACUAUCUUCCAACCUGCCUUACCCCAUUAACGUUAUCAUAAGCCUUAUAUGCCGCUGUUGCUGCCAAUCCUGCCAAUAAGAGAGAGAGAGAGAGUUUGGAUUUGAUAUCCCGCUUUAUCACUACCUGCAGGAGUCUCAAAGCGGCUAACAUUCUCCUUUCCCUUCCUCCCCCACAACAAACACCCUGUGAGGUGAGUGAGGCUGAGAGACUUCAGAGAAGUGCGACUAGCCCAAAGUCACCCAGCAGCUGCAUGUGGAGGAGUGGGGAAGCGAACCCGGUUCACCAGAUUACGAGUCUACCGCUCUUAACCACUACACCACACUGGCUCCCUGGUGGUUUGUGGCAGGUGGCAGCUGUGGAAGCUCAGGCUCAUUGACCUCUGGCCUCUUCAGCAGCCUCAGCUUUUGUAGCUGGAGUCAGUCAAGGCCUUGCCCUCCCAGGCCAAGCCAAGGAGCAGGUCUUCCAGGACUCACAGCCAAGAUGGUGCUUCUACAUGCCAGACAUGGCUUCCCAGCUGAGAUGGGCCCCUCCCUUCUCAAAGAAGAAGGACCCACCAGAUUCUGUUCUCCAUACCAGGGGUUUGUCAGUGUUUUGGUGGUUAAGUUAACAAAAUGCCACACCUGGUUUGACUGAAGACGUGUCUGCCAUCCCGGGGAUACUUUUGAAUUUAUUUCCAUGGAAACGCACGGACGUGCUAUGAACUGAAACGGCUUGCUUAAAUGUGGUUGAUGCACCCUCAAGGAACUGAGGGAAUUGUAAGUUUUGCAAAAGCAGCUACUAGGUACAGGCAAAUCUCCCUAUUUCAGUUUCUCAUUAUUCCAAUCUAAAGUUUUGUUUUCUACAUUUCCAUACCGGGUUGCUAUUUAUAUCUUAUUCUGAAAGUCCUCAUCAAAUUUCAUCAGCAUUUUAGUACAAUUUUUUUCCAGAUAAACAUAUUUGUUUAUUCAAGCUUGCAUAAUAAACACAUUUUUGCAAAACAGUUUUCCAUAAUAUAAUGCAUAUGUUAUAUGUUGUUUUCACUAAUAUACCCUUCUGUAGAACCAUAGAAUCAAAGAAUUCUAGAGUCAGAAGGGACUGUGCGGGUCAUCUAUUCCUCUGCAAUGAAGGAAUUUUUUGCUCAGUGUAGGAUUCAAACCCACGACCCUGAGAUCAAGAGUCUCAUGCUCUUCCAACUGAGCUAUUUGCACACUUAAUGCCAGGAUUUGCACUUUUGUGCCCAAUGCUUGGCUGGAAAGAUGUGUUGCAUAAUCCAGAGAAGUGGAAAUAUCAAAGGAUAAAGGAAGAAGACAAGACAUUAUAUUUAUAUUUAUAUGCAACAGUGGCCGCGAGGCUAUUGAUUGCAAAAAAUUGGAAAAGUGGUAUUAUACCAACAAAAACAGAGUGGCUUGACAAAUUACUGGAGUAUUACAAUAUAUCCAAAACAAUGGGAGAAAUUGAAAGGAUCUCAAAAGAGAAGAUAGACAAGGACUGGAAGUCGUUUAAAGGAUACUUGCAAAAUUAUAUUGAAAAAUCAGAACUGCAAGGCGGGUGUGUGAAAGAAAGUAAUGGAAGUGGAAAGAAAUUGCAAUUGAGUAGAUUGGAAGUUCAUCACAAGGGUCCGAUGAGGGGUGAGGGAUGGUGGUGGGAAAAUGAAGUACUUGUGGGACUGAGUGUGGGUAUUUUUAAGGAUUGUAUGAAAUGUAUGUUUGUAUGUUUGUAUAUUCAUAACAUGUAUGUAUUAAUGCUGAAUUAUUUUAAUAAUAUUUUUUUUAGAAAAGGAAAUAUCAAAGGAUGGCUGUGUUUCGGAAUGUGUGAAUUAGGUAAAUUUGCUUUUAAUUGCAAACUCAGUCAGAUUUCUCCCCCAAUUCCUCCCCCCCCCCCGUGCAACAAAUAUCCGUGCCAUGCAGGGGCAAAGAGUGGGUGGAGUCCUCCCUUUGGGCAUAGUCACGCACGGCCAGCGAUGGUUCCCCAAAGGAGCCACUUCCAGAAGCUGAUGGCUUUUGCUGUCUCUCUCUGUACUGAGCGAUCCGUCACUCCAGUCUCAAGCUGCUGGGGAGUUUCAAUAUUUAACUUGAAACCCAGCCAGUAAACUGGAAGCUGCUUUCCUUCUGUUCCUGAGGGAACAAAUAUAUAAGAAGGAGCUGGGAACAAUGAUGGGAAGAGACUCUCUUCCCAGGCAGCUCGCUACAACGCGGCAGAGCCAGGUUGCAGAUUUAUUUACAGAAUCUGUCCCUUCAGAUGCUCUUUCUCCUUCCAACAAGUUCUUUCUUUCUCUGACUGCAGCUGUGGACACAACAGAUUCACAGGGAUGGCUCUGCAAAACUGACAUGGGAAGUUAUUUCACUAGAACCGGAGUGAUUCCUCCCCGCCAUACACACCUGUGUUUUAUUUUUAUUUUUUAUAUAAUUUUUUAUUUGGUUUUACAAUUUAAUCUCACAUUCACACACAACGUAGAAUCAUAAAUAUAGAAUUCACCAAAUUCUCAGACUUCCUUCCUCCUCUCCGUGGAGUCCACAUUUAAUCGCUUUUCGCUGCAUCAUACAUCGUCCGCUAUAUUUCUAUAAACUCUGUUUUUAUCCAUAGUACUUUGCACUUUGCAAGUGUUAUUGCAAUCCUGCUAGUGUUUUUAACUAUUACAGUGUUCUCUCAGAUAAGUUACAGAUUUUCCCCAAUCCUUAUUGAAGUUUUUAUCAUCCUGGUUUCUGAUUUUUCCAGUCAUUUUAGCCAUCUCUUCAUAGUACAUCCGUUUUUUAAUCCGUUCUUCUCUUGCAGAGAGGACAUACACACCUGUGCAUAAACACCUGUGUUUUAACCACAAAAACAUGGGAGUGUGGUUGAUGUUGAAGCCACAACUGAGGGCAGACUUGCCGUGUUUAGGUAGAGCAGGGGAGCGGGGGCUCCUGUACACCACAUAGCGUUUUAUUUUAUUUUUAAAAAAUUAAGCUGAUUAAGCCUCACUCACCUCACAGAUUGUUUAUUGUGGGGGAGGAAGGGAAAGGAGAAUGUUAGCUGCUUUGAUAUGCCUUCAGGUAGUGAUAAAGCAGGAUAUCAAAUCCAAAUUCUUCUCUUAUUAUUAUUAAUAUAACACCCUAUGUCUGGAAGUCUCAGGGCGGUUCACAGAAAAGAUCAACAUAAAAACCACAAUAUAUAUAUAUAAUCAAAAUAAAAACAACAAGCCAAUAACACACACCUCCCCUGAAGUAUAGGUGGGCUCCCAUGAGGCAAGACACAGUGAUAACGGCAAGAACCUUUAUUGAACUACAUAACUGGGAAACAGGGGCAAAGCAACUGCUUAUAUACAUUUCUGAAAGCCUGGGCCACUCCCACUCCCAACGUGAUUGGCUGUCUAAACUUCCAAGAUGUGAAUCACAAUUCAGAGUUCAAGGGCCAAUGGCAGAGGCCCAAAUCCUGAAAUGUUCUGUGAUUGGACAACAUGUAUCGAUUCACAACACAGGAGCUCAGAAUCCUUAGUCCAGACUCAAGCUCAGGCAAACACAGACCACUGAAUACAUAACACCCCCCAAAAAAUAUUUCACUAGAAAUUGUGAUGGUGGUCGGCUAAUGUCACACUAGCUCCACCCACCCAACCUGCCAAGAAAGUUUAAAGAAAUUAAGAGUAGUAUCUAGCUUAGGGAUGCAGAAGAAAUUUGUUUCUGUUCACGUUUCAAGGCAAACUUGCUCGUGUAGCAGAACUUUUCCUCCUCCUCACUCCCCAUUGCUCCACUCUGAAUCUGCGCGGGUUAAUCUCCCCCGCCCAACUCCCUAGAGCAGAUUUGGAUGGUGCAGGAGGUGCAACGGGAAUGGGGGCAGAGAAGAGCAGAAGCUGUCCCUCUCAUGCAGUGGCUUCAUUGGAGACAACCUCUCCCCGCCCCCCGCCCCGUUUUUACAAGAACAAAUUCAACAUAAUAAAAAGAAUAAACUUUUACCAUAUCCAUAUAUGGGAUUCUCUGAAUCUUGCGACUUCCCCCCGUCCCCUGCAUGGGUCCUUAACAUAAUUUUUCUAAAACUACAUAUCAUUACGUUCCCCACAGUUUUCAUCUCUCUGAAUUAUAUACACACCCACACACACCCACACACCCGUUUCUAUACAAGUUGUUUUUAAAGUCCAGGUAAUGUUCUUAUUUAGGGACGCAGGUGGCGCUGUGGGUUAAACCACAGACUUGCCGCUCAGAAGGUCGGCGGUUCGAAUCCCCAUGACAAGGUGAGCUCCCGUUGCUUGGUCCCAGCUGCUGCCCACCUAGCAGUUCAAAAGCACGUCCAAGUGCAACUAGAUAAAUAGGUACUGCUCCGGCGGAAAGGUAAACGGCAUUUCCGUGCGCUGCUCUGGUUCGCCAGAAGUGGCUUAGUCAUGCUGGCCACAUGACCCGGAAGCUGUACGCUGGCUCCCUCCGCCAAUAAAGCGAGAUGAGCGCCAGAACCCCAGAGUCGGUCGAGACUGGACCUAAUGGUCAGGGGCCCCUUUACCUUUACCUAAUGUUCUUAUUUGUUUACAAUGGUCUCCUAAGUAAGUUAUGAAUUUUCCCCAUGCUUUUUUAAAGUCAAUAUCUUCUUGAUUCCUGAGUCUCCCGGUCAGUUUUGCCAUUUCAGCAUAGACCAGCAAUUUGGCUUGCCAUUCUUCCUUGGUCGGAACUGUUGGUUCUUUCCACCUUUGGGCUAGAAGCAUCCUUGCAGCUGUUGUCCCAUACACAAACAGUCUUUUCUGGUCUUUUGGGGUAUUGGAGCCUGUAAUUCCUAAUAGAAAUACUUCUGGUUUACCAAAGGGAGUGGAAAGUGCAAGGAGACCUGAUGCAAAUGACCUGGGGCUGGAACCUACUGGCCAACCCCCUAAGAAUGCUCCUCACCACUGGAGCCAACUCCAGGGGGCCCUGGGUGUUUCGGCACCCACAAUAACAUAUUUGUGGGGCUGGGCCCCACAAGGUCAAUGGGCAAGGUUGAAGCCCUUCAUUGUGGGCACCCACAAUCUUUGGCACCUCUGCCCCCUACCCUGCUGACUUCUCACAGACUCUGGACCAUUAGCUCACUGGUUUCCCUCUGCUGGGGUUUCUUGAGUUCUUGCGGUCUUAUAACGCAGUUAGCUAUUAUUAGGCAAGUAGUCGUUUCACCCUAGCAAGUGUCCAGUGCAAUUAGGCUAAUCUAAUUUCUUGUGGCCGCAAGCUGAAAUAAGGCGAAUCCCAUCGCCGCUUCCUAUCGGGGAGGCAUGUAGCUUAAUUGGUGUUCCAGGAAACUGGAAUUGUGUGUUAACAUCUUAAUUCCAUGUGCUGUUUAGGCGGAGGCGAUUCCUCGCCAUUGUUCCAGUUGCCUUUGCGGGACACAACGGAAUCUUGUGCUUUCCUGAGAACCUUAGUUAUCGCCUUGCAGCAGAACUUCCUGCCGGGAAGCUGUCAGACGUCGUCAGGAAUCAUUGCCAAGCAUCUGGUGGCAGAAAGAGGAGAUAUCUUUAUAACCUACAAAGAGUUUAAAAAUAUCUAAGCCUCCGUGAAAGGCCAAUGCCCUCAUGAAUGCAUUUUGCAUCAGAAUGUAAGCAUUGCUGCCGGACGUUGGUUAAACAAUGGGUGUCUCAUGUUUUGAAGGUGUCGCCUUUUAUGUUGGCCAUAGCGUUGAUGUCUCAUUUUGGUGGUUUGUCAUUGAUACUUCAGGGAACGCAAUGGAUCCAAGUGUUGCCACUGCUGAACAUGCCCAACAUGACCUCGGCAUGUUCAAAGUCCUGGGUUUGUUUGCAUAUUUAGUGGAUCUUUAUCCCACUCUGAAGCGGCAAAAAAGGCUAUCUAAUUAUGAAGAUCAGCGUUGCACUCAUUUUCACCAUCUCAAAAGACAUGACACAAAAGGAAAAUGGUUUGGGGAGGAGGAGGAAGCAAGCAAACUCAGGUAUAAAUUCUUAGUUACAAAACCAAUAAUAAUAAUAAUAAUAAUAAUAAUAAUAAUAAUAAUAAUAUUUAUACCCUGCCCAUCUGGCUGGGUUUCCCCAGCCACUUUGAGCAGCUCCCAAAAGAAUAUUAAAAACACGAAAAAAUGACCAGUUGGGGUGGAAAAGUUCAAGAUGAGGCGGCCCCUCCCAAGGUUGUUCGUGUUUCAGAUGCACUGAUGGAGUAGACCUGCAUCCCUUCCCUUCUCAUAAAGCCUGAUGUAACCACUGCUGCUAGGUGACAGUUGAUGGAGGUCCAGUCCUUGGCAUUUCUAAUUAAAAGGGUAUGGUAAUAGGUGCCUGUAGUUUGUUUAAGGGUGCUAGGAAAUGUAGCUCUGUGAAUGGUAAACUACAGCUCCCAUUAUUCUUUGCAGAAGCCAUAUGCUUUGAAUGUAUGGCGUGGUUACCUCUCUCUGUGUGUGCAUAUGUAAGAGUUGCAAACCCUUGUUGAUCUGUUGGAAACCACUCAGAGAUUUACCAGCCCAUCUUCUGCUCACACCUGUUUUAGACCUCCCGGCCCUCCAAAAAACAAAACAAAAAAAAAACAACAACACCAAUCUAGGGCUAUAUUCAACUAAAUCAUUGUGCUAGUGGAAGGCAGUGAGAAGAUCUCCGCUAGUGCAAUGGGGAUUCCCCGUGUGUGCCCUGCGCCCUCCCCCAGAUCUGCUCUGGAGGGUUGGCGGUAACCCCUGAACAGAUUUAAGGUGCAUGGAGAGUGGGGAGAAAGGGGGAAACUUCCAUCAUGCAAAGAAAAUUAUUGCACUGGUGGAACCUUGGCCUUAGAGCUGCGGCGAAUACAACCUCUUGCCUUUGGACCCACAUGCAUGAAUCCCAUCGUAUUACUUUCCCAACCUCCUAUGGCAAAUGACCAUUAUACUAAAUUCCUGGGAUAGCUCAGCCCAUAGAGCAUGAGCUUCUUAAUCUCAGGAUCGUGAGUUUGAGCCCCAUGUUGGACAAAAUAUUCCUGCAUUGCAAGGGGUUGAACUAGAUGACCCUCAUGGUCCCUUCCAACUCUAUGCAAUUCUGUGUUACUAUGAUUCGGUGGAGGGGGGAGGAAUUCUACAGAUUGAGGCCUGGGAGGAAUUCAGGUUUGGUUUAUGACUUAGAGUUAAAUUGUCAGCCUCGUGGGUGGCUAAUGCAUGCAGCAGAGGGCCAGGCUGCCUGGGUCCUUAGGGCACAGAGUUGGUAUGAGCAGAUAAUGUGUAAGGAGGUGGGAAACAUUAUGCUAAUGCACCCAUGUUGCUCACCCAGUGGAAGAGACGGGUGCCCUAUCCUUUGAUCUGUGCAAUAAUGGAGCUGUCACUCCAUUGUUCUAUGAAUAUUCUGCCAACGGAGUCAUUAGAAUCUUGGGUCAGUGACAGAUAAUCAAUGCUAGCAUUUCAAAACUGCAAUGUGGAGAGAAUCAGGCUUCAACCCCAUCAGGCUCAUUGGCCCAUCUAGCUCAGAACUGCCAGGGUCUGAGGCUGGGAUUUGGCUACCCAAGAAAGUUUUAACCAGUGGUGCUAAGGACUGGGAGCACCUUUUUUUGCAGGGCAAAGCAUGUGCCCUUCCACGAAGAUGCAACCCCGGAACGAUCCUUUGAAAUGAAGCUGCAUAGAUAAUGUAGAGCUGGGUUGCUGAGAAACUGCCUGAAUAAAGGCUAGGUUUGGAGUUUCUGCUGUGAUCAGAAAACAGAAUCCAGAACUCAGUGGCUGGGGUCACCCAGGUAUUUGGAGAAUGCUGCUGUGCUAAUGGGGUUCCUGAGUGCAUCCUGUUGUUGUUGUUUAGUCGUUUGGUCGUGUCCGACUCUUCGUGACCCCAUGGACCAGAGCACGCCAGGCACUCCUGUCUUCCACUGCCUCCCGCAGUUUGGUCAAACUCAUGCUGGUAGCUUCAAGAACACUAUCCAACCAUCUCGUCCUCUGUCAUCCCCUUCUCCUUGUGCCCUCCAUCUUUCCCAACAUGAGGGUCUUUUCCAGGAGUCUUCUCUUCUCAUGAGGUGGCCAAAGUAUUGGAGCCUCAGCUUCAGGAUCUGUCCUUCCAGUGAGCACUCAGGGCUGAUUUCCUUCAGAAUGGAUAGGUUUGAUCUUCUUGCAGUCCAUGGGACUCUCAAGUGUCUCCUCCAGCACCAUAAUUCAAAAGCAUCAAUUCUUCAGUGAUCAGCCUUCUUUAUGGUCCAGCUCUCACUUCCAUACAUCACUACUGGGAAAACCAUAGCUUUUACUAUACGGACCUGUGUUGGCAAGGUGAUGUCUCUACUUUUUAAGAUGCUGUCUAGGUUUGUCAUUGCUUUUCUCCCAAGAUGCAUCCUGUUAGCCCUUCACAAACUCAGGAAGAAGCAAAGCACUUGGAACUGUUGUGAUGAGGGCACAACCUUCCUACUACCCCAAUGUGUAGUAGAUCUGAGUUGCCAAACUACAGAAUGUUUUGGACCAUUUCAACAUUUCCACAGUUGGAAGCAGUGAUGCGUCUGAAUAUGAAUUGCUGGAAGCCACAGGAGGGAAGAAUUGCUCUUGGGUCCUCCUUGAGGGUUUCUCAUAGGCAUCUGGGUAGCCAUUGUGAGAACAGGAUCUGGUCAAGAUGGGUCAUUGGCUUGAUCCAGCAGGACUCUUUUUAUGUUCCUAUGUGUUUCUAGUUGCAUAGUCCACAGAUGCUCUCUGUUCCCUCCACCCACCCCAGACACUUCCCGUUUUUGCUAAAUAAAAAGCUUCAUAUUCCUUCAUGCCAUUUCAUCUGUCAUAGUGAUGGUUGUUUUCCUAGCCACCAAAGAAAAGACAGAUUAGUGAACUACUAUUUGUUUUUAUUUGAAUUUGUUUGAUUUGUAGCCUGCUUUUCCACCAAAUGAUGCUCAGGGCAGUUAACAAUAAUAAUGCAAAUAUAAUAGCAAUGAUGACAAAACAAAAGAAUGGCAAAGCAUCAACAAAAUCAACAAAAGCACCAGUUUAAACCGAUUUCAUCUGUCUCCACCAAGAGAUGUCAAGUGGGAUCUCUUUCCAUGGCCUCAUCUUGGGUAGUGGAACCAGAUACUGUGCUCAAUACAAGCUGGUCCUAGACAAGAUUUGGGGGCCAUCCUUGUGGGGUGGGUCACAGGCAGGAGCAAAAAGCUACUACCAUAAAUGGCUUCAACAGGAUGGAGAAGUCCCACUGUGCGUUCAUCCCUACAUGUUGCAAAAUUCAGAUAAGAAUGAAUUCGAAGAAUAGCUGCAUUUCAUAUUUGCCUUUUUGGUUCAGGGAGCGUGAAUUUGGUAGGGCCAUGUCAGACUGUGAAGAAAACUUCUCCUCAUCUCUAGUUUCUACAAAGUGAAUUGCUGGAGAUGAAAAUUGAGAACGUUAGAAGGAGUACCUUGCUGGAUUGUAGGGAAGGCCCCUUUAAUCCAUCAUCCUCUUUCCAACGGGCAGAUGCUUCUGAGAGAGCCCAGAAGAGAGUAGUGAACAGGUGAACCUGUCAGUUUCGGUUUCUCAUUUUUCCAGUCUUUAAGUGAAGUGUGUGUGUGUGUGUGUGUGUGUGAGAGAGAGAGAGAGAGAGAGAGAGAACAAAACAAAACCUCAUGAAAAUUCAUCAGCCUUUCAGUGCAGAUUUCUCUUAAUAGGUGCACAUUUGGAUGCAGUUUUGCCUAAUAUGCAGUUUUUCGCAAAGCCAUUUCCCCCCAACAUAGUGCAUUUUUGUAAAUUGCUUUCACUAACAUGUGCACCUCUAUGCACAGUUUAGCAGAUGCAUUUUUGUAUGCAUUACUUGGCUGGAGAACUGCACUGCAAAAUUCAAAAAAGUGUGAAUUUUGGAGAGCGGCUGUGUUUUGGUCCCUGUAUUGUUUUGGAAAAUGUGAAUUAGCUAAGCUUGCCUCUGAAUCUGAACUGGAUCAGAUUUUAUCCUCCCAAGCAGAGCAGGAGGGCAGCAGCUCUUCCCUCCUGCUCACCUCCUCUCUUCCUUCCAGCAACUGAUAACCAGAGACAUGCCACCUUUGUAAUCCAAGUCUUCCCCUAGAGUCUUCUCUCUUUCUUUUUAAUGUACAUGCAGUCUCAAGCGAUUGCAUAUGCUGGGGAGAAAGUGGCGGCAGCAACUUCCCAAGCAGAUGCUCUUUGCCUCUCCCCUUCCAACCGUGCCCCGCUGACCUCUCUGCAGGAGAUAAUUCCCCCCAGCUGAUCCUUCCCUUGCACUGUCACAAAAUAAUCCCUGUAGCUGUAAUUCCAGCAAUUAAACCGGCUUGCCCUGUUGGCCUCAGAACUGCAUCGCUGCAUUGUCCCCGGGACUCUCAUCCGAAGUCCACGAGGAUGCGGCGACGCUGGCGUUCUGCGUCCUAACCUGUUAAUAUUUCCUGACACUUUGCUUAUGGUUUGUGUCAUCAGAUUUGCCUGGAGAGGCGGUGGCAGUGCCUGCAUUUUGUUGUUGCUGUGAACAUCACAGUGACAGGUGGCCUUUUUGCUUUGGGCAAUCUCCAAGGAAACGAGUGCAGAUCUUUCUGCUUGCCGGCGUUAAAGUACCACUUAAAAAUGGGGAUACUUUGUGUGAAAAGGAGCCCUCUUGCCGACGGCUUGACGGAGAUCAGCAGCAGCAGGCAUUUGAGUGAGAACGAGAGGAGAAGGAUGAGGUGUUUGUUUUUGUGUUGGCUCUUAUCCAAUCAAGACUGGAACCCUUUCCAGAUCUGCCACAGGCUCCCUGUUCAAUCUUGUGUAUGCCUCUAAUGACCUCUUUCCAGAAGUUUGGAAAGAAUGUAGACUGAACUUAUGAAGGGGGCAGGUGCAGGUAAGGACCAACCAGGUUCAAAACUAACUGGAUGGCAGGUGCAUUUAACAAUAGGCGGUGGUCCAGUCGUGAGCAAUUUCAGAAGCCUGGUCGCAAUCUGUGGAGCCUGAGAUUAAAAUUGCCACUGCUGCCCGAGUGAUCUGCCGCUGCUUGCCCUGAAGCGGGGCUCAGCUGGUAGGCACUGUGGGUCCUUGAAGACAGAGAGAGAGCCAUGGAUGGAGUGCAAGGGGCCAGUUGGCCGCUGACUCUUCGCUGGCUUGUGGAGGAGGAGGAAAGAAGGAGAAGGGGACAAGAAAGCCAGCCUGCAUGAUCCAUUUCUCCUCUCCCUUCAUCUCCCCCCUCCCCAGCUCUCCCCAUUGGCCUUAUAAUAUGUUAGGGAGUGGGGAGAGACAAAGCAGACUGCCCCUCCCCAGUUUGAUUAAUUUUCUUCUUCACCUUCUCCCUUCGCCCUUCUUGGCUUGCCCCCUACGCUUCACCUCUCCACUCUUCCUUAACGCUGGGAGUGGGCAAGAGCCCCCUGAACAGCCCCUUUCAUUCUGCUUAUUUUUGUUAUUCUGAAGUAUCUUGUGUGGGGCUUAUUCCCAAGUAAACACACCCUCUACCAGCCCAUGGGGCACGCACCUCUGUUCUAAGUACAGUGGGGUAAAAAGGCAUGUGGGGGGGGCGGCUCUUAUAGCUGGUAACUGUUUGUUUUUUUAUGAACUGGUAGAAUUGGGAAGGAAUCCAAGAGCAGAGAGAGAGAGGAGGCUUAGAUGACAGAGAGUGAGUUGGGAGCCUUGCAUGGACGCUUCUAGGAAGGCACCCAGUCGGGGCCUCCUCAGCCUCUCUCAGCACCAUUUUCGGCUCGACUCAGUGUCCUGUGUAGCACAGGUUGGAUGGGGAGGAAGGAGGGCAUGUGGAGUGAAGGAAUGACCGCUGGGUAUGGAGCACACUUCCACCCGCAGACAGGCCUCAGCUGUCUGAUCGCGUGACCUUCGGGUGUGGAGCACACUUCCACCCGCAGACAAACCACAGCUAUCUGAACAUCAUGCCCUCUAUCUAACCUUUGCUCUCUCAGUGGUCUGCCAUGCCCUGUCUGUGACCUUUGUCUCCUUCGUCAUCCAUUGUGCAAGGGGAAAGUGACAUGGUGGAAACAGUUGCCAAAAUAACUUUGCACCACCCCACGAUCGCGGGAUUGGAAGAUGUGUAAAGGUCACAGUCCAAAAUGUACUGGUUUUGCCUAUUGUGCUAAUAAAAAGAGCCUCUGCAGAGCUAGCUGGCAGCUUGCCUGUGCACAGUUCACCUGCAUUACCAACUCCUGCCUCAUAUCCUCCACUUUCCCAGGGAAGAGGAUGCGGAGGGAGGAGUUCCAAGGGCAGCCCCUGUUGCCUGUUUACUCAGCAUAGGUCCUCCCUGAGCCACCUGCUUGCUCCCAGCUCUCAUGCCUUCCAGUGGGAGCUGGCGGGGUGCCUGGCUGAGUGAAACAUGUGGAGUCCUUUGGUCUGCUUGGCACUCCUGCUGGUGGUGGGCAUGCACAUCAGCCUCGCCUACCAAGGUAGGGGGCUGAGAUAUAGGGACAGAAGUGGGGGAAAGAGAGAGGGGGUGGCGGUGACAGCAGAACAGGUGUGUUGGCCGUCUUGUGCGAAAGGGGUAUUAAUUCAGAACCAUGUGGGGGAUGACAGAGUCUCGGGUCUGUGUGAGACACUUUUGAAGAAAGGGACACUGCAGCCACCUGGCCGAAAGUUACACUGACAGUGGAAAAGCAGCAGGUUUUUUUUUGGAGGGGGGGUGGACCCUUCACUCCCUUGUGAGCAACAGACUGAAAUGAAGGAGAAUAUAGUGUGCCUGCCGUGGGUUUGCAGUUAUUUGGCAUAAGGUGUAUCCUUUCAGAAAUGGAGCAUCUGGUAGUUUCUGGGGCAAGAGGAGGCUUCGUUCUUCAAGACUGUGAGGUGGUGAGGGGAGAGAGACUUUAAACUAAAAGCCUAAGUGUUUUGUCUCCGCAGCCUGUGGUAAGCUUGUGGCCUGAACCAGAGGGCCACAACAAUAAAAAUUAAUUAAUAAAAAUUGUUGCUGAUUUUUUUAAAAAAGUAAUAAUACGACCAGACCUUCUGUUUUGGCACCCCCAACUGAGGUUCUAGGAGCCAUGUGGAGAAUAGCUUUUUCAUCCCAGUUUUAUAGGGACGCAGGUGGCGCUGUGGUCUAAACUACUGAGCCUCUUGGGCUUGCUGAUCAGAAGGUCGGCGGUUCGAAUCCCCACAACAGGGUGAGCUCCCGUUGCUCUGUCCCAACUCCUGCCAACCUAGCGGUUCAAAAGUAGAUAAAUAGGUACCGCUCUGGCAGGAAGGUAAACGGCAUUUCCGUGUGCUCUGGUUUCUGUAAUGGUGUUCUGUUGCUCCAGAAGCGGUUUAGUCCUGCUGGCCACAUGACCUGAAAAGCUGUCUGUGGAUAAACGCAAGCUCCCGCAGCCUGAAAGCGAGAUGAGCACCACAACCCCAUAGUCGCCUUUGACUGGACUUAACCAUCCAGGGAUCCUUUACCUUUUUACUUUUUAUCCCAGUUUCUAACACUGGGUCCAACGUGCCAUGAUUGCUGAAUUAUACCAAGCCGAGAUACGUACUGGGCAAGGAUAGCUUUAUGCCAUCAACAAAACAAUACGAGCACUUGCAUAACUGGAGCUCUAGUUCUGCGCAGAACACCACUCUGCUGGAAAAGCAUCAUUGCGCAGUUCAAACUCCCUGUUUCGAUGAACACCAAGCAGAUGAAUGUCACUGACAUCUCAGGGAGGAGCGACACACACACACCUUAUGUCACUCCCGAACCUCAAGCUUGCUCCUGGUGCUCAGAUCCGGCCAUCAAGACCUUCCCCUUAAUAUUCAUGCACAGCUGCUAGGAUGGUGGGGCCGAAAGAUACUCCGAAGUGUGAGGGGUUGUAAAGGAAAAAAAGGAUAAAUCUUCAUAAGAUCCACUCAUGGAAAAACCUCACAGAAUAUAUAAACAGAUGUAAAUAAAGAAUUUAUAUCCUGGACCUUCAACAUACAUUUCUGUUCCCAGGGCAGCUACUAGAGUAUUAUUAUUAUUGUUGUUGUCGUUGUUAUUAUUAUUAUUAUUAUUAUUAUUCUGCACUAAAUUUUCUCAAAGUGAUUUACAAUUGUAUAAGCAUGCGAAGCUUCAAAACAUUCCAAAGAAGAUAAAAAGAACAUGUUUAACUGAAAGUGCUCAUCCUGCAAUAUUAUAAAAGGAUGAUCUUGUCCCACUCCACUAAAAGAUGAAUGCUAAAGACUUACUUAAGGGUAGUAAGAAAAGAAAUAAUAAUAAUAAUAAUAAUAAUAAUAAUAAUAAUAAUAAUAAUUGUUGUUGUUGUUGUUGUUGUUGUUGUUGUUGUUGUUGUUGUUUUAUUAUUCUAAUAAUAAUAAUAAUGGCAUAAAAACUAACACAGCAAAUUAAAACACAGAACUAAAAUGGCAACAGCCCAUUCAGACGAAAAUCCAACUGUUCUGCUUUAAAAAUAAUAAUAAUAAUGCUCACAUUAGCAGUUCUUAAAUGCCUGGGAGAACAAAGGGUUUUGCCUGGUACCUAAAUGAUAGUAGUAACAAGGUGUCCAGGCAGGAUUCCAUAGUGAGCGUCUUUCCAAGGGGAAAAGUCACCACAGAACAGGCUUUCUCCCUAGUUGUCAGCUGCCCUGCUUCAGACAGCAAAGGCCCUCAGGUAUGGGGUCAGAGAUGGCAAUCUCAGAGGAUGAGCCCAGGGGCUGAAUGUCUGCUUUGCAUGUGGACGUUCCCAGGUUCAGUCCUUGGUUUGUCCGUUUAGAACAGUUGGGUUUUAGUGUAAGUCCAAAGGGGAGAAGGUGAUGUGAAAUACUUUUCUGUGCCCGAAACCUUGGAGAUUCCGGCAGUCCAUAUGGACAAUAGACAUACUGGCAGAACCCUGAGCAUACAGGGAACUUGAGGAAGGCUGGACAGGUAAUCCAUUUGUACCUUGAUUUUAAAACAUUGUUUGGACCAUCUCUCACCAGGGUCUGCACAAGAGGGUAGUAAGGUUGGUCCAGCAGAGGCCCUCGUGCCUCAGCUAUGCUACCAUUUCCACUUCGCAUAUAGGGUUGCCAAGUGCCCUCUUUUUCCAGGACAUGUCCUCUUUUACAGGGGUAAAACUUCUGUCCAGCUGGAUUUUUUACAUUCACCAAAAUGUCUCUGGAUAUACUUUCUGGAUGAGACAUGGACAUAACUGGUUGCUGAAGACUUGCUUUCCUCUUCUCUUCUGCUACCCCCCUCAGUGAUAUAUCACAGCUUCUAUAGCCUACAUAUAGUAGGGGUAUUUAAAAUGAGAGUCAUCAUAGCGUCCUCUUUUUUUUUUGAUCUUCAAAAUAUGGCAACCCUAAGAAGAUCUGAGGCAGCUUAAGAGUUUGCAUGCCUUGCCUUUUCUGUAUUAAGGCUGCUUGCUGAGGGCACUAUGGGACCGCCUCUCCUGGUAUGCCCUGCGGAGGACCUUAAGCUCCACAAAUGACAACAUUUUGGAGGUCCCAAGUCGCAAGGUGAUUAGGGCCAGGGCCUUUUCAGUACUAGCCCCAACUUGGUGGAACACUCUGUCACAAGAGACUAGGGCCCUGCGGGACUUGACAUCUUUCCGCAGGGCCUGCAAGAUGGAGCUGUUCCGCCUGGCCUUUGGUUUGGACUCAAUCUGACCCUUAUGUUUCCCUCCCCUUAUGGUUUUGAUCUAUGGGCUACUUUUAAAAUGAGGCUGCAUUUUAAAUGGCAUUUUAACCUAUAUUUUAAAUUGGUUUUUACUGUAAUUUUUACUGGUGUUAGCCACCCGGAGCCUGGCUCUGGCCAGGGAGGGCAGGGUAUAAAUAAAUUUAUUAUUAUUAUUAUUAUUAGUUCAGGGCUCACACAAAAUCCUAGAGCCAGCACUGGUUGCCCCUGUUUUGUUUAGGGGCACAGGGGAGGAUCUCAUGUCAGAAGAUGGAAAAGGCCGGCGCUAAUGCUGAGGUCUGCAAUUGUGAUACCAUUUGAAUCUGCAAGGAGCUGAUAGGAGCGAAGGAGCAGGAAUUGUUUGGUAAAUCAUCUAGACGCCUUAUCAAGCAGGAUGUUAAGUGCGGCUUCCUGUUGUUGUCUCAGGCGUUUCCAGGGUUUUGUUUCACCAAAGUGUUCUGUGGAAAUGGCUGGGCCCGAUGUCAGCGUGCCGUUCCUGUGACGCAAGGCGAGGGCAUCUUAUUGCCAUUGUCUUGCAUCCUCCAGUGAAACGCUUGGCCUUGGAAGGCAGGAAAUCCCUUUGGUCUGAAAGCAGAUGGUGUAUUCUUUAAGGAGACCAAGCAGGGUGGGAGAAGAAUGGCACCUUGGCUGUUCCUCGUGCACAGGAACCGCCUUCAUGGCUGAUAUGUGAGGAACAGCCUUAGAUUGAACCAGUCCCAUUUGGGGGAUUCGCUUUUUCAAACCUCUCUCUGUUCAGACUCAAAGCUCACUGGGUGACAUUGGGCCAGGGUCAAGGCUUACCUUGUGAGGUUGUUGUGCGGCUAAAAUGAGGGAGGGAAACCCGUCUUCACCGCCUGCUGCUCCAUGGAGGAAGGAGUGCACUAUAAAUGUAAUAUAUAAAAAUUAUGGUGAACUAGGUGGCGCUGUGGGUUAAGCCAUAGAGCCUAGGACUUGCCGAUCAGAAGGUCGGCGGUUCGAAUCCCCGUAACAGGGUGAGCUCCCGUUGCUCGGUCCCUGCUCCUGCCAACCUAGCAGUUCGAAAGCAAAGUGCAAGUAGAUAAAUAGGUACCACUCCAGCAGGAAGGUAAACGGCGUUUCCGUGCGCUGCUCUGGUUCUCCAGAAGCGGCUUAGUCAUGCUGGCCACAUGACCCGGAAGCUGUACGCCGGCUCCCUCAGCCAAUAAAGCAAGAUGAGCGCUGCAACCCCAGAGUUGGCCACAACUGGACCUAAUGGUCAGGGGUCCCUUUAUCUUUACCUUUAGGAUGGACCAGAAACUAUAUCUGAUGGGGUGUACCUUGGUGUCAGGGAACUGCCACCAGCUCAGAGGCGAGAGGUGGAAGGGCAGUUGUGUUAUAGGGAACCUCCGAAAGUCUUGCAAAGCAGUUCCUCCUCUGGCGAGGAGGAAAGCCCCACCUCUAGUGGAGAGGAGGUGGUGGAACCAGGGGAUGCUAGGGAGAGCCUCAACAUUGACCCUGAACAGGGAGAGAGGAGGGAAGUACCCCUUUGCCAGCGCCCACGCUGCGCAGUAGGUUUUGGCACAGGAAGGGGAGGAGAAGGUUGGGGGCAAAGCGACUGUUAUGCUGGGGGAGGUACAAGGACCGAACACUCCCAGAUUCUGCUAGCGACUGAGCCAGACAUGAACUUACGAUGCUCUUCACUGUAAAUAGUUUUGCACUAAGAAUAAAGCCUGGAAAAGACAGGUUGGAGUCUUGCCUGUUUGCUCUCGAGCAACCACACCACCAUCUGACACUUGGUAAUAUGCUGCCCUGUGUGAGGCCAACAGUUGACGCCCUUCCUGCUGUCAUGGAAUUCUACUCAAUAUGAUCCAGAGCAGAACUCUGACAUAUAGUUAGCGGAAGAAGAAGAAGAAGAGUUUGGAUUUGAUAUCCCGCUUUAUCACUACCCGAAGGAGUCUCAAAGCGGCUAACAAUCUCCUUUCCCUUCCUCCCCCACAACAAACACUCUGUGAGGUGAGUGGGGCUGAGAGACUUCAAAGAAGUGUGACUGGCCCAAGGUCACCCAGCAGCUGCAUGUGGAGGAGCGGAGACGCGAACCCGGUUCCCCAGAUUAGGAGACUACCGCUCUUAACCACUACACCACACUUAACUUAAAACACGUUGCAGGAUUUCCCCCCCAAAAAUAAGCCAGAAGCAAUUAAUAUUUCAUCCAGCAGAGCUUUACAGCUACUGAAGGCAAAUGAGCAUAAUGUUCACUAAUCCAAUACAUUCAGGAUUGGCCCUGUCCAUAAGAAGUCCAGUUGCAGCAGACUUAAAUUAAACUUACAAUAACUUACAAUAAGUCUAAACCUUAACACUAAGCAUACUAUGUACAGAACGCCACACCAGAAGGAAGAGAGAUAGAAAGUGAAAGUGAACCUCCCCCAGGCUCCUUCUGGCCUUACUUUUAUAUUCAGCAUGACCUUGACAGAAAGAGAUAACGGGACCAGUUUAAGCCAGCGGUGCUCAGCUUCUCUGAAGGAAUAACCCAAACACCACGAACCUUCUGCUGGUUUCUUUCACACAGAGAAGCUUCCAGAACCCUCUUAAAUUAAGUAGAAUAGAAAACACAUCAGAUCAAUACUGCACUAAGAAAUGCAAACUGACACCUGCAGCCCUCGCAGAAUGGCCUAAGCCCAAUAAACAAGAUGACAGGCUUUGGGAUGGAGGCGAAAGUGAAGGCUCUGGCAGGGUCCUAGUGCCUUUCCACCCAGUGGUGGACCUACAUUCUGGUGGUCCUAAAGCUUGAACUGUUUUGGGGGGGCCCUUUGCAACCAGCAACAAGGUCUGGGUAACCAUUGUUACCUGUUACCUUCUUCAAUGGGGUUGUUCCGUCUACUGGAUUACCUUACAUGUCAAAAGUCACCGGUGUAAAUAAAAUAAAAUAUUCCUAUGUGUCAGUUAUAGUUUUUGAGUUGUGUGUGUGUGUGUGUGUGUGUGUGUGUGUGUGUGUGUAAAUUUGGGAAAUCGUAUAUACAUGCAAGACUAAAGUCGUUUCUGGGGGCCCUCCAGGAUUAGGGGCCUUGAAGCUUAAGCUUUAUUAGUUUCAUAGUAGAUCCUACCCUGCUCUCAAGUUAUUUUCCAUGUCAGAUUAGAAAGCCCUCCACUCAAAGCUGCAAUAAAUAAAUAAAUUCCUGCCCAUCCCACUUCAUUAGUGACCAUGCGUAGAGAAAGCACACAUGACUGAUAUUUUGUAAAGGGAAUUGCAAGGUUGCUGGUGCAUCGAAAUUCAUCAGACAACUGGUUUCUGGUCACUAGUUCUUGCACACCAAGCUCCCCUUGUAACAGACUGCAUUUCUGAUGCUAACCAACAUUGCCGUCAUAUUAUUUCUGGGACUUAGGCGAGGAGCAGGCAAUGGGCAACGUCUGAAGGAUGCAUGAUAAUUCUCCCAACCUCGUGGGCAAUUCUCUCUUCUCGCUGACAUCUUCUGUGGUAUCGCAAUGUCAGGAAGAUGCAGAGCGUUCCAAGAGCAUGCGAUUUCAGCUGAUGUUUUGCCCCGGAGCUUCCAUGCUCCCAUCGGAAGAGUCAGAAUCGAGCCCGUCGCUUUCAGGAGCCAUUAGCUUCUCUCUUGAACAUGCUGGUCGGGGCUGCUACAAUUAAAUCAUUAAGAGCUCCCCAAGUGGACCUCUGAUGAGGAGGAGGAUUUUUUCAUGCCUGGAAAGGGCUUCACACGAAUGCAUCACAACACCGUCAAUCUCCCCUUCGUGUUUGCUCCUUGCCCAGUGGUCCUUGGUCAUCAGGGCUACAGAGAAAAUGCUCAGUGGAAGAAAAUUGAAGAUGGGGGAAGGGGGAUACUGCUCCUUCUCUUUGCCAUAUUCAGCAGUGAUCUGUAAAUCUCUAAAAGGACACUAUCCAUGCCCAACAGAGAUGUGUCAGCAUAGUUAGAGGACCUGCUAGGUUUGCAAAAAGCAAAAACAUAAAAGCAAAUAAAAAACGAGAGGGGUGGGGAGAGAGAGAGAUCCUUUAAGGUUUGUGGGGAUUGGCAAAAACAGCCCAUCAAGGAUGUCGAGAGGGUGCGGAAUGGAGUUUUCUGGAAGAGGGCAUGGCUGGCACCUUGAACAGAAGCACGUUCCGCUCUGCAACAUUUUGUUGCAGGUUUCACUUGUUUUUAUUUAUGUAUAUAACAGGGGUCCCCAAACUAAGGCCCGCGGGUCAGAUAAGGCCCAAGGGACUCAUUUAUCCGGCCCACGGUGACCCCAGCUGCCGCUGCCCACUCUUACCGGCACUGUGUUGCAUGGCUGCCCACUUCUGGUACAGAGGAGCACCAGAAAUAGCUUGUGUGCAUGCGGAGGAGGAGGCCCGUGCCCAUGCACACAAGCUAUUUCCGGUGCUCCUCUGACCCGGAAGUGCGCCGGAAAUAGCGUGUGUGCACGCAUAUGGGCAUGCGCUCCCCUGCCCUCUGGCCCGCCACGUUAUCGGCGCUGGAGACACUGGCCCGAGGCACGGUAAGUUUGCUGACCCCUGGUAUAUAAUAUAAAGUCUGUGCACAUGGAUGUCUGUAGAUAGGGAGUUUCAGAGGGCAGGUGCCGCCAUGGUAAAGGUCUAAUUCUGACAUCAUACAGAAGAGGCAUCCGAAUGAGAUGGUAUCUGCUGGCGAAUGCAGUGAUUGGUGGGGAGGUGAUCUUCUGGGUAUCCUGGCCCCCAACUGUUCAGGACGCUAGCUCCCAUAAGCCCCAGCCAUUCUCCCCACAGAACUACAGUUCCCAACGUGGUUUAACAAUCAAUUCUUCUUCCAGGUAACCCUGGGAAUUGUAACUCCGUGAGGGGAAUAGGGAUUUUCUAACCAUUCUCAGCAAACUACCGUUCCCAGAAUUCUUUGGGGAGAUUUCAUGGUGGUCUAAAGUGAUAUGGCACUGCUUUAAAUGCAUAGUGCAGACAGGGCCUAAGACAGUCAUGGUCGGCAAGUUUCCCAUUUCCCCCCUUUGCAGGAUUUCCCGCUCUUGAGUGGGCUGGAUAUUGGAAUGCAGUUGUUUUGUCGAUAGCUGAUGUAAAAUGCUUUGGCAUCAAGAAUGUUCUGUGCUCAGAGUUCAGAGAACAGUUGCCCUCUUCAAGCAUGUGUGUUUCUUUAAUUAAUCAGCUUUCACAGUCCCAAAAUAGAAAUACUAAUGAGAGAGGGUAGUACCGCUAUGGCCUCUGUGAGCUUGAUGGGUUGUUUUGGAAUGUACAACCCUCAGAAAGGCCGGGUGUCUGGAGGCGACAACCGUGCUCCAAUUAAUUUGCACAGAUUGAACUGUCUUUACCUGCCAUUCUGAGGAUUGCUACAUGCAAAUUCUGCAUGGUAGAACAGAGGUGUGUGAGAUAUUCCAGUCCAAGCAUUUUCCCUCCCUAAACCGGUGGAGUUCCACUGAAAGAAUGUGUGGAACAUUCCAGAAAUGGUGAACAUUUUUCUCUUGGAAGAACUGCUACAAAUCGGAUUAUUGCAUUGGGCGGGCUGUUGCGUUGGAAGAGCAAAAAAUUUCCAUUAAAAUCUCUUUUAAUGGAGCAGUUGAUGUUGGAACCCAUAGCAACAAGAUCGUUAGGCGAAAUAUGUCAUUGACACGCCUCACUUGUGACGGAAGGAUCAUUUGGGUCACUAGGCACACUGAGAACUUAUCCGAUUCAUCCACCUCCCAUUUAGCUGUUUUCCUCUUCAGAUCCCACCACCAUAUUAUCUUUAAACCUGGUUCAGACAUAAUAGGAAAUCAUGGUUUUCUGCAACAUGAAUGAGCUUGCAUAAGCUUAAGGUCCUGUGCUCUUCCCUCACCAUCUCUCUCCUCCCCAUUUGUAGUUGCAGGGAUGAUAUGGGAAUCCUACAGCCCUGCUUCCAGUUUUAAGCAAACCUCUGUUCCUUGUGGUAUCAGAACUCAGGGAACUGUGGUUUGUUUAAGCGCUGCUUAGUGAGAGCUAUUGAGAACCUGAAACCCUCCUCUGAUCUUGGCUUGUUUCAUUAACUAGAGUAAAUAAAAAAACCCCCCACAUUUCCCAGUUAUAGGAGGGAAGCUGUGUUUUGUUGGAAGCACCUGCUUCCACUUUUAAUUUUAGCUCAUAACCAUAAUAGAGGAGCACAAACAUGAGGUCUGGGCGAGCUCAGGGCUAAAUUACGCACCAUCCUAAAUGCUAAAGCACACCUACCAAUCUUGCCUCUUGCUGUGGCAACCCUGCCUUCCACUGAAAGCAACGGUUGAACAAAAUGAAUGAAAUAGUAAUGAUGAAUGAGUAAAAACCAAGUGUCAUUUUAGUGAACGAAUAACUAAGUAGCUGUGCAAUUUAAUAAUGAACACAAAUGGAGUACAGAAAAGAUUUACGCCUACUUGCACAUCUCCAACCACCAAAUAUAACGUCAGAAACAGUUACAAAAAUGGCACAGGCAUGGGAAGUUGGCAGAGUCUGAUGAGUUCUGGUCAUCGCCCAUGGUUUUUAAAAUGUAUUUAUUACAAGAAUAUUUAUACACUGCCAGCAGGGUAGCAGAAUUUCCAGAUGGUGUACAUUUAAUUCAUUAAAACAUCACCGAACUAUCUGAAAAAGAACCAAUUGCCAACACUGAGUCAUGCGAUGGAUUCUCUCCAAUUGUUGUUGUUGUUUAGUUGUUUAGUCGUGUCCGACUCUUUGUGACCUCAUGGACCAGAGCACGCCAGGCACUUCUGUCUUCCACUGCCUCCCGCAGUUUGGUCAAACUCAUGCUGGUAGCUUCGAGAACACUGUCCAACCAUCUCGUCCUCUGUCGUCCCCUUCUCCUUGUGCCUUCCAUUUUCCCCAACAUCAGGUUCUUUUCCAGGGAGUCUUCUCUUCUCAUGAGGUGGCCAAAGUAUUGGAGCCUCAGCUUCAUGAUCUGUCCUUCCAGUGAGCACUCAGGGCUGAUUUCCUUCAGAAUGGAUAGGUUUGAUCUUCUUGCAGUCCAUGGGACUCUCAAGAGUCUCCUCCAGCACCAUAAUUCAAAAGCAUCAGUUCCAAUAGGAGCCCAUAAAAACUUCACAACUGGAUUGGUAGUUGGCACUCUCACUUCCAAUGGCUGAGGAAAGCUUUCAUUUUCCUGGUGGUGCUUUAUUUGAGGGAUGGCCUCUGCAUCACCUAUAGUAAAUAAGCAACAUCUGUGUCUGUGCUACCCAGUUGUUAUUUUUUUCUGAGCAUGUUCUAAUCCAAGAGUAGCCAGCAUAGACUUCAGCUUCAGAUAACCAUUCUGAGUGGAGCUGAGUCCAGCCACAUCUGGAGGGUAUCAGUUGACUGCUCCUCUUCUGAUCUACAGUGGUACCUCGGGUUAAGAACGUAAUUCAUUCUGGAGGUCCGUUCUUAACCUGAAACUGUUCUUAACCUGAAGCACCACUUUAGCUAAUGGGGCCUCCUGCUGCCGCCGCACCGCCGCCGCACGAUUUCUGUUCUCAUCCUGAAGCAAAGUUCUUAACCCGAGGUAAUAUUUCUGGGUUAGCGGAGUCUGUAACCUGAAGCGCCUGUAACCUGAAGCAUCUGUAACCCGAGGUACCACUGUAUAGCAUACUGAACUAGGUACAGUGGUACCUCGGGUUACAAACCCGCACUUCCAGAAAUCACUUCUGUGCAUGCCCAGACGCCAGAAAUUGCAUCUGUGCAUGUCUGCGGUGCCAGAAAUCGCUUCUGCGCAUACCCGGAUGCUGAAAAUCACUUUGAUUUUCGGAAAUGCACAGAAGCGAUUUCCGGCGCUGCGGACAUGCACAGACGCGAUUUCCAGCAUCGCGCUGCACUGGUCCGGCCCACGGAGGAUCUCCGCGGGAGUGAUCCAGCCCAUGCCGGGUAAGCCUUGCCAACCCCUGCUCUUUGCCUGCUAAAUAUUCACGGGAACUAUGAUGGAUCCUAGGAUCUGAGAAGCAACUGACACCUCUCUCACUCUCUCUCUCGGCAGGCCUUUCUUACGGUGCGCUGCAGGUCCAGGUCGGAGCAAAGUCAGUGGUGGUGAUUCAAGGACAGCGGGCCAUCCUGCCUGUUUGGUAUACACCUGAGAGCACGGAGCAGCCCUUUGUCACCUGGCACCUUGAAAGGCCUCAUAAACAUUCACAGGUAAAGUCCAAUUCUGCCUGGGCAGGAAGCUCACUGGUUGGCCUAGCUUACGCAGUGUCAGGCUUCACUGAGAGCCAGUGUGGUGUAGUGGUUAAGAGCGGUGGACUCGUAAUCUGGUGAACCGGGUUCACUUCCCCGCUCCUCCACAUGCAGCUGCUGGGUGACCUUGGGCUAGUCACACUUCUCUGAAGUCUCUCAGCCUCACUCACCUCACAGAGUGUUUGUUGUGGGGAGGAAGGGAAAGGAGAUUGUUAGCCGCUUUGAGACUCCUUCGGGUAGUGAUAAAGCGGGAUAUCAAAUCCAAACUCCUCCUCCUCCUCCUUUUCUUCUUCUUCUUCUUCUUCUUCUUCUUCUUCUUCUUCUUCCCCCGUGGCCAUAAAUGAGCAGAUCAAACGAAAGGGAAUCCUUGCCAGUUAGUUUCUUUAAUGAAUACAGAGAAGGACAAAAGAAAGAAGCAUCUAACCAGAAUGGCAGUGCUUCCGAUUAAGAUCACUCCCCGCUCUGUCCCUAUUAAUCUAUGUCACUUUGCUGUUUAAAAAGAUUUUCUUGGUUGAUGUUUGCAGUGUUGGCUGUUCCCCGCCCCCUGCCCCCCCCCACUUCCAUUUUUCACAAUUGACUUCCCCUCCCAGAAAUGAAACUUGAAAUCUAUAUUUCCUUGUUGUAAUUGUUGCUGAUUUAAAGCUCUGUAACGUUUGUGUUGCAAUUUGGGUUCCUUGUGAUGGCAAAGCGUGAAAUAUACACCAUAUGAGAAGGAGAUAUUUGAUGACUGUGAGCUUUGAUUUACCAGGGCAUCUAACACCUGAAGAUCUAUAACUUGGGUCUCCAGGUGUUUUUGGACUACAACUCCCAUCAUCCCUAGCUAGCAGGACCAGUGGUCUGGGAUGAUUGGGACUGUAGUUCAAAAGCAGCUGGAGACCCAAGUUUGGGAAACCCUGGUCUAUAGGUUUCCCAUCCUAGGCUUAGCUUCAUACUCAAAGGUAUCAUUAGUGUGUCAGUAAGCAAAGUUGCAUGUGCGCAGUCAAUUUGCAGAAUUCCUUCCUGGGGUAGAAGUGGCCUUUACCAGCCCAGAAUGACAGUUUCAUUUAUGCACAGCUUGAAUGUUUUUAUUUAUUUAUUUUAUAAUUGGUCCUGUGACUGGGGAGAGACUGUUGUUUUCAUUUCCUAUUUCCAUCUUUGCUCGGUUCUUUGACCAGCUGACAGGCUGCUAAAAAUUGUCCAAAGCCCACUUGAGUUGAGAGAAUUUUUAGCUGACGGGCUCCUAAAGCUUUGCUUCAACGCUGAGUGGAUUUUAGCAGCCUGUCAUCCGGUCAGCGAGAAAUAGCGUCGUGCAAAGAUAAUUGUGAUGAUUUGAAGGGUCUGUUUCUGCAAGCAGGGAUUCAUACAUUUCCCCUAAACUAAUCUGUAGGAGAAAAUGGGCCUCUCGUCUCCAUGUAACAACACUUAGCAUUAAGAUGAAGCUUCAGGACAUUUGAAGAGCUUUAUAGCCUUCCAAGAAUUGCUAUGAAAAUGAUGGGGGUUUAACUGUCCCAAUUAGGCAUCGAAUAAAAUGUUAGGGAGGUUCUCAGGCUGGGUGGACAGCGGCAUCUCCUGACAGUUACACCCCAGUGUUAUAAGAAAAACCUGCUCCUUUUCCCUUAUGGGGUAUUCUAGAGGCCGUACAGAGUGGGUCCCCUAUCGGUUGGAGAAAAUAACAGAGGCCAACCAGAGUAUUCUUUGGCGAUCACUCACCAUAGCCUAGUAAGAUUGUCUUCCAUAAACAUGGCUUUAACAAUGAGUCCGUAAGUGACUGUGGAGGCCAAUUCUGGAUCCACACAUCCUUCCACAGUGGGGACAUUGAGCAAAGCAGCUAGUAAGCCUGAUCUUUAUUCAAGGAACUGUUGCAACAGGGUCCCAACACGCAGGAGAGAGAACUCUGAACAAUGGCUUAUAUAGACUUUUGAAAUUGCCCACCCUGUAGACCAAGACCACCUCCCCAAAACAUCAUGCAUACAUCAAAGAAGGAGGCGGUCUACAGCAGAAAUCCUGUUUGCCCAGGUACCUGAUAAUGGUCACUGAUUGCAUUACCUGGGCAGCCUGGCAAUUCUUUUGUGAUGGUUAAUACUUUAGUUCCUGAAUCCAGGUCACAGGCUCACCCUAUUCAUACACAAAUACUUCCUUAAGGCAGAAUUUGCAAGCAAAAAGACAAUGGGAAGGCUUUCCCCAUUUGCCUCCCUUAUUGCAAAGGAAUAUUUGAGGCCCUUGGGAGAGUCAAAAUGACUUCAGGAUUGCUCUCCCAUACUAUUUCAGACACAUGGCUCGUAUAUUUAGAUAUGUGUGCAUUUAUGAAUAUUUAUUCUAAAUUUGAGACCUUAAAAUUAUUAUAACACCAGCACCCACACAUUAGGCUGUAUAUGUGUAGAACUGGAACUGGCGUCAACAGUCUGGGUGGUUGGGCAUCUGCCGGGAGCUCUCAGCCCUGCAGGGGAACCUUUUUUUAAAAAAAAUAAAUAUAUUAACCGACCAAUCAAAGCAAAUCAAAUCACAUCACAUAAAUUCCGAAUUACAAAGCCGAAUUUUAAAUUUUUGUUGAGGGGACCCAUAUUUCAAGUUCUGAAGGGGGAUUCCGAUCAUCUUCUUGCUACUGUGUUCAUAUCCAAAUCAGUCCAAAUAAAGUUCAUAAUUCUAUCCAGUCUUAUUCUUGCUGUUUCCACGUCUCAUCUUGUUCGUAUAUUUUUUUCUUUUUUCUUUAUGCUCUCUUCUGAUAAUCUCCUUAAGCAGAUAAACGCCAAUUAUAUCCUGUGUGGAUUUUUCCGUUCGUCCAAUCCUCAUAUCGAGAUGGUUUCCAUAUAUCAUCACUUUUAUAAAUAACAUCGCUCUUUCCAUCAUUAAUCUCAGGAUCUGUCGUUCUUAAGUCCCACUGAGGAGUCUCACCCACAAUAUAAAAACAGCUCUUUUCCUCCUCCCAGACUCAAGUCCUCCGACAGAGCUUGCCAAUAUGGCGACGGUAUUUUUAACUGCGUCAUUCCAAAGCUCUUAAACUUUCCACGCUCUUCUUAAAACAUGCUUUGGUUAGAAAAUCUAUCUGCACACAGUCGUAAAUCCACAGCUUAAGUCAUUAAAACGGCAUUUCUGACUUGUGGGGGGGGGGGAUUCUUGUUUAAUCACAUAGAGGAAAGAAAGGAAAGUUUUUUCUCCCUCCCCCAUCCAGUCCCUUUGCCAUACCGAGUCUUGGCAUAUCUCCUCAUGAUUGAUUCUUGUUCCUCCGACUCGUCUUGUUUAGCAGAGAACUCUUCAGUUAGCAGUCUUUACUCCCCCUCCUUCCUUGAAAUAUGUGCAUUCGCUUCUUCCUAAUUGUUCCUUUUGAAGUUCUUGCAGCUAGUGGCGCGGAUCAGAGACAGCGUCCAGGAGCACCGAGAUCCACAGGAGGGCAUUCUGCCUUGUGCCCCCAUCCCCACAAAUUUGGGGGUGGUAUAGGGCACAGCAGGCAAGGGCAGCCCCCCCACAACCUUGGGGGGGGUAGGGAGGCUAUUUACUCCCAUCACAGCCUCCUAAUUACCUCCUGUGGGUCGGAGAGAUGUUAUUGUCAGCCAUCUUCCGAUGCGCCCCUAGUGGCCCCCGCCCUGCAGGGGAACCUAUGACCCUCCAGAUGUUGUUGAACGUCCACUCCCGAUAGCCGAACUGGUAGAGCACAAGACUCUUAAUCUCUUAACCUCAGGGUCAUGGGUUUGAACCCCACAUUGGGCAAAAGAUUCCUGCAUUGGAGGAGGUUGGACUAGAUGACCCUCAUAAGGUAAAGGUAAAGGGACUCCUGACCAUUAAGUCCAGUCGCGGACGACUCUGGGGUUGCAGCGCUCAUCUCGCUUUACUGGCCGAGGGAGCCGGUGUACAGCUUCUAGGUCAUGUGGCCAGCAUGACUAAGACGCUUCUGGCGAACCAGAGCAGCGCACGGAAACGCCGUUUACCUUCCUGCCGGAGCGGUACCUAUUUAUCUACUUGCACUUGACGUGCUUUCGAACUGGUAGGUGGGCAGGAGCAGGGACCGAGCAACAGGAGCUCAUCCCAUCGCGGGGAUUCGAACCGCCGACCUUCUGAUCGGCAAGCCCUAGGCUCUGUGGUUUAGACCAUAGCACCACCCUCAUACUCUCUUCCAACUAGAUAAUACUAUGAAAUCUAUGAAACUCCCAUCAGCCUCUGCCGACAUAGUGAAUGGACAGGGAUGAUGGGAUUUGUAGUCCAAUGGCAUAUGGAGGGCCCCACAUUGGCUAACACUUAUUUAUACUCCCCUGCUUAUUUUAUUUUAUUUAGAAACUCAUAUCCUGCUUUUCAAAGCAAAAAAAAAAAAGACUUUCAUAAGAUGGGUAACAAAAUAAACUAGCCAUCAAUGCAAUAAAUUUCAAUGACACCAACCGUAAUAAAAUACAGUCAAACAGGUGCAAUUCAUUUCCAUUACAGUCGUACCUUGGUUUCCGAACAGCUUGGUUCUUGAACGUUUUGGGUCCCAAACGCUGCAAACCCAGAAGUGAGUUUUCCGGUUUGCAAACUAUUUUUGGAAGCCGGACGUCCAACAGGGCUUCCGCGGCUUCUGAUUGGCUGAAGCAGCUUCCUACAGCCAAUCAGAAGCCACACUUUGGUUUUCCAACCUUUUGGAAGUCGAAUGGACGUCUGGAAUGAAUUCCGUUCGACUUCCAAGGUACGACUCUAUACAGAAAUCCCUACCAACCAAUUCGCAUGCGGGAAUGGACUCAUAUACAUAUAUAUGUAUCCAUUACAUGGCACAAAAAGGACAGGUUGCCACGGUCUGUCUAAAUUUGAGACUUUUAAGCAAAUUAUCAUACAAACUGCUAGGGGCUUUUUCUUAGAGGGGUUGUUCAUUGGUCAGAAAAAUGAAUAGGAGCUUGUAAGAAAUUGGAGUACUGUAAACUGCAGCCGCUAUGGUGCCAAAAGGAAAACUUAUUCUGCAACUCAAUCUGCUACUUUUUGCCCUCUGCCUCUGUGGGUGUUAUAGGGAAGGCUCUGCCACACAUACAAAGGGAGUUUUUGCUAAGAGUUCAAGUCAGCAGAAAAGGUGACGAGGAAACUGACGGCAGCACCGGCUGUUACGAGGAGAGGCAGGAAUCAGGGUGGGAGAAGAGGGUCUCUGAGGAAGAGAGGGGUUUGGAAAAAAGGAUAUUUUCAGCUAGAAGUGGGAGGCAGCGGACCUGGCACUAUUACAUAAUACCCGUUUUACAUUUGUAAGGAAUCAACUGUUUAAUGUCAUAGUACUUGGACUCUGGAACUGCCUGCCUCUUGAAACCCAGCCAGAUUUGGGGGGGGUGGUAUAAAUAAAUAAUAAUAAUAAUGAUAAUGAUAAUAAUAAUAAUUAGGCUGGCUCCUUCAUCACACUUUAGGAUGCCUGCUAAGAAACAUUUUUGCUUAGAGAAACCUACCCAGAAAUGUAGAAAGUUUGUGUUUUAAUCUGUUUUUAGUUUAGCACUGAUUUUUUUUAAAAAUUAGGUAGUUGCUUUAAACUGUUUCUACCACUAAUAUUGUUUUAUUCAUUUGUCAACUGCUUCGAGGUCUUUUGCAAUCAAGCAGUGUAUACAUUUUGUGAAAUAAAUAUAAAACAAAUUCAUUUAUUAACUUUCGCAGCCACAGUUCUCAUGGGGAGUGAGGUCAAGGUUGUUUUCAGGCUGCAGGUGCGGGCUUAUAUGAUUGGAUCUAUAUAGGAAGCAAUUCAUAAAUGAAAUAAGAAAUAUACCACUGAACCGUAACAGAUUAAAAGAUUGUCAUUGAUAAAUAAGCACAGCACAAAUGCAGGAAUACUGCGAAGUAACAAAUCCCAAAGUAAUUAAAUCUGGAAAAUGAGAAUUUUUUUUAAAGGGUUUAUUAACUGAAUUAAAGAAAACAAAGUCAGCUAAGAGAAUAAUGUCUUUUUCUGCAAGUAUGACCAGGGGUAGGGUUAUGUCCAGCCUAGGGGCCAUUCUUGGCAAGCCAGGAGGUCUAGUUUUGCCCUCCAACCCUUUUAUUUUUUUGCUAAACCAGCUCCUCCCCCAUGUCAAUCAAGUGCCACCAUCUGCCCAUCAUCAGCAAUCACUUGCAAACGUCAUAAAGGGAGUAGCCACAGGCGCUUUAGAAAUGAAUAUUCCUUGCUGAAGAGGGGUGAGGAAACACGGCUGGUAGAGGAAAUGUUUCUUUGCUGUUGAUGCCCAAGUACAUUUCUCACACUAUUCCGAAAAUCCAAAUGGACUUUUUCUAGUUUUGGGUUUUUCCCUUCCCUUCGGCAUCCCCGAGUCUCUUCCCAGUUUUUGCAUGCACGUGUGCACGCACACCUUAAGUACAUCUCAGAGCACUUUACAGUUGGUAAUGGAUUCAGACCCCAAAGACCCUUAGAAGCUGAGAAGUAGCAUUCUUCCCAUUUUACAGCUGGGUGAGUUGACGCAGGCUAGAGAGGUUGCGGAUCAUGAAGCCGCAGACUGAUUCAAAAGUAAAAUCUGCCCUCUCUGUUCGCCCAGGCUAGCUCAAUACAGUGGUACCUCGGGUUACAGAUGCUUCAGGUUACAGACGCUUCAGGUCACAGACUCCACUAACCCAGAAAUAGUACCUCGGGUUAAGAACUUUGCUUCAGGAUGAGAACAGAAAUUGUGCACCAGUGGCCUGGCGGCAGCGGGAAGCCCCAUUAGCUAAAGUGGUACCUCAGGUUAAGAACAGUUUCAGGUUAAGAACGGACCUCCAGAACGAAUUAAGUUCUUAACCCGAGGUAAGGUAAAGGUAAAGGGACCCCUGGCCAUUAGGUCCUGUCAUGGCCGACUCUGGGGUUGCAGCGCUCAUCUCGAUUUACUGGCUGAGGGAGCUGGCAUACAGCUUCCAGGUCAUGUGGCCAGCAUGACUCAGCCACUUCUGGCGAAUCAGAGCAGCACACGGAAACGCCGUUUACCUUCCUGCCAGAGCGGUACCUAUUUAUCUACUUGCACUUUGACGUGCUUUUGAACUGCUAGGUUGGCAGGAGCAGGGACCGAGCAACGGGAGCUCACCCCGUCACAGGGAUUCGAACCGCCAACAGUUGUAACCCGAGGUACCACUGUAUAUUUUCCUGCCUGAGGCUACAGAAGACUUCCUCCCCUCCCUAAAUUCCGCAUACUGAUGCCCACCAGACAGGCAGUUUAAUCGUACUUCAACACUGAUGAUGGUACAGCAUCCUUGAUUGCACCUGUGGACAAGAGGCUAGCUUAGGAGCUAAUUGGAAAGGCAUCAGUGGCAAGAACUGUCAGGCUUCAUGGUUUGGGGCAAAUAUCCAGAGAAGACUCAGCAGUAAUCGCUUGGGGGACUGCCACCCUCCUGUGUAGGCAUGGCUGAAGUUCAAUUUCUGUCAUUUCCCCAAUAUUAAAGUUCUGUUCUCCACAUCAGUUUUUUUUAAAAAAAGUCAUCGUGAAAAUUAAUCGGUAUUUUAGUGCGAGCAUUGUUUGCAAUUUUGCAAUUUUGUUUGCAAGUUUCCCUAAUAUAAAUAAUUCCAAUAUGUUUCCCCCCGCCCAGUAAUACUGUCUGUGCAUUUUUAUGGACAAUUCUCCCUCAUAGACACAUUUUUGUAUUCAUAAUUUGGUUGCAUCGCAAUAUUCAGAGACGCGUGAAUUGUUUGCAUAAGUGUGAAUUAGGUGGUUUCACAUCAAAAUCCAAACAGAACUCUGUUCCUGAGACAGCUGCCUCGAUGGUAGAAGCAGUUUUGCUAUCCACACACUUACCUAUCCCACUCAGUGCUUCACCUGUAGUUGCACAGCCUUUUAAUAAAUUGUAAAUAACUAAUGUUGGGGGUUAUCAGGAGCACAGCAUGCAGUGGAGGAUGGAGAAUUUGCCUCUAUUAUCCUGUACUGAGUUCCAGAUUAAAAUUGCUACCCUGUUCACAAGCCGCUAUUAGUUCCCAGGUAGGAGCGUCCAUCAUAAAUUUAAAAAGGCUGAACUUUUCUCAGCAUGUAGAUACGUUCCCUCCACUUUAGCAAAUUCACCUGCUUUUUUAAGGAAAUAAAAAUAAGUUCUUAUGAUGAUGAUGAUUUAUAUUCUGCUUUCAAUUGGCACUCCAAGGGGCCUCCUUUCCGAGGCUCACUGAGGUCAGAUUUUUAUUAGGUUUAAUAUUUGCAAUCCCUUUUCCAACAUAUGCCAUUCAUGCAAUCAACAAUCAUGCAAAUAUGUCGGGGGGAGGGUUUAAAUUGCAGGUGUAUUGGGGGUAGCUGACCUGGAUUGGGACCCUAGUGAAGAGAGUAGGGAUUGCAUUCAGCUAACCUUUACACAAUGAAAUUAAUCCAGAUCUGAGGCCACAUGCCUGCUAUUUGCACUAGGUGGGGUUUUUUUGGGGGGGGGACUCCUGCUUGCUGAAGUUUGCUUAAAACCUGCUUAGCAUCAGGCACCCUCAGAUCAUUUCUUAGCUCCGUAGCCUCACCUGUGUUCAUUUCUGGUGUUUUGAUUUGAUGCACAGAAAUAACUAGAGCAAGGCAGAAAGACAGGGACCUCAGAUUUACCUUAACCCUUCCUCAGCCUCGGCCCUCCAGAUGUUUUUGGCCUACAACUCCCAUGAUCCCUAGCUAGCAGGACCAGUGGUCAGGGAUGAUGGGAAUUGUAGUCUCAAAACAUCUGGAGGGGCAAGGUUGAGGAAGGCUGCCUUAACCCAUCCCACUCCUUGCCCUGGAGAACCAAAAUCUCAACAAGCUCUGAGCCAUCAUACCCGCCCGCCCCCCCCCCAGAAAAAAUAUGUCUGGGAAGUGUGGUUUGUCAAGGUUGCUGAGAGUUGUCAGGAGACCCCUAUUCUCUUUGCAGAAUCACAGUUCCCAGCGUGGUGUAACAAUCAAUUAUUCAAACCACAAACUGGGCAAAAGAUUUCUACAUCGCAGGGGGUUGGACUAGAUGACACUCGUGGACUAUUCCAACUCUACAAUUCUUCUCGGGAAACUCUGGGAAUUGAAGCUUUGAGCACUCUCAGGGUGCUUUUAGUCUGGCAUUAGCAGGUGACUUCAGCCGAGGUCUGCCCUGAUUUCUCCAGCCACACCUUUCUGCCUCCAAAGAGCAAUGCCGGUCUCCCUGUGUGCCUGAACCCAAGCUGCUGGAUGCUGUUGCCACGGCAACCAAGCAACAUCCGCUUGAUGUGCUAGACUUGUCUCUGUGUCAAAUGGGGAAUGGGUUGUCAAAGCAGAGGAGCUCUGGAGCAUCACUGACUCAUUUCUGCUUCUUCUAUAAAAUGGUGAUUUUCUUGAGUCAAAAUGAGAGUACAGUCAUACCUCGGGAUGAAUAUGCUUCAGGUUGAGCGCUUUUGGGUUGCGCUCCGUGGUGACCUGAAAGUAAUGGAGCGUGUUACUUCUGGGGUUCGCCAUGCGCAGACGGUCAAAAUGAUGUCACACGCAUGCAUGAAAGCAGUGAAACGCAACCCACGCACGCGCAGACGUGCUGUUGCGUCUUAUGCUCUGUUUGGGAUGCGAAUGGGGCUCCAGAAAGGAUCCCGUUUGCAUCCCGAGGUACCCGAGGUACCACUUGUAGAAAGAAAGCACUGAUCUUAACUAUGGCGCGUUUGAAAUGAGACAGCUUCAAGCCAGAUGUGUGGUGUUUUUUUCAACAAACCCUGGUUAAGACGAACUACAGUUUAGAGUUCAGACGUAACACUAAACUGUGGCUAACUGAAAUUGGAAGUAAAAACUUCCAGUCUUUUCCUUGUCGCUGUGGUGGAGGGAAAGUGGGGAGGCAGAUUGAUGCAAACCUGAAGAGGGGGAUAGGCCUUGUUCCCAUCACGAUAAACUAUAGACCGUGAUGUCCAAACUCAGCUGCUAAGUGUGUGCAUGUGCAUCAAUCAGUGUUGCAAUGACACUUUCUUCCUGAAGUGCAUCUUCACUUGCAAAGACACUGCUAGCUGUUUUGCAAGGCAACAAGGAUUUCUUAGUACAUAUGACCCUAACUAGAGAUCAGAUUGGAGAUACCUUCUGGAAACAUUUCUGGGUUCCUCAAAGUGUUCUCUAUAUACGGUGAUUGUUGAAUGUGCUGUGAAGUAUUUGUUGGAAGGGAGAGGGAACGUACACUGUUACCUUAGCAACCAGACUGCAGCCAUGCUGCAGUAGUGAAACCCUGGUGCUGCUCUAUUUGCACCAGAACAUGCAUUAGAAAUCACAUUCUAAAGCACAUCCAUUUACACAUUCUGGAGAGGCCGCAGUUGGCUCAGGGAAGCAGUCUGCGAACGGCAGACCUGUACAAAGAGGAAUCGCAUAGUGACUGUGGUGGUGUCACAGAGCUAUUCAGAUGUAUGAGGACAUCCCAGUGGCAUAGCCUGGUUUGCUGCCACCCAGGGCAUGCAAACAAACCAAGGACGCAGAAGGUAAACAGAGCCUGCUGUGCCAGUCCAGCCAGUGCUGCUGGAGCAAUGCCCACUCCAAGCCACUUUUCGAGGCUGAGUCCAGCCUCGCCAAGUAGUUCAGGGCUGGCAGGGCCGUCGCGGCAUGAGAAAGACGCAACAGCCAUGCGCCCUUCCAUCCCAGCCUCGGCACAUGGCUGUUGUGUUCUUCUCAUGCUGCCCUGCCAGUCCAGAGUCACUUUGCAAUGCUGAGAUCUGAUCUGAGUGGUUUGUCUGCUUAGGAGCCAAAUGUGCCACCUAGAAAAAUCUGCCCGAGGCCAUUGCCCUGGCAGCCCCCCCCCCCACUACAUCCUUGGCUCAUCCUUCUAUGACAUUCGCUGUGUGGUCCUCAAUUGUAUAAGAUAGCCUUCCCUGACUGCACUAGAUGCUUUGGGUUAUUGUUCAUUUUGUUUAUUUCAACAAUUUAUAUGCUGGUUAAAGCACCAUAGCCCUCUAAGCCAGAGCUUUCUAAACUGUGUGUCACGACACAUGUGUCGGCUGCAGUGCAUAGGUGUGUCACACAAACGUUCCCUACACUCCUCCAGGAGCUGUAAAGGCUUUCGUUUAACCUCCGGUUUGCUAGUAAAGCUGAAUUACUGUGUCGCAAAAUGAUGCAUGUCUAAAACGUGCGUCACCAACAUGAAAAGUUUGGAAAGCUCUGCUGUAAGCAGUGUACAGGAAGGUUGUGAUGGAUACAAUAAACCAUUUUAAAAAAAGUAUUUAAAAUGCCAGCUGAAAUGGAAAGGUCUUCAGUGUAAGUUCAGCAGGGAGCUGGCUUGUCCUGCUUCUCCCAUCACGGGUGAUAUUUGGCCAUGUUGACUGGCACUGAUUAUUAUUAUUAUUAUUUUAUUUUAUUUAUACCCCACGCAUCUGGCGGGGUUUCCCCAGCCACUCUGGGCGGCUCCCAACAGAACACUAAAAACAGAAUAAAACUUCAAACACCAAAAACUUCCCUAAACAGAGUUGGGGAUCAAAACUUCUAGAGAGUACCAGAUUGGUAGAGGGUCAUAUAGGACCAUGCAAUACAGGUGUGGAUGCAAGAGGGCCAUGUUUUCCUUUCUGGCCUUGCUUUGCCACAAGCAGCGCUAUUUCCAUUCCACUGCAGUUCAAGUUCUAUCAAAUGCUUUGCAGUUCAUCUCACUGCCCACACUAUAUUACAGAAUUGGUUGUGUAAAUUUUGGAUUUAAGAUAAUUAUUUCCACACCAUUUGUUUAAAUGCAAUGGAGACACAAUUUAUAUGAAGUGGGGGGGGGGGACUUGCCAUUUUCAUACUGCUUGAGGACUGAAUACAACAACAGACUGGAUUGAUUUCCAUUCCAACCGUGAGUUCUUUUCCAGAUUUCAGUUCGGGAAUAAGUGACCAGUGUCAACUUCUGCUCCUAUUUCCUAUUCCUGUUGGAAUUUCCCAGGAGUGGAAAAAAAAACCCUGUCUUGUUGACAUUCAGGAAAUGAUGCCAAAGUAUCAACAAAUCAGGGAUCAGUGGCAAUAAUAAUAAUAAUAAUAAGCAUUGUAGAGGUUUGGGGGGGAGCUUUCUGCACAUAUGACAGCACCAUGGUAGCUUUCAUUGUAGCCAGCAGCAAAAAUGUUCAAGGAUGAAAAAUCAAUCGCAAUAUUUUGAUUUUAUGUGACAUAUGCAUCUUUUUUUCAAAAGUAUGCAUUUAUUGAUGUACAUUUUCACAUACCAAGUUCAAUGAGCUGACUCGUUGAAAUUAAUGAACUGUUGCACUCCACCCCAAUCUCUGAGCGAUGCAAGAUCCCAGGGGUCCCAGGCAACACCUAGAGUCUGAAUUUCUUUGGAAUGAGGCACAGUGGAAACUGUGAUGUCUUUAUGAUAUAUGGUUUAUUUACACAUAUAUACUACCUGAGCCUCCGCUUUAGGGGUUCACAACAUUAACACCCCAAGAAGGACUUGCUUCUCCCAUAGCCGUAGCCUUGGAUUCAAAACAGAAACCAACAAUUGCCUGCUCCACUACAAAGCUCUCAACUAUUUCACCAACCCUAGUCCAACUGCACCGGCUACCGAUUAGUUUCUGGGCCCAAUUCAAAGUGCUGGUUUUGACCCAUAAAGCCUUAAAUGGCUCAGGACCGCAAUACCUCAAGGACCGCCUCUUUCCAUAUAAAGAAGACCCUGAGAUCACCUUCUGAGGCCCUCCUUCACGUGCCGCCUCCUCGAGAGGUUCGAAGGGUGGCAACAUGAGAACGGGUCUUCUCUGCAAUGGCUCCCCAACUGUAAAAUGCUCUCCCCAGGGAAGUUCACCUGACGCCUUCAUUAUACACCUUUAGGCGCCAGGCAAAAAUGUUCCUUUUAAACCAGGCCUCUGGUUGACCUGAUUGACAUCCUAUACCCUUUUAAAAUGUGACUCUCUUGUGGGGAGUGUUAUUGGGUUAUUGUUCUUAUUUUGAUUUUGUAUAUUGUGAUAUUUUCUGUGAACUGCCCUGAGACCUCUGAGUAUAGGGCGGUAUAUAAAUUCAAUAAACUAACUAAAUAUUCUUUAAAGGGAGCGCUGAGCUGAACCUGUAUGCAUCCCAGGCUCUGUUCAGCGUUCCCUUUCACGAGCCACGCGGAGCAUGUGUGCGGUGCUUGCAGGCUUUUCCCCAGGAGGGAGAAGGGCAGCCCGUCACUGAUGGGUUGCCCUUCUCCCUCCUCAGGGAAAAGCCCCCAAGAGCCGCACACACGCUCCGCGUGGCUCUUUAAAGGGAGUGCUGCUCUUUAAAGGGAGCGCGGCUCUUGAGAGCUUUUGCGGGAGGUGGGGGAAGGGACAGAGUGCGACUAAGCCAGAAGCUAGAACAGCAAGAGGGAGCACAGCAAUCCCUCUUGCUGUUCUGGCUUCUGGGAUAGCUGCGCAGCCUGCAUUUUCUCCAUAAGACGCACACACAUUUCCCCUUACUUUUAAGGAGGGGAAAAAGUGCAUCUUAUAGAGUGAAAAAAUAUGGUAGAUUUUAACACUUGCUGGAUCCAGGGAUUAGACAGGUCUGACACCCCACUCCCACCCCAAACUCAUAACAGAACCUAAGUAACUUAAGCCAUUGAUUUCAAUGAGUCUACUCUGAGUAGAACUAGCAUUGGCUACAACCCCUUGUGUGCAAGCCUUUGGGAGCCAGAGAUGCAAGAAGGCAUCAGAGAAGGGAGGGAAAGGAAAAGUGAUUGAGGCCAGUGUUGACCGCAGCACCCCUGACCAUCAUUCAAGGCACCCCAGGGUGCCACGGCACCCUGGUUGAAAACCACUGGCCUAAGAAGAUAGAUACCCAAUUGGCCUCCUUGUGGUUCUUUUAUAAAACAAAUCACCUUCUGUGGUGCCACAGCAUUUGUUUCAACAUACAAUUCUCCUUCUUGUGACAUGGUACUCGUCAUUUUUCCAACACUUCAACGCUGUCAGCUUUGUUAUUGGGCAACAUAUACAUAUUGUUAAUAAAAAAAAACAUCCAUUUAACGUCAAGCUACUUUUGCUAACAUUAAGUUUAUGGGAUUGGGAAUUUUUUGUUUGUUCUUGUUUUGAUUAUGUAUUUUGUCUUAUCAUUUUGUUGUGAAGCGCCCUGUGAUCUUUGGAUGAAGGGCAGUAUACAAAUGUUUUUGUUUUUGUUGUUGUUGUUGUUAGAGUUAGACACUUUGAAUUCUGUUUUCCUAUUUUGGCAAUGCUGUUGUAUUAAAUCCCUUUCCUGUCUUUUCUGCCUUUCAGAUCAUGGUGUACAUGACCGGUGGGACAAAAGUGGUAGAUUCGGAUUUCAACCGUCGGCUCAGCUUCCUCUAUCCCAUGCCUUUCAAUAAUGUCUCCAUUGCAAUUAAUAAUACCAAAGAAGCCGACUCAGGGCAGUACAUGUGCACAGUGAACCUCCUCAACAGUGGGAGUGAGCAAAACAUUGGACUCAUCAACCUUACAGUCCUAGGUGAAUUGAGCCUUGGCUUGCUGUGGGUUUGGGGGAACCUGAGGUUAGAGGUAUUUCCUACUGUCCCGAGGGCACUAGGCAAGCAGCUACUUACAGCCCUCAUUUUAGCACACCAGAUUGAGUUCCUAAGAAAAUUCUGCAUCACAAAUUCAUAUCACAAAUGUGCUUAAUGGUUGGGCAUAAGUUUUCUUCUUCGCUGGGUGGUAACAUUUUACAAAGACAAAUUUUGAAAAUAUUUUUUAAAACAAAAACGUAGCAACAAGGUUUAUCCCCUGUAGUGUCACUAGGGCAAUAUGAACCAAGGCAUUAAGAAUCAAAGCAGUCAGGAUUUCAAGAGAGGUAGCUGAUGUGGACACAGCCCUACAAUGAUUGCCAAUGCUAUCAGAACUUGGGAUUGACAAAUCUGUCAAUUUCAGUUGCUCACACCCUAAUCCUGUGAACUCCCCCCCCUUUUUUCUAAUGCUCUCAUGAAAAUGCACAUGUGCCUUUGUGUGCAUAUCUUCUAAUAUUUGCAUCUUUGCAUGCAAUUUUCCUGCAUUUAAAGAUUUUGUGCACAUUAUUUUCACUAAUGUAUGUGUUUGGUGCACACUUUCCCCUAGUACAGUCGUACCUUGGCUUUUGAACAGCUUAGUUCUCGAACGUUUUGAUUUCUGAAUGCCACAAACCCGAAAGUGACUUUUCCGGUUUGCAAACUAUUUUUGGAAGCCGAACGUCCAACGGGGUUUCUGAUUGGCUGCAGGAGCUUCCUGCAGCCAAUCAGAAGCCGCACUUUGGUUUCCGAAAGUUUUGGAAAUCGAACGGACUUCCAGAACAGAUUCCGUUCAACUUCCAAGGUACCUGCUUUUUCAGUACACAUUUUAGUUGUUGGAGAUCUGCACUGCAAAAAUGGGGCAAGUGUGAAUUUCAAAUGAUAGUUGCAUUUCAGUGCAUGGGAAGCACCAAAUUAGAUAGGUUUGCAUUAAAAUACAAACUGAAUCGAUUUCUCCCUCUCCUUAUUCAGAACCAGCUGCAGUGUUGUUUGUGGCCAGAAGAUGGCAAUGUUAUAAUUUUCCAUCUUAUUCACCUUCCUUAACUAUGGACCACUUGAUACAGAUUUGUAAGCCUCAUUAUUUGCUUUUGCAGUUCCUCCAUCCCUGCCAAAGUGUCAGAUUCAUGGAAGCCCUCGUGUCGGGGGGAACAUUACCAUGACCUGCAAUUCUACUUUUGGCAAGCCUAUCCCUAAGUACAACUGGAGACGCACUGGACCCACCGAUCAAGUUUUCUUUGAACCUGUGCAAGGUAGGAAAUAAAUAUGUCCAGAGGGGACUGAGGUGCAGGGGGUUUGGGGAGCCCAUGCAAUUUGUUGUUGUUUUGUCGUUUAGUAGUGCACUAGCAUUCUGCAAAUUGCUUAAUGAGUUUUAAAAAUAUUUAUAAUCCACUCUUUCAUAAAAUAUAACAACCUAGCCUACAACAUAUAAAACAAAUACAGCUGGUCCUUAAAUGUCUAGAAGACGGAAUUUGAAAUAUCAGCAUGAGACGCUUAAUCUCAGGGUCGCGGGUUGGGCAAAAGAUUCGUGCAUUGCAAGGGUGAACCUCGUUGUCACUUCCAACUCUACAAUUCCAUGGUUCUAUAAUAAAACAUCAGUAGAUACUGCUUGGUUUAAAGAAAAACUCAUAUUGUGAAGGCCUGUCUAAAGCACGGCAGUAUUUAAAUGGCAUUGCAAGGAGGGAGGGACAGAUCCUGAUGAAUAUCUACUGGAAGGGAGUUCUACAGGGCAGGGUCUACCACUUUGGUCCUUAGUGAAGGCCAACCAGACAUGAGUAGUGGGGGGAACCACCAGAAUUGCCCCAUCGGAGGAUCUCAGCGCUUGUAGAUGGACUAUAAGGGCUCAAGUGGUCAUUAAUUAAUAAAUUUUGUUUAUUUCAUAAAAUUUGUGCACUGCUUAAUUGUAAACAAACCGCAAAGCAGUUUACAGAGAGUUAAUACCUCUUCCACAGAUGAAGGCAAAGACUACAUCUAAGGACCAGGCUUGAGGGGGAACCUGUGGCCCUCCAGAUAUUUUUGGACUACAACUCCCAUCAUGCCUGAUCAUUGGCCAUGCUAGCUGAGGCUGAUGGGAGCUGGAGUCAGGUUCCCCAAGCCUAACUUAGACGUAAAGACGUUUGAAGUACAGGAGGGGUUCAGCUUUGUCUCUGAAUUGACAAAUGGUGGUUUAGCUUUAUGCGCAAACACAGCCUGUGUACAGCUGGGCUGGAUCUACGUUGAUCUUCUAAAUGUUAUUAAAUUGAACGUUCUAUAAGGUUCAGUGGCAGUUUCCCUUUGUUGGUGGUUCCCCACUCUGCAGCACCCUCUGGUGUCUCAUUUUAAUAAUGCAUUUUAAUGUUAUAAACAAUGGGUGUAGAUCUGUCCCUGGAAAAUAAGGCUAUCCAUGGCUACUGGUUGUGACAGCUGAGGCAGUAUGCCUUUGAAUAACGGUUCCCGGGAUUCGCAGGCAGGAGCAAGUGGGUGAUGUGCUCCUGCCCUGCUUGUGUUCUUUACAGAGGCAUCUCACACUGUACAAAAACAGGAAGCUGGUCUGGAUAAGCCUUUGACCCAGCAGAGCUCAUUCCAUGCUUUUAGGACAAUAUCGCUGGAUGAAAAGACCAGAUCCCAACCGAAAUAAGCUGCUACUCUGAAGCCUUGUUUCUGUUGUAAUUUUUGCAGACCGCAAGAGGGGGAUUCUGAGGCUAAACAACGUCACGGCAGGUAUGUCCGGAACCUAUUUCUGCAAUGCUUCCAGCGAUGCUGGCUCUUCCAGCUGCACCAUCACCCUGGAGGUGUAUCCACGUGAGUGCAAUCUUGGUUUCACCCUACGGAGCUGCCAGAGAACCCUUUGCAUGGAAAUGGAAGCAUCAAGGGUUCUUAACCCUCCCAUACCCAGAUUCUUUUCCCGCUGCACAUUUUUGACAUGACUAGGGAAGGAGAAGAGGGCCUGUGCUGCAUUCUGGGGCCAGAGCAAGGCUGGAUCUACACCGAUAUGAAAAACGCUAUAAAAACACUAUAUAGCUCCCAAUGCAAUUUACUGUUGUCGAUAGAUUGCUGCUCUAUAGCGCUAUCUGGUGUCACAUUUUUAUAACACAUUUUUAACGUUAUAAUUGACAGGUGUAGAUGAGUCUCUACUGAUGUCAGGGACUGGGCAGAGGAGGAAUGGUGGAGACCACCUCCCUAGCCUGACCCUUCCAAAGAAGAAGAAGACAGUUCAGAAUUACAACAGGGGUUUGAGGGAGGUCACAGAGGCAGAUGAGGGGUAAAGCUGGGAAAUAAUAGGAGAGGAGGAGGAGGAGGAGGAGGAAGCACCAGGAGGGUGACAGCUGGCAGACACAGUGCCUUUAGAAAGUACUCCAGACCCCCCUAUCCCAGAACCUGGCGAGCCUUGAAAGUAGGAGAGCAAAGAGCUCAAAGGAAGAGGGCACAUUUCAUCACCCAUGGCGAUGACUCAAGAGGAAGUGGGAGAGAUGGAGGGGGUGGAGAUUCACUCGGGACAACACCAUUAUUCUGAGAGGCUGCAUUCCCAAGCUUCUCUCUGUAAAUAUUGAAUAAAAAGCAGAUGGUAAGGACUUUUCCUUGCCUUGUCCAUUCCUGGCAACCUGCUGUGGGGGUUGGUUCCUCCAUUGCCUAACAACAAUCCUCAAUGGCUGUGUUGUAUCUCCACUGUCAGAGGAAGUAAUGCUUCUCAAGACCAGUUGCUGGAAACCACAGGAGGGGAGAUUGCUCUUGUGCUCAGUUCCUGCUUGCGGUCUUUUCAUAGGCAUCUCAUUGGCUCCUGUGAGGACACGAUGCUGGACUAGAUGGGCCACUUGUCUGGUCCAGCAGGGCCCUUCUUUAUGUUCCUAUCGGAUUUCUCUUCCCCCUCUUAUUACCAUUUUCUGUUUUCUCUCUGCUGUGACUCCCUUUGCAGCGAUCAAUGGAGCCAUGGUGGCUGGUGCCGUCAUAGGAGCCCUCAUUGGACUUGGCCUGAUCAUUUUGUUUCCACUCCAGAUGCUCUUCUACAGAAGGAAGAUGAAAGAAUCACAGGAGGAGAUGGCCAAUGAGAUCAAGUGAGUGAAAAUGAGGUUCUUAAAUUGCCCCACAAGGCAGGCAAGUUGGGACCAGACAUGACUAAAGAGGCUAAAAUCUAUGUGGAAAUACUUCUUUUAAACGCAACAGCAGAAGACCGGUGAACAGAUUGCUGUCUAUGAAAGAAAAUAAGUGCAAUAAUAUCAAACAGAAAUGGACAACACAUUAUACCUGAAUGAAUCUCAGGGAAUGGAGGAAAUUGUCCCUUAUUUCUCCCUUCCUUGAAAUUCAUUCGGGUACAAUGCAUUGUUGAUUUCCAUUUGAUAUUCUUACAUUCAUAUCCACAAUAGCUGUUCCAUACCUCUAGAGUUAAGUUAGUAGUUGUUUUCCAGUACUGUGUUAACAUAUUUCCACCUGCAGACAUGAAAAAGAUUGGUAGCUCCUAAACAGUAAAUUAUUGUGGUCAUCUGUAAACAGAUUUGGGAUGCGGGUGAUGCUGUGGGAUAAAACCACAGAGCCUAGGGCUUGCUGAUCAGAAGGUCGGCAGUUCGAAUCCCCGCUACGGGGUGAGCUCCCGUUGCUUGGUCCCAGCUCCUGCCAACCUAGCAGUUUGAAAGCACAUCAAAGUGCAAGUAGAUCAAUAGGUCUCUGGCGGGAAGGUAAACGGCAUUUCCGCGCGCUGCUCUGGUUUGCCAGAAGCGGCUUAGUCAUGCUGGCCACAUGACCCGGAAGCUGUACGCCGGCUCCCUCGGCCAAUAAAGCGAGAUGAGCGCCGCAACCCCAGAGUUGUCCGUGCCUGGACCUAAUCGUCAGGGGUCCCUUUACCUUUACCUAUAAACAGAUUUAAUAAAAGCUAGCCCUAGGAUCAGGUUGCACCACUUGUUUCAUAACAGAAACAGCAAACCAAAACGGACAGGUUCUUCCUCUCAUUCCCUUCCCCUCACUAGUUCGUCUUUCUCUCUCUCUCUCUCUCCCCCCCCCCCCCCAACCCCUUUGCAGGGAAGAUGCUGUUGCCCCAAAGACUCUUUCCUGGGCAAAAAGUCCUGGCUCUGAUAUCGUCUCCAAAAACGGCACCUUGUCCUCCAUGAACACGACCCGGGAUCACAAACUCUACCCGUCCAAGCCGCCCUCAGACACGGCCUCCAUCACCACAGCCACUGGGAGCACGGUGGGCUACAAGCCCCCUUUCAGCAACCACCGCGGCGGGACCCACACGCCGACGCCCAGCCUCUCCAGCCAGUCCUUGCCCCUCUACUUCCCACCGAUGGCAAACGGGGUCCAUUGCCACCAUGCCAAUGUGCCAAUCCAUAGGAACACUCUCCACAGGACAAACGGGGCUCAGCCACAGGCCCCCCGACUACACGAGCCUGCCGCCCCCGCCCAAGGGCUCACCUCCUCCACCCUGAGCCGCAUGGGGGCCGUACCCGUCAUGGUGCCUGCUCAGAGCCAAGCAGGAUCCUUGGUGUAAGAGCUUGGCGGUGCCCUCCAAGUGCUCCAAGUGGUUCUAGCAAUCCCAUGCAAUGCAGAGAGGCUGGAAGCACUGACUCUGGGAUGCCUGCCUGCCUUCAGAGCUCCUGGGCGAGGUUUUGCGGGUGCGUCCUUCGAAGGAGCAGUUUUCAAGGAACCACCAUCAAUGAGACUUUCAAAGACUUGUGAGAUGGGCUUUUUGUAACACCUUUCAGAACUCUUCCUCUUGGUGCCCGACUCAUGUCCAGGAGCCCUCUUAACAGCAGAGGCUGUAUCUACUCGAACAAAUACCAGUGGAUCUUUGCUUUGCAGGAUGUGAUUCAUUCCUUUUUCUCUCUCUCUUAUUGGAGGAAGCAGCUGUGCUGGGACUGGCCAUCUUGACUUGGGGGAAAACGUGCCAGGGCAGAUCUGAAACCUGCAGCCAGAGUGAGGUGCUUCCUUGACCCGCCUUUCCUGGGAUUGGAGGGCAUUGGGUGCUCUGGAGGAGAUGGCAAAGAAAUAUUGCAGUUUAGGUUAAAGGGAAGAGGGGUGUGUGUUCUCUGAACUUCAGUUAGCGCAGGAAAGCUGCAGAGCAACACCUCUCCUUUUUCAAGUUUCUAGACCAUGGGAGAUUCUUCAGAGUCAGAGAAGGGCUCUGUAGGAUAUCCAAUGUCUGGUGCACCUUUAGAUCAUUGGCCACUUUCCAUAACUUGGCUGAAGCAGAAUGAAUUAUGCAAGCAAAGGAAAUGUAUGCACAUUAGUUUGGUUUGCAGAAUGUUCGCAGCUUGUCUCUUGCUGCAGAAUUUGUAUAAUCUCGGCACAGAGAAUACCCAGCCCUGGACAAAGAGCUUUGGUAGUCCAGUCUCUGUUUUGAAAUUGCUUUUAUUGUUAUUAUCGGGAAUGGGGGAAUGAAAUGGGGUGUCCUCCAUAGUAUUCCAACCUUGUUGGCUAGUGUAGGUGCCACUCAAAAUAGCAAGAGCCCUCUGGCCACCUGCAGUUCCCAGUUAUUCAGAUAUGAAUGUUGAUGUGUAAAUUGGAUCGUUUUCUGUUUGCUAUCAAGAGUCCCUGGGAGGGGAGGGAAGGCAGGUUAGGCUGAGAGUCUGUGAUUUGCUUUGUCACUGAGCAGGAAUCCCCCCGCACAAAAGUGGCCAGCAAAGGGAGGGAGGGUUCCCUUGGCUUUUCUGUUCGUUGCCAGUUAGGUGACCAACUUUUACUGCUGUUUUUAAAUAAGGAAAGAAAUGCAAGUUUUACAACUGCAAAUAGUUUUUAUUUUAUUUUUAAAAGCUAUUUCAAAAUUGAUUUGCAAAUGCUGGGAAGAGUGGGGAGUGUCUGUAGUACAGACAUUGGACCUACCCUGCAAUUUCUCUUUGUUUUAUCUGAGUAACCCCUGAAUAGACUUUCCCUUCUAAACAGCUUCCUUGUGUCACUGAGCCUCUCCCGUCUCCUAAAAAAACUCCCACAAUAACUUGAAGCCCAGUUUUGGAUGAAUCCUCGCAGUUUUGGCUUUAGGAACGGGGAAUAUUUGGCUGGUUUCUUCUGCCCCCUUGUGAUGCACAGAGGAACUGUACCUGGUCAACAAUUCCGCCUUGGGGAUCUUCAAUAAUAAGAUGUUUCUUCUUCCUGCCCUUCCCAAAAGCUUCUGCAACUAACCUGUAUGUAACCUUAUAUCAGAAUAUCCUAACAAUGGAUUCUCUAAGGGCGCCUUCAGUAUUUUAAUACAUAUUGUGCAAUUAUGUUUAUUCAAUGGACUUUUGAUCUUCUGUUUCUUUCUUUUUUAUAAACGUAGAUCUAGCACAUAAUUUAUACUUAUAGGUAUCAACAGGUCUGUGAAUCCUGGCUAAAGUCCUCUAACCAUUUUCAUGCUGGCUAAUUUUUUUUAAUGGCAAUGAGACCCUUCUGUUACAUGAGAAGCUAGGAUGGCACUGAAAUAUUUUUAUGUACAGUUUGAAAAACAUAUUAUUUUUCAUAAAUAAAAGUAUUUGUUUUUUAUAUUUAAAAAAAA
This is a messenger RNA of Podarcis lilfordi (Lilford's wall lizard), 97406 nucleotides long. NCBI's taxonomy places the organism in Eukaryota, Metazoa, Chordata, Lepidosauria, Squamata, Lacertidae. The record is from the annotation of a GenBank genome assembly.